GACAAAAAAAUUGGAUAAAGAGAUUUCUGGUUGUUCUCCGUGAAGUCAGCCCGACUCUGGGCACCCCAGGCAUCCUUGUGCAAGACAAGGUGCCGACCAACAUGUCCACACAGGCGCCGACGUUCACGCAGCCGCUGCAGAGCGUCGUGGCACUAGAGGGUAGUGCUGCGACGUUCCAGGCUCAAGUUAGUGGUUCUCCAGUUCCCGAGGUGAGCUGGUUUCGUGAUGGCCAGGUUCUCUCUCCCGCCGCCUUGCCCGGCGUGCAGAUCUCGUUCAGCGACGGCCGCGCUGCUCUGACGAUCCCCGCGGUGACCGCCGCACACAGCGGGAGGUUCUCCGUCAGAGCCACCAACGGAGCCGGGCAGGCCACCAGCACCGCAGAGCUGCUGGUCACAGCUGAGACAGCCCCCCCGAGCUUCUCCCAGCGGCUCCAGAGCUCCGCGGUGCGCCAGGGCAGCCAGGUGAAGCUCGACGUGCGCGUGUCGGGCAUCCCGGCGCCAACCGUGAAGUUCUUCCGAGAGGGAGCCGAGAUCCAGAGCUCCGCGGACUUCAGGAUCCUGCAGGACGGAGACACGUACAGCCUGCUGAUCGCAGAGGCUUUCCCAGAGGAUUCUGGGAACUAUUCUGUCACCGCCAGCAACAGCAGCGGCCGGGCCACCUCCACCUGCGAGCUGCUGGUUCAGGGUGAAGAAGCCGUACCAACGAAGAAGACUAAGACCGUAGUUUCCACCUCCCAGAUGACCAGUUCCCAGACCAGAGUGCAGAGGAAGGUGGAGGCCAGUUUCCAGUCCAGCACCAUGAUGGAGAUGCACGUUGAAGGAGGAAUGAUGACUCAGCAUCUGGCUCACAAGACCCCUCCGCGGGUCCCCCCGAAGCCCACCUCCAAGUCCCCCCCGUCCUUUGUUUCCAAGGUGACGGGAGGACGCCAGCAGUCGCCGUCACCGGUCCGCCACGUGAAGGGCCCGUCGCCGGCGCCCGUCAGACCGGUCUCUCCCUCCAGCAGACUCUCAGUCUCCCCCAUCAGACCCGUCAAGUCUCCCGUCAUGACCAAGAAACAGCUCUCUGCGUCUGCCGAGGUCCUGCCGCCCUGGAAGCAGGAAGGCUACGCGUCUGAAGCCAGCUACGCCAGUAUGACCGGCAUGGCCAGUGCCACCAGUAUGACCGGCAUGGCCAGUGCCACCAGUAUGACCGGCAUGGCCAGUGCCACCAGUAUGACCGGCAGUAUGACCGGCAUGGCCAGUGCCACCAGUAUGACCGGCAGUAUGACCGGCAUGGCCAGUGCCACCAGUAUGACCGGCAUGGCCAGUGCCAGCAGCAUGACCAGUAUGACCAGUAUGACCAGUGUGAGCAGUGUGAGCAGCGCCAGCCAGCUUCAUGUGGAGAAACACUGGGAGCAGCAGGUCACCGCCACCAAAGAGGCUGAGGGUGAGGUCAAAGCCGAGGCCGUGGCCACGGUGGUGGCCGCUGUGGACCUUGCGCGUGUCCGCCUGCCCGUGCACGCUAGAGACGGGUCGGCUGUAGAGGAGGAGAUCAGGCAGCCGGUCGCAACAACAACAACUGAACAGAAACAUGUCGUUGUAAUGAAAACGCUUCCAGCUGACGCCCCUGCAGAGCCGCUCACAGUCUCCCUGGAAACCAAGGAAACCAAGGAAACCAAGGAGUCUCAGUUUUCUGACGAUGAACUCUGUUGGUCACUCCAGAUUCAGAGAACAGCAGAGCUGUCCUCCCGCAUGGACACCAGUCUCGCCCCGUCUCCAGUAGUUCCACAUUUCACAGUUUCUAAAGUCUCCGUCCCAAAACACGAACCGAGCCACCACGAGGUUUCCAUCGCCGGCUCUGCCGUCGCCAGUCUGCACAAAGAGCUGUCGUCCUCCUCCGCUCCCAGAAAGAUCAUCAAGCCCGUCAAGUCUCCCAGUCCGUCUCGCCGGGCGGCCGUGCACGGGACGCCGGAGCCCCUCCCCCCGCCGUUUCGAGACGCCAGAUAUCAGCGGGGCGGAGCGAGCGAGGAGGAGUUUGAGGACUGGGAACCUCAGGCGGCCGCCGUUCCCUCCGGAGCUCAGGAGCCUGUCGUUCCUCCCACGCUUAUCGCUGGUCUGAAGAACGUGACGGUGACGGAGGGCGAGACGGUGACCCUGGAGUGCCAGAUCAGCGGCCAGCCGGCUCCCAGCAUCCUCUGGUUCAGAGAGGACUACAAGAUCGAGAGCUCCAUCGACUUCCAGAUCAGCUACGCUGGCGGGUUCGCCCGGCUGGUGAUCCGCGAGGCCUUCGCUGAAGACAGCGGGCGCUUCACCUGCACCGCCACCAGCGAGGCCGGGACGGUCAGCACCUCCUGCUACCUGCUGGUCAAAGUGUCUGAAGAGGUGGAGAGCCGAGAGGAGAUGACCACCGUCUGCGAGACUCCGGGACUCCGACAGGACAAAACCGUUGUCAUGGAGACACGGGAACUGGCGCCGAUGGUGACGGUGAGUGUCGACGAGGCCGCCGCUCCCUUCUUCAUCCACAAACCCACGGUGCAGAAGCUGGUGGAGGGGGUCGUCUUCCAGUGCCAGGUCGGAGGAAGCCCCACACCUCACAUCAUCUGGAAGAAGAGCGGAGUACCACUCACUACCGGAUACAGAUACAAAGUGACCUACAAGAAGGAGAGCGGAGAAUGCAGACUGGAGAUCUCCAUGACCUUUGCUGACGAUGCUGGAGAGUACUCCAUCUUUGUGAAGAAUCCCCACGGAGAAGCCUCGGCCUCGGCCAGCCUGCUGGACGAAGAGGCUUAUGACGCCUAUAUGAAGCAACAUGACGUGACGUAUAAAACAGAAGUGACCACGACGGUGGUGCAGGAGCCCUCUGUGGUCGUGACCCAGUACGAGCAGGACCAGAGGAGGACCACCACCCCCAUGAGCUUUGUCUCAGAAACGGAGUUUCUGAUUUCAGCCUUUGAGGAGCGGAUCAUCCAGGAGAUUGAGCUGCGUAUCUUAAGGAUCAGCUACAGCGAGCUGGUGAUGGAGGACGGUGAGCUGAUGGUGACUGUCGCGGAGGACGAGGCGCUGCAGCCCGCCUUCGACACGCCCGUCAAAAACUACAGAAUCAUGGACGGCAUGGGCGUCACUUUCCACUGCAGGAUGGCUGGACAUCCUCUGCCGAAGAUUGCUUGGUACAAAGACGGCCAGCGCAUCAGGCCCGGCGGCCGCUACCAGAUGGAGGUUCUGCAGGACGGACGGGCCAGCCUCCGCGUGCCCGUGGUUCUGCCGGAGGACGAGGGCGUGUACACAGCCUUCGCCUCCAACAUGAAGGGGAACGCCGUCAGCUCCGGGAAGCUCUACGUAGAGCCGUCCGGCGCCGUGACGCCCCAGAGAUACACACCGCAGCCAGCCAUGCAGAGGAUCAGAUCCACGUCUCCACGCUCUCUGAGCCGCUCCCCUGGCCGUUCUUCCAGCCGUUCGCCCGGACGCUCUCCGUCCCGUCGGCUGGACGACACAGACGAAGCUCAGCUGGAGAGACUCUACAAGCCUGUGUUUGUCCUGAAACCUUCCUCUAUCAAAUGCUCCGAGGGGCAGACUGCCAGAUUCGAUUUAAAGGUUGUGGGCAGACCGAUGCCCGACACAUACUGGUUCCACAACGGACAACAAGUGACCAAUGACUACACACACAAGAUAGUGGUUAAAGAGGACGGUACACAGUCCCUGAUCAUCGUCCCGGCCAUGCCACAAGACUCUGGAGAGUGGACGGUCAUCGCACAGAACAGAGCUGGACGGACUUCUGUCUCUCUAACUCUUACUGUUGAAGCUCGAGAAAGCGUGGCGCGCCCUCAGUUUAUCGAGAAGCUGAGGAACAUCACCGUGAAGCAGGGCACUCUGGUCGAGCUAGCCGUCAAAGCCAUCGGAAAUCCGCUGCCAGACAUCGUCUGGCUCAAGAACAGUGACAUCAUCACCCCACAGAAACACCCACAUAUCAAGAUUGACGGGACAAAAGGAGAGGCCAAAUUCCAGAUUGUAUCUUCUUCCGGAUCGGACAGCGCCUGGUACACGGCCACGGCCAUCAACAAGGCCGGCAGAGACACAACUCGCUGCAGAGUCAACGUAGAGGUGGACUUUGCCGCUCCGCAAGCCGAAAGGAAGCUCAUCAUCACCAAAGGAACGUACAAGACCAAGGACAUCGCAGCACCCGAGCUGGAGCCUCUUCACCAGCGUUACGGCCAAGAGCAGUGGGAGGAGGGCGACCUUUUUGACAAAGAGAAGCAGCAGAAACCGCUCUUCAAGAAGAAGCUGACUUCUAUCCGAAUGAAGCGCUUCGGUCCGGCUCAUUUCGAGUGCAGACUGACUCCGAUCGGAGACCCCAACAUGGCGGUGGAGUGGCUGCACGACGGCAAACCCCUGGAAGCCGCCAACCGGCUCCGCAUGGUCAACGAAUUCGGCUACUGCAGCCUCGACUACGAAGCCGCUUACGCCAGAGACAGCGGCGUCAUCACCUGCAGGGCCACCAACAAGUUCGGCGUGGAUCAGACAUCGGCAACGCUCAUCGUCAAGGACGAGAAGGGCCUCGUCGAGGAUACGCAGCUACCCGAAGGCAGGAGGGGAGCGCACAGGAUCGACGAGAUCGAACGCAUGGCGCACACGGGAGGACCCUACGGCGUAACCGCCGACGAAGAAACGGAGAAGAUGAAACCAGAGAUUGUGCUUCUUCCCGAACCAGCCAGAGUUCUCGAAGGCGGCAUCGCGCGGUUCCGCUGCAGGGUGACCGGUUAUCCCGCGCCCAAAGUCAACUGGUACCUCAACGGACAACUGAUUCGCAAAAGCAAGCGAUACCGACUUACCUACGAUGGCAUUUACUACUUGGAGAUCGUCGACGUCAAGUCCUACGACUCCGGAGAAGUCAGGGUGGUUGCGGACAAUCCUCUCGGCACAACCGAGCACACGGUGAAGGUGGAGAUCCAACAGAAGGAAGACUUCAGGUCCGUGCUGCGCCGCGCUCCCGAUCAGAAGGCCUCGGACACAUCGCACGACGCCGGCAGGGUUGGAUUUGACGUGGUGAAGGUGGAGCGACCCGGCGAGUCCGCGCAGGACCGAGAAGUCGUGAAGCUGCGCAAGGCCCAGAGAGUCGUUCACGAGAAAACCUCUGAGGAAUCGGACGAGCUGAAGAGCAAGUUCAAGCGCAGGACGGAGGAAGGUUUCUACGAGUCCCUCUCCGCCGUGGAGUUCAAGUCGCGCAAGAGGGACGACUCCUACGAGGAUCUGCUGAAGAAGACCAAGGACGAUCUCCUCCAUCGCCUGAAAGAGAAGGAAGAAGCCGAGAGGAAGAAGAUGGAGGAACAGGGCACGGUCACGAUCCCCACGAUCAGACCGGAGAGGGUCCAGCUCUCCCCGAGCAUGGAAGCGCCCAAGAUCCUCCAACGCAUCACGAGCAAGACGGUCGCCCCGCUGGACGAGGUGCGUUUCCAGCUGCGAGUCGUCGGCAGACCGGAACCUGAGUGCCAGUGGUUCAAGAACGGCGUCCUGGUGGAGAAGACCGAGCGUAUCUACUGGUACUGGCCGGAGGACCACUUGUGCGAGCUGGUGAUCCGAGACGUGACGGCAGAGGACUCCGCCAGCAUCAUGGUGAAAGCCGUGAAUGUCGCCGGCGAGGCCUCCAGCCACGCCUUCCUGCUCGUGCAAGGCAAGACAGCGGUGACCUUUACCCAACAUUUGGAGGACGUCAGCGCCAACGAGAAGGACACCAUGGUGACCUUCGAGUGUGAAACCAACGAGCCUUUCACCAAAGUCAAAUGGCUCAAGAACAACACGGAGAUCUUCUCCGGAGACAAAUACAGAAUGCACUCGGACAGAAAGGUCCACUUCCUGUCCGUGCUGGUCAUCGAAAUGAAGGACGUCGCCGAAUACUCGUGUGUUCUCGUAGACGACGAGAGCAUCAGGACGAGCGCCAGGCUCCACGUAGAAGGCGCUGCCCUGGAGCUGAGGAAACCUCUGGAGAGCAUCGAGGUGCCCGAGACGUACGCCGGAGAGUUUGAGGUGGAGCUGUCCCGCGAGGACGCCGAGGGCAGCUGGUUCUUCGGAGACAAGGAGCUGUCUCCCAGCGGUAAAUACAUCAUGUCCUCCCGCCGAGGGAGACAUAGCCUGUCCAUCAAAGACGUGAGGAAGGAGGACCAGGGGAAGUACAGCUUCGUAUGCGGAGAUCUGAGGACCAGCGCCUCGCUGAAGAUGAAACUGCGCCCCGUGACCCUGAUGCAGCCUCUAACCGACCUGACCGUGUGCGAGGGCGACAUCGCCCAGCUGGAGGUCCGGUUCUCGCAGGAGAACGUGGAGGGAACCUGGAUGAAGAACGGCGCUGCCGUCUCGGCCUCGGACCGGGUCCACAUCGUCAUCGACAAACAGAUCCACAAGCUGCUGCUGGAGAACGUCACCAGGGAGGACGCCGCUUCCUACGCCUUCGUGGUUCCCGCGCAGGACAUCUCCACCUCGGGAAAACUCAGCGUUCAGACGAUCGACAUCGUGGUUCCGCUGAAGGACGUGUCCUCGGUGGAAGGCACCAAGGCGGUCCUGGAGGCCAAGAUCUCCGCUCAGGACAUUAGCUCGGUCAAAUGGUACCUCAACGACAAGCUGCUGCUGCCCAGCGACCGGAUCCAGAUGGUUGCCAAGGGAUCCAAGCAGCGACUGGUCUUCACCAGGACCUACGCGUCUGAUACCGGACGCUACAAACUGGUGGUCGGAAAGGUGGACACCAGCUGCAGCCUCACUGUCCAAAAGGUUCACAUCGUGAAGCACAUGGAGGACAAGGUUUGCUCCGAGUCCCAGAACGUCACCUUUAACGUGGAAGUGUCUCACCCCGGCAUCGACCCCGUCUGGACCUUCAGGAACCAGCAGCUCAAAGCCGGACCCAAAUACAAGAUGGAGUCCAAGGGUGUGGCCCACUCGCUGACCAUCAUCGACGCCAUGAAGGACGUGGACGGCCAGUACACGUUCCACGCCGGGGAACAGACGUCCAGCGCCAAGCUCACCGUCUCCGGCGGCGCCAUCACGCGGCCGCUGCAGGACGUGAUGGUGGCCGAGUCUCAGACGGCCGCGCUGGAGUGUGAGGUCGCCAACGCCAACGCCGAGGGCAGGUGGCUGAAGGACGGCCAGCCCGUGGACUUCAACGAGAACGUGACGAGCGAGGUGAAGGGCGCGGUCAGACGCCUCGUCAUCGCCAUCACCAGACCGCAGGACGUGGGCGAGUACACCUACCAGGUGGCCACCUCCAAGACCACCGGCAACCUCCGCGUGGAGGCGGUGAAGAUCAAGAAGACUCUGAAGAACCAGACGGUGACGGAGACCCAGGAGGCCGUGUUCACGCUGGAGCUCACCCACCUGGACGUGAAAGGAUCGCAGUGGAUCAAGAACGGCGUGGAGCUGCAGAACAGCGACAAGUACGAGAUCACGACCGACGGCGUGGUCCACACGCUGAAGGUCAAGAACUGCAACACGCACGACGAGUCCGUUUACUCCUUCAAACUGGGGAAACUGUCAGCCAACGCCAGGCUCAACGUGGAGACGAUCAAAAUUGUGAAGAAGAUAAAGGACGUGACCUCGCUGUUGGACAGCCCCGCCUCCUUCGAGCUCAGCCUAUCACACGACGGCAUCCCAGUCAAGUGGAUGUUUAAAGGCGCAGAGCUCAAGGCGAGCGACAAGUGCAAGAUUCUGUCGGAGCGCAAAGCUCACAAACUGAUCCUGCAGAACGUGGCGAGCAGCGAUGCCGGAGAGUACACCGCCGUGGUCGGACACCUGCAGUGCAGCGCCACGCUCACCGUGGAAGCGCUGCGAGUCACCAAACCUCUGAAGAGUGUGAGCGUGCCAGAGACGCAGGUGGCCACGUUCGAGUGUGAAGUGUCCCACUUCAACGUGCCGGCCACCUGGCUGCGUGGCGGCGUGGAGAUCGAGAUGAGCGAGAAGUUCCGCAUCGUGGUUCAGGGGAAACUCCACCAGCUGAAGAUCAUGAACACCAGCCGGGACGACUCGGCCGAGUACACCUUCGUCUGCGGGAACGACCGCGUGUCCGCCACGCUCACCGUCAGCCCGGUCCUGAUCACGUCCAUGAUGAAGGACCUGAACGCCCAGGAGCGAGACACCAUCACCUUCGAGGUCACGGUGAACUACGAGGGCGUCAGCUACAAGUGGCUGAAGAACGGCGUGGAGGUCAAGUCCUCCGACAGGUGCCAGGUCCGCAGCCGGCAGCUCACGCACUCGCUCACCAUCAGGAACGUCCACUUCGGGGACGGAGGAGAGUACCAGUUCGUGGCCGGCUCUGCCGCCUCCGCUGCCAACCUGUUUGUGGAAGCUCGUGUGAUUGAAUUCACCAAGAAGAUUAAGGACAUAAAGAUCACAGAGAAGAAGAAGGCCGUGUUUGAAUGUGAGAUUUCGGAGCCCAACGUCCAGGUGAUGUGGAUGAAGGACGGCCAGGAGCUGGACGUGUCCCAGGACAGGUUCAUGGUGACAGCGGAGAAGUUCGUCCACCGUCUGAUGAUCCAGACGGUUCGCAUGUCCGAUGCCGGAGAGUACUCGGUGGUGGCCGGCGCCAGUGUGUCCAAGGCCCAGCUGACCGUGGAGGGGCGGGACAUCCGCAUCUCGGAACCGGCCCAGCGGGAAAUCACAGUCCUGGAGAAGCAGAGAGCCACCUUAGAGUUCGAGGUGAACGAGGACGAUGUGGAGGCUCGCUGGCUGAGGAACGGUGUGGAGCUCCAGCUCUCAGCGGAGGAGAGGUUCUCCUACGUCUGCAUCCGCAAGCUGCACCGCCUCACCGUGUCGGAGACGUACCGCAGCGACGCCGGCGAGUACACCUUCGUCGCCGGCAAGAACCGGAGCACCGUGCACCUCCGAGUCAACAUCCCGGAGGCGCCUCAGAUCCUUCGCCACAUGGCGCCCCAGUCGGUGGAGGCGGGGAAGCCCGCCCGUUUCUCGGUGCAGGUGAGCGGCGUGCCGCCCCCCCAGGUGUCCUGGUACAAGAACUCCCAGGCUCUGUCGGCCGGCUUCAAGUGCAAGUUCCUCCACGACGGGGCCGAGCACUCGCUGCUGCUGAUCGAGGUCUUCCCCGAAGACGCUGCUGUGUACAACUGCCAGGCCAGGAACGAGUACGGCGAGGCCACCAGCACGGCCGCGCUCAGCGUGGAAGUGUCAGAGGUGGUCUCUCCCGACUCGUCUGCAACCGUGGCCCCCCCGGUGGUCAUCUCGCCCAUCGCCAGCACCUCGGCCCGCGAGGGAGAACCGGCGCGCUUCCAGUGCCGCGUCCGCGGAGACGAUGUGAAGAUCAGCUGGUUCCACAAGCAGAAGGAGAUCAAGCAGUCGGACUUCUUCCGGAUGUCUCAGUUUGACGACAGCUGCCAGCUGGAGAUCUCCAGGGUUUACCCCGAGGACGAGGGAGAGUACAGCUGCGUGGCCACCAACAACGCCGGCAGGGUGUCCUGCUCCGCCACGCUCACUCUGGACGUUUCAGGGCGAAAACAAGCCGCAGACAGUCCCGCUGAGUCUCCGUGGCGUGUCUCCACCAGCCUCGCCUCUUUAAAGAAACAUUCCUCUGGCCAAAAGCCCCUUUUCAUCCAGCCAAUCACGAGCUGCACGGUGCCCCACGGGGAGGUGGCGCGCUUCCACGCCUGCGUGUCCAGCGUGCCGAAACCGGAGAUCAGCUGGUUCCACAACCGGCAGCCGGUCCAGCCCACCAAGAACGUGGUCUUUCACUUCGACGAGGUGACCAACGCCGCCGUGCUCAUCAUCGUGGAUGCUUUCCCCGAGCACGCCGGGCAGUACACGUGCCGCGCCGUAAACAGCGCCGGGGAGGCCACGUGCUCGGCCACUCUCACCGUCACCCACGAAGAAGAAGAAGAAGAAGAAGUGACUCACGUGAGAGAGCAGAUCGAAGCCAAGAUCGAGCAAGAAGUCAAAGAGCGUUGUAGCACCACCAUCACCACUGUGGAAGAACAAGAGGAAACCUACUACACUGGUGUCCAGUUACCACAGAAAACAAAAACACUUGAACUCAAGCCAGAGCCCAAACGUUACUCUUCCUCUUUAGAGAAGAAAAAAGAAAAGCCAGUUUUCCUCAGCCAGCUCGCCCCAGCAGCUGUAACCAGCGGGGAAACAGCCAGGUUUACCGUCAAAGUGUCCGGCCUUCCAAAGCCGACAGUUCAGUGGUCUCACAACGGAAAAGUGAUUAAGAGCUCCUCCAUAUACAAGCUGAUAGAGAUGAAGGAGGAGUACACGUUAAUUAUCACUCAGGUCACAUCUGAGUAUGAGGGCGAGUACUCUUGCACCGCCACCAACAGAUUUGGCCAGACAACGUGCACCACAUACCUCGAAGUGAAAAAGAAGGAUGUGAGCCAGGCGGAGAAAUGGGUUGAGAAGAUGUUUAAGGUCACAGGUCAACCCCCAACUUUUACAGUUCAGAUCCAGCCGGUGAGGUGUUCAGAAGGAGGAGAGGUUUCUUUUAAUUACAAAGCCAGUGGUGAUCCAAUCCCUGAUGUAAAGUGGUUCAAGGGGGCUUUCCAGAUCCAGCCCAGUAGAAACUGUAUCGUUAUAGCCAACCCAGAUGGAUCUGGCGUCAUUAAUAUAAAGAGUGUCAAACAGGAAGACAGUGGGCUCUAUACUUGUAAGGCCUCCAACCAGUUUGGAGAGGCGUCUUGUAGCGCUGAGCUUGUUGUGUUUAGAGAAUCGGCCUCUGUUUCUCGCAAACAGGAGCAUGUAACCAUGGUUCAGAAGAAAGGCUAUAAGGUUACAACGACAGAACAAGCAACAGAGUCUCGCUUGUACCAGGUCAGCCUCCCAGGUCAGGACAGAUCAGAUCAGAUGGUUUACACCAUUGGCACUGAAGACCGGCAGAUAAUUCCCAGUGAGCAAGUGGGCUCCCUUAGAGAACUAGACAUCUCUGCAGCCACUAUCCAUCGCGAGCAGCUGACCCACCAGGCAGCAGUGCUUCAGUCUCACGAGAUGGAGGAGAGGGUGUCUGUGGUUCCUACCCACCCACCUCAGGUUUCAGCUGUUCCUGUGAAACAGCUUCACGUGACCGCGUUCACGUCAUCUGUUGAAGAGAGUCAGGACUUCACUGAGCAGCACUGCGAUCGCAUUCAAAGCCCUGAGGUCAUUGAGCUUCAGGCAGCUAGAGAAAAGAGGUCAAUGGUGAUGUCAGCUGUUGCCGAGGAGCUCACUACGCUUUCUACGGUUAGCACAGAGCCUCUGUCUGACAGGAAGUCUGCUAAAGUCACGCCCACUUCAGAACCUAAACAUCUAGUCAGUGGGCAUCAAGUCGAAUCACAGUUGCCCUUCCUAAAAGAGCAGUCUCAGGAUAUCCCCAAACCUCAGGAAGAGAAGGGUUAUAAAGUUAAGGAAGGUGUCAAGAUUUUAUACUCAGUCCAGUCUGCAGAGAAACGGGUGCUUGCAGAGGGCCACACAACUGAACUAGGAACAGCAGAUUCUGCUGUAAAGUCUUCAGUUGGGAAAGAAAAGCACCGACCUGUCUUGGCUUCAGUCAGCGAGUCCAAACAGACUCUUUCCAAGGAGACUAAGUUCUCCUUGCAGAGGCCCGUUGAGGAGACAGCCCAUCUCUGUAAGGAUAAAAUGAUGAAGGUGGCUCUGACUGCGGAAGAGAAGCAAAUGUUGCAGGCUGAGCCCACUCAGCAGCUGCCAAGUCUGGACAGUGCCAUGUCCAUUCAGUCCCAGGUAGAAGGGGAGCAGUUGUUGCACCUGCAGGUUAUCACAGAUCAGGACCUCCUUCCAUCUGAGAAGGGCUUCACCUGUGAGAAACCAGAACCAGAGCAGGCAGGAGUCAGGAAGAGUCCCACUCUGCUUUACAGCGUUAGCCAGGAUGAACAGAGGACAGUAGUUUGUGAGGACACAUCAGAGUUUGAGGCCAAGGCUAGCACCAUGACUAUCCAGCCCCAGAAAGAAGCCCCUACUCUUCUGCAUCUUCAGUCAACCCAACCUGUGGAAGCGCUACCCAAAGAGGGUAUUCUCCUAAUUGAGAAGCCUGACCAGCAGGUUGCAGCGCAGAAACAAGAAAAGACGAGAAGUCAUGCAGCUACCUCGGAAGAGAGACGGGAGCUCACAGCAGAUUAUCACACAGAGCUGGAUUUGUCUGUCACUGGCAGUCAGUCUCAGCUUCGAACUGAGCCUAGGCCUCAAAACAUCCUCCAGCUCUCUUUCCAGCCCAUGCAGCUGCCAAAGGAGACGCCAGUUACCACUGACAUGAAGCAGCAGCGAGCUUUGGUGCAGAAGGAGGAUCGCUUAAAUUUGAUGCAUGUCACCAGUGUGGCAGACAGUCAGGCUUUAGAGGAGGGUCAUACUGAGAGUCUUACAGCUGUGGAUAAAUUCACCUGCCAGAUGGCUGUAGAGCCAAAACUUCCCACCGAGCCAAUCCAGAUUGAGGAGAAGGAGAUCUCCACGGAGAGUAGUAUACUUCUACAGGCAGCAGAACAGGACUUUGCUGUUCAGAUCCAAGAGGGCCAGUCAGUCAGACAGUCAAUAGUGAUGGACGAGAAGCGAGUGCUGACGGGUGAGCUCUCUCAGGUGAUUACCAAGUCUGAGUCCACUAAAGUCGGCAUCACCACUCAGCCGAAACUGUCCCUUUUGGCAUCAGAAUCAAAAGACACCACACCUCUUCCCAAAGAGAUGACGUUUGUGAUUCAGAUCCCUAAACCAUUCAGUCUAAAUAUACGUAAUCAGCUCAGAGAUGCCCUUCAGUCUGCUGUGGCCAGUGACCAGCCAGUGUUGCUGGCUGACGUCGUAGGAAGGUUACAAGCUGUAGAAGUACAGGAAGUCAAGGUUCAAAGAGAGCCUAAGAGGGCCAUGUUUACAUACCUGAUCACAACAACAGGUGCUCCCAUGGAGAUCACUCUGGCUUUUGAGGGUAAAUACCCUCAGACAGCUGACCUCAGGACUGAACUCCAGGCAGCUUUCCACUCUAUAGUGUAUCAGGAAGCCCACGUUCUUACCUCAGAACAGCCGGGCACUAUGCAGUUAGACAAACCUCAAAGGGCACAGGUCACCUCGACCCACUCUAAGCAAAUGCUGUCAUCCAUGGUAGAGACUGUGAGCGUGGCAGAGAGUGCGGUGGAUUUCACUGCGGUAAAAUCUCAGGCUGCUGCACUCAAGACAGAGUCUAAAAUGGCAGUUGAAUGUGCUGCAGCUGAACAGCAGGUUGUGGUGCAGGAAUCUAAAGCAGCAAAGAUGGAACAGUCCAUCUCAGCCCAGGUACAAAUUUCUACAGAGUCUCACAUGGCUUUUGAGCAGUCGGUGCAGGUUUCAAAGCAGGAGGUUAGGUCAGUUAAGGUGAAAGGCAGAGAGAGGGAUGUGGGAGCAGCUAUGGUUACCACUACCUUGCCUCCCACAACUGUCCCCACCGAACAGGUGGAUAUCAGCUUCCACAAGGAGCACAGGGAGGAGUUCUUUAAAGAGGAGAUCACAGUUUCCAGGCCAGAGCAGAGAGAAUACCCUGUAAUAGUCACCUCCCUUGAAGACGUAUCCAUUGAUGAGGAUAGUAAAAUAACCUUUAGCACCACCAUUAAGUAUGUCACAAAGGUAAACUGGUUUUUCAACGGGCAAUUGGUGAAGUCUGGCAAAGAGUUCAAGUGUUCCAAAGACCACGACACAUACACAUUGGUUAUCAACAAAGUUGUCAAGGAGAGGCAUCAAGGAGAAUAUGUUUGUGAGGCUGAGAAUGAAGCUGGCAGGACUACAACAUCUUCAAGACUCACUGUGGUCUCAAGAGUGCCACCUGUCUUUAGGCAGAAAAUCACACCUCUGGAGAUAAACAUCGGCGGCCAAGCCAAGUUCGAAUGUGAAAUUGAGGAAGCUCCGAGUGUCACCUUCAAAUGGUACAAGUCUGGCAUUGAGAUCAAACAGAACGAGAAGUAUAGGAUCCUCAGCCGGCUCACCAGUUCCUCCCUGGAGCUCAUGAACCCAAUCAAAGCCGACAGCAGUGAAUACACCUGCAAGGCUUCAAACAAGCAUGGCACUGACAGCUGCACUGCCUCGCUCAUCGUCACCGAACUGUACCCACCGGUAUUUGUAUCACAACCAGACCCAAUGACUUUAUAUGUGGGCAAACAAGCUGUGCUCCAGUGCUUACUCACUGGAUCCUCACCCAUGGAAGUUGUCUGGCACAAGGACAACAUAGCCAUCUCCUCCGAAGGGAACUAUGUAAUGAAAUGUGAAAAGAACAAGUAUUCCCUUCACAUUAAAAGUCUUGAGCUGACAGACCAGGGAGUGUACCUGUGCAAGGCCUCCAACAGGGUAGGCACUGCUACUUUUACGACAGAGCUCAAGGUAAUCAAGAAGCCCAGCUUUGUUAAGACCAUUGAGCCAGCGUCAGCUGCUGUCAAUGACCCUCUGAGGCUGGAGUGCCAGGUGGACGAGGACACUGGUGUGACCGUCACCUGGACCAGGGAUGGCAAAAAAGUCCACCUAAGUUUGGAGUGUAAAAUGUCCUUUGAGGACAAGGUGGCUGUUGUUGAGAUACCCAAGUCCAAACUGAAGGACUCUGGGAAAUAUGUUUGCACAGCCACAAAUGAGGCUGGGAGUUCAUCCUGUGAGGCUGUGGUAACAGUUCAAGAGCCCCCUAUCUUUGUUAAGAAAAUGGAACCUAAGAUUACAUGGAAACAAGGUAUAGCUGCACGCUUACAGUGCUCCGUUAAAGGAUCGCCUGAACUUCACAUCCACUGGUUCUGGAAUGAGAGAGAGCUUGGUGAUGGAGACAAAUAUAAAAUCUCUUUCAAGAAUGGAGUUGCCUCUUUGGAGAUAAUGAACCUUGUGGUUACAGACAGUGGGAGUUACACCUGCGAGGUGUCAAAUAAUGCCGGCAGCGAGAGCUGCAACACCCUUAUAGCUGUUAAAGAGCCACCAUCCAUUAGAAAGGAGCUGCAGACAGUAGAGGCAGUAAAGGGAACAGCAACUCAGCUGGAGUGUGAGAUCACAGGAACCGCUCCUUUUGAAAUCAGCUGGUUAAAAAAUAAGAAAGCCAUCUCCAGUGAUCAGAAAUAUAAAAUAAUCGCACAGGAUUCCUUGUCAAGGCUGGAGAUCCAGACCUUUGAAAGUGCAGAUGUUGGAGAUUAUCAGUGUGUCAUAUCUAACGAUGUGGGGAAAGUCUCCACUAAGGCCCAAGCUAAACUUAAAGAACCACCAACCUUCUCAAAGAGGGUUGAGAGUGCUACAGCAGUGAAGGGAAAUACAGUAAAACUCCAGGGAACCGUUAAGGGUUCGGCUCCCAUCUCUGUUAAAUGGAUGAAAGACUCUGAAACACUGAGAGAUGACGAUCCAAACAUCAAGAUGGUGUUUGAGAACAAUGUUGCUUGCUUGUCGAUAACAACAGUGGCCAUCAGCCAUGGUGGCAAAUAUUCGUGCCAAGCUGAGAAUGAGGCUGGUCAACAAAAAUGUGAAGCUACCUUGACUGUGCAAGAACCUGCCAGAAUUGUAGAACCUGCAGAGUCUAUUAGUGUGACUGCAGGCGAUUCAGCCACACUGGAGUGCACAAUUUCCGGAAGCCCAGACCUUAAAGUGAAAUGGUUUAAAGACGGAAAGGAGAUGAUCAGUGGGCGUAAAUAUAAGAUGACUCUGAAGGACAAUAUUGCCAGCAUGAAGAUUCUCACGGCAGAAAGAGGAGACACUUCAGAGUACAAGAUGGAGGUGUCAAAUAAAGUUGGGAAAGACCAGUGCACAUGCUCAGUCACAAUCUUAGAUCGGAUAAUGCCUCCAACUUUCACCAAGUCCCUGAAAAGAGUUGAUGGAAACAUUGGUAAUGAUGUCUCCAUGGAUUGUAAGAUGUCUGGGUCUCAACCCAUGACCAUAGCUUGGUUCAAAGACGACCAGGAGAUCAUGUCUGGAUCCAAAUUCCAGCCUGAAUUCAAAGACAGCUCUGCUACGCUGAGAAUUAUACAGCUGGAGAAAGCUGACUCUGGAGUUUACAAAUGCAGAGCCACCAAUUCAGCCGGCUUUAAGGAAACCAGCGGCACGCUCUAUGUCAAAGAGCCCCCAGUGUUCACAGCGAAAUCAGACAACCAGGAUGUUAUACCAGGAACCACUGUUUGCUUCAAAACAGCCUUCACUGGAACAGCUCCUUUAGCUGUAAAGUGGUUCAGAGAGGAAAAAGAGAUUAUAACUGGAGGCUCAUAUUUUAUAAAGAAAGAUGCCUCUUCAAGCUCUUUGGAGCUUCACUCUGUGAAACCCAAUGACUCGGCAAAAUACACAUGCCAAGUAUCCAACGAUGCUGGGAAGGUGGAUUGCACCGCAGUCCUCUUUGUAAAAGAACCUCCCACGUUCGUGAGGAAGCUUGAGGCGACUAAGCUCGUCACCAGCGGCGACUCCGCCAAGCUGGAGUGCAAAGUGACGGGCAGCCCCGUCAUCACUUUUAAAUGGUUCAAGGAUGAGAUGGAGAUCAGCUCCAGCCCUAAAUACACAAUGUCUUUGAUUGACUUAGUGGCAUCUCUGGAAAUAGCCAACUGUGCGGUAGAGGAUAGUGGAGAUUAUGUCUGUGUGGCGUCCAGCGAGGCUGGUAGUGAUCGCUGCAGCAGCACAGUUACAGUCAAAGAGUCGCCAUUGUUUGUGCGUAGCUUGGAGCCCAAAGAUGUGGUGAAAGGUUCUGAGAUGUUGCUGGAGGGCCAAGUUUCUGGCUCCGCCCCUUUCACUGUGUCAUUUUAUAAAAACACAAAGCUGAUUAGGAAUGACAAGAGACACCGGAUCACUGUGAAAGACGAGCUAAUAGCCCUGCAGGUGCUGGCAGUAGAGGCAGGAGACGUCGGUUUGUACCAGUGUACUGUUGAGAAUGAAGUUGGGAGGGCCUCCUGUGAUUGUCAAGUGACACUAAAAGAACCACCAUCAUUUGUGAAAAAGCUGCAGAACCUCAGUUCGUUGGUUGGUAGCGAGGUUUCCCUGCAGUGCACUCUGAAGGGCUCAGAGCCCAUGACCGUGUCAUGGACGAAAGACAACUAUGAGCUCAAAGAGGCUGAAAACAUUCAGAUUUCAUAUGAGAACAACACUGCUCUGCUGCACUUCACCAACUUACAGAGCAAACAUGACGGCAAAUACUCUUGCCAGGCGCAGAAUCAGGCCGGGAGCCAGACAUGCUCUGCUGUGUUGACAGUCAAAGAGGCCGCUAAGGUCACAGAGGAAGCCAAGUCUGUCAGUGUGACUCAGGGGGAUCCGGCCACGCUGGAGGUUCGGUUCUUGGGCACAAAACCCCUCAAGGCCAGAUGGCUAAAGGCCGGCAAGGAGCUGACCUCAGGCCAGAGAUAUAAAAUACAUGGCACAGACACCAGCUCUGUGCUCAAGAUUAUCAAAACUGAGAAAAGUGACAGUAGUGACUACACCUUUGAGGUUUCAAAUGAUGCCGGCCAAAGUUCUUGCGAGGCCACACUCACCAUUCUCGAACCACCAUGGAUUCUUGAAAAGCCUGAAUCCAUGAAUGUUUUGCCUGGCUCAAAAGUCCAGUUUAACGUACUGGUCUCUGGCACGCCACCACUGACCAUCAAGUGGUUUAAAAACAAGAAGGAGGUUUCAUCCAGUGCCGAUUGCUCUGUUAUCAAAGACAACACUUCAAGCUCACUGGAGCUUUUCUUUGCCAAAACCUCAGAUUCUGGAGACUAUGUUUGUGAAAUACAGAACGAUGUGGGCUCCACUUCAUGCCAGGCAACACUCUUUGUCAAAGAGCCCCCUAAGUUCACACGAACCCCGGCUCGUGUGUCCGUGGUCCGUCCCGGUCAGAAUAAAAUGUUUGAGUGCCAGGUGACCGGCACACCUGAGAUAGACAUCUACUGGUUCAGGGAAGGCUCUGAGAUCAGCCCCAGUGAUCGGUACAAGAUGGCCUUUGUUAACUCUGUGGCCACUCUGGAAGUCUGUGGAACUGAUAUUAAAGACAGUGGGCUUUACUACUGCGAGGCUCGCAAUGAGGCUGGCAGUGAGAGCUGCAGCACGGAGCUCAAGGUCAAAGAACCGCCAUCAUUUAUUAGAGAGCUGGCUCCAUCUGAUGUUGUGAAGGGCUCCACUGCUUGUUUUGAGUGUCAGGUUGCUGGGACUGGUCCAUUUGAGAUAACAUGGCACAAAGAUGCAAAGGAGAUCAAACCCAGUGCUAAACAUGGCUUCUCCCAGAUUGGUGACACUGUGGGUCUAGAUGUGCACAAAUGUGACGCUGUAGAUGUCGGUGAAUACCAGUGUACAGUUGCCAACGAGGUGGGAAGCUGUACUUGUAAAACUACGCUAAACCUCAAAGAACUACCAACAUUUACCAAGAGGAUUGAGAACGCUGCCACUGUUCUGGGUAAAAUGGCAGAGUUUCAGUGUGUGGUCAAGGGUUCUCCCACUCUCUCUGUACAAUGGCAAAAAGAUGACAACUGGAUUUUGGAGGAUACAAAGAUUGAGAGAACAUUUGAAAACAAUGUGGCGACUCUCAGGAUUCCUGCCUGCGAGGUGACACACAACGGGAAAUACACCUGCCAGGUGGUGAACGAGGCUGGGCAGGAUAAGUGCUUUGCCACCCUAACGGUGCAAGAGCCACCUCAGAUCACAGAGAAACCUGAAGUGAUAAAAGUUACAGUCGGAGAUCCAGUCAGUCUGGACUGUAAGGUAACGGGCUCCCCUGAGCUCAAAGUGAAAUGGAUGAAAGAUGGCAGGGAGCUUCAGUCCAUCAGGCAGCACAAGCUGAUCUUUGAGAAUAACAUCAGCAGCCUAAGGGUUCAGUCCGCUCAGAAAGAGGAUGAAGGAGAGUAUGUCUUUGAGGUGGCAAACCACAUCAGUAGCUGCACCUGCAAAGUCAAAGUGAUCGUACUAGAACAAGUAAUUGCCCCAAGCUUCAUCAAACCCCUGGUAGACAUGCAAGAGAUAUUGGGCUCCUUUGUUCAGAUAUGUUGCAAAAUAUCUGGUUCCCUCCCCAUCUCUGUGGAAUGGCAGAAAGACGGGACCAAAAUCUCUAGUGGUGUAAAACACAAACUCAUUCAGCAGGACAAUAAUGUGUCCAUCGAAAUAGAACAGCUGGAGAGAUCUGACGCAGGCUCCUACUCUUGCAAACUGACCAACGCAGCGGGAAGUUGCAACUGCAGUGGAUCCCUCAUGGUUAAAGAGCCUCCCAGCUUUGUGACGCUGCCUGAGUCCCAGGCGGCUCUACCCAAUGGCACUGUACGCUUCAAAGGCACAUUUAAGGGAACGCCACCCUUCACGGUCAAAUGGUUCAAGGACAAGACCGAGCUCAUGACCGGGCCCACUUGUUUCACAGGGCUGGAGGGACUGUCUUGCUUCUUAGAGCUCUAUUCAGUGGGUGUCACCCAGAGUGGAGUUUACUCUUGCCAAGUCAGUAAUGAUGCUGGCUCUGUACGCUGUAGUGCAGACUUGACAGUCAAAGAACCACCUGAGUUUCUGCUGAAACUCCCUGCCACAAAGUUUGUGAAGCAGGGUGAGUCACUCCGCCUGGAGUGCAAAGUGAGUGGCACAGUCCCUCUGAAAAUGACCUGGUACAAACACGACACCAAGGUCACAGAUGGGGGCAACUACAGGACAUCAUUUGUUGAUUCAGUAGCAGUCCUGGAACUGCUCCGCACAAGCUUUGAUGAUGAUGGAGUUUACACCUGUGAAGCUCAGAAUGAUGCUGGCAGUGUCAGCUGCAGCACCACACUUACCGUUAAAGACCCACCAUCUUUUGUCAAAAUACCUCAGCCCGUUGAAGGGCUGAAGGGUAAGGACGUGAGUCUGUACUGCGAGAUGAGCGGUACAGCUCCGUUCCAGAUCACCUGGUUCAAAGACAGGAAACCUCUGAUGGAGAGCAGAAAGUUUAAGAUGGUGAGCGAGGGCAGCUCUGCUACGCUGCAUAUCAUUGGGAUAGAGCCCUCGGAUGCCGGCGAAUACGAGUGUAAAGUGUCAAACAGUGUAGGAAGUGACACCUGCCAGACAUCAGUUAAACUCAGAGAGCCGCCGUCGUUUGUGAAGAAACUGUCAAACAUGACAGUGAUACUGGGAGAGGAGGUGACCCUUGUAGCCACUGUUAAAGGCUCUGAACCCAUUACUGUGUCCUGGGUUCAAGACAAGGAUCACAUUCUCAGGGACGGUGACAACAGGAAAAUCACCUUUGAGAACAACAUGGUCGCUCUUAAAGUCUUUAAGGCUGAUGCAACCACGGCAGGCAAAUACACCUGCCAACUCAGAAACGAUGCUGGGAGUGUGGAAUGUUUCGCUAACUUGACUGUUCUAGAACCCGCUAAGAUAGUGGACAAGCCCGAUGCUCUGAGCGUGACAGCCGGCGAUAUGGCUGCCCUGGAAGUCAAAGUGUGUGGAACCCCGGCGCUCAUACCGAAGUGGUUCAAGGAUGGUGUCGAGCUGGCCUCCGGGAGGAAAUACAAAAUCUCAUUUUCUCAGAUGAUUUCCAGCCUGAACGUUCUCUCUGCGGAGAAAGUGGACUCUGGAGAAUAUACAUUUGAGGUUAUGAACGAGGUCGGGAAGGACCUGAGUAAAAUUAAUCUCACAGUUUUAGAUAAGAUCGUACCUCCAACUUUCUCAAGGAAGUUGAAGGAUUGCAACACAAUCUUUGGAACAGCUGGAGAGAUGGAGUGCAAAGUGUCGGGCUCCCCACCUUUCACCAUCUCCUGGUACCACGAUGGGGAGGAGAUACAGAGCGGACCCAAUUAUGAGAUUUCAUUCAGCAACAACAGCUGCACGCUCAAAGUGUCCACGCUGAAGCUGUCCGACUCCGGAGUGUAUAAAUGUAAAGCUGUCAACAAGGCAGGAUCCAGUGAAACCACGGCCUCCUUGGUUGUCAAAGAACCUCCGUCGUUCGUGGUGCCGCUGCAGCCGGUGGACGCCAUGCCCGGCUCCAACGUGACUUUCUCCGCCAUGGUGAAAGGCAGCGCCCCCCUCAAACUGAAGUGGUUCAGAGGAACCAAGGAGAUCCUGCCGGGACGGGGCUGUAACUUCUCCCUGAAGGAUAACCAAGUUCUUCUGGAGCUGCUGAGCGUGGACAGAUCUCACGCCGGAGAGUACACCUGUCAGAUCAUUAACGACGCGGGAAAGGAAAGCUGCCCCGUUAACCUCACCGUCAAAGAGCCGGCCACCUUCUCCAAGAAGCUGAAAAACGUGUCUGUGGAGAAGGGCAAACCGUUGACGCUGGAGUGCCUGUACACCGGGACUCCUAAAAUCACAGUCAGCUGGUACAAAGACGACCAGCAGAUCUUCGCGUCCUACAAACACAACAUCACCACGACGGAGAGCUCCUGCAUCCUCGAGUGUCUGAGCACUGACGACAAAGACACCGCCGGGAAAUACUCCUGCCAAGUGUCCAACGAUGCAGGAAAGGACACGUGUGACGCAACCGUGUCCAUCCUCGAGCCGCCGUACUUCGUGGAGUCCCUGGAGCCCAUGGAGGUGACGUCCGGCGACAGCGUGUGUCUGAAGUGUCAGGUGGCGGGCACGCCGGAGAUCAAGGUGGCGUGGUUCAAGGCGGACGGGAAGAUCCGGUCCAGCCCCACCUGCAGGCUGGAGUACACCAAGGGCGUGGCCUGUCUGAAGCUCAGCAAAUCCACCAAGGCCGACAUCGGAGAGUACACCUGCAGGGCCGAGAACCAGAUAGGCUCCGCCUCCUCCACCUGCAGACUCAGCGUGGCAGAGGCCAAAACGCCCCCGUCCUUCCCGAAGAAGAUCACCAGCCUGCAGCAGACCGAGGGCCAGCCGGUGCGCUUCGAGUGCCGCGUGGCGGGCUCCUCGCCCGUGGACGUGGUGUGGCUGAAAGACGGCAAGCCGCUGCUGCCGGGAGACGACUUCUCCACGCUGUACGACGACAACACUGCCGCGCUGCAGAUCGCACGCGGAGAAAUGAGGCAUUCUGGGGAAUACACCUGCGUGGCCACCAACAGCGUGGGCUCGGCCUCCUGCAGAGCCAAACUCACCCUGCAAGAACCGAGAUACCCACCGGCCUUUGACAGGAAGUUGUCGCCACAGGAAGUGACGGUGGGCGACAGCAUUGAGCUCGAGUGUCACAUGACCGGCUCUGCCCCCAUUAAAGUCACGUGGUCCAAAGAUCACAAAGACAUUCGCACUGGGGGGAAUUAUAAGAUGAGCUGUGUGGACAACACGCCCCACCUGUCCAUUCUGAAGGCCGAUAAAGCCGACACGGGACGAUACUUCUGCCAUGCCUCUAACGACAUGGGGAAGGAUUCUUGUUCCUCUGACAUCACGGUCAAAGAGCGUAAAAACCCUCCGGUGUUCACCAAAAAGCCCUCCGAGCACAUGGAGGACACGGAGGGCAAACUGGUGAAGCUGGAGAGCCGAGUCAGCGGCUCGCAGCCCAUCGCCGUUAGCUGGUUCAAAGACGACGAGGAGAUCCGCAGCUCCGACCGAUACGACGUCAGCUUCAAGAGCAACGUGGCCGUGCUGUGCAUCAAGAGCAGCCGGGUGGCGGACAGCGGCCGGUACUCGUGCCGCGCCGCCAACGAAGCCGGGGAGACUUCCUGUGAAGUCACGGUGGGAAUCUCAGAGUCCAAGAAGCCUCCGGUGUUCGACGUCCCUCUGAAGCCGCUGACGGUUGCCGAGGGCGACAAACUGAGCCUGAGGUGUCACGUGUGCGGCUCCCCGCCUCUGAAGAUCCAGUGGAUGAAGGACCGGAAGGAUCUGACGGCGGCCGGCAGCACCGCGAUCAGCUUCUCUGACGGGACGGCCUGUCUGGAGAUCAGCGCGGCCUCGCGCCACGACGCCGGGGAUUACCUCUGCAAGGCCACCAAUGACGCCGGCAGCGAGUUCUGCAAGGCCAAAGUCACCGUCCAAGAGAAACCCGGAGCCGCCCCGGCGCCAGCUGAAGCUCCAGCGGCCGCUCCGACUAAGAAACUGGAAAACCUGUUCUUCAUCGAGGAACCCAGAACUACACACGUCACCGAGAAGGGAACCGCCACCUUCAUCGCCAAAGUGGGCGGCGAGCCGAUCCCCAGCGUGAAGUGGAUGAAGGGGAAGUGGCGGCAGAUCACGCACGGCGGGCGCAUCUCCAUCGAGCAGAAGGGCAGCGAGUCCAAGCUGGAGAUCCGAGAGGUGACCAAGUCGGACUCGGGGCAGUACCGCUGCGUCGCCGCCAACAAGCACGGCGAGAUCGAGAGCAGCGCCGACAUGCACGUGGACGAGAAGAAAGAGGCGGCCCUGCUGGAGGGAGACCUCCGCGCCAAGCUCAAGAAGACGCCGUCGAAGCAGAAGAGUCCUCAGGAGGAGAAGGACAUCGAUAUCGUGGAGCUGCUGAGGAACGUGGACCCCAAAGAGUACGAGAAGUACGCCCGGAUGUACGGCAUCACCGACUACCGUGGCCUGCUGCAGGCCAUCGAGCAGCUCAAGAAGGAGAAGGCUGAAGAAAGUGGACGACCGGAAGUGGAACGUGGAGACCGAGAGUCUGACGAGGACAUGGCCCGACUGGUGGCCGACCUGCAGAAGAGGAUGGAGCGCACAGAGCCCGUCACCGUGGUGAAGGACAUCUCGGAUCAGUCCGUCUUCGCCAACAAGGAGGCGGAGUUUGAGUGCGAGGUGAAGAUCAACUACCCCGAGAUCACGCUGUCCUGGUACAAGGGCACGCAGAAACUGGACACCGGCGACAAGUACGACAUCAGCAUCAUCGGAGACCGCCACCUGCUCCGCAUCCGCAGGUGCACGCCGGCGGAUCAGGGGAACUACCGCGUGGUCUGCGGGCCGCACAUCUCCAGCGCCAAGCUCGUCGUCACCGAGGCCGAGGUGGAGAAGCACCUGCAGGACACGUCCGGUAAGGAAGGCCAGGCGUGCUCUCUGUCUUGUCAGUUGUCCGUGCCUAACGUAGAGGCUCAGUGGUUUAAAAACGGAAAGCGCUUAGAGAUGAAGGGCAGGUACGCGUCCCAGGUGAAACACAAAGUCCAGAAGCUUGUGAUCACGGACCUGAGAAGCGAAGACCAGGGCCGGUACAGCUGCAGGUACCAAAACCUGGAGUCCUCGGCCGAUCUCUGGGUCGAAGCUGAACAAAUUCAUUUCACCAAACGCAUCCACAACAUCGAAGUCAACGAGCGCCAGUCGGCCACCUUCGAGUGCGAGGUGUCCUUCGACAACGCGAUCGUUUCGUGGUACAAAGACACCUGGGAGCUGCGAGAGAGCCCCAAGUACAACUUCACGAGCGAGGGCCGAAGACAUUUCAUGGUCAUCCGAAACGUGGCCGUGGAAGACGAAGGCGUGUACUCAGUGAUUGUGAGGUUGGAGCCCCGAGGAGAGGCUAAGAGCACGGCUGAGCUUUAUUUGUCUGGCAAAGAAAUUGAACUAGCAAUGGUGCCCUUCGAUGUGCCAGACUCCUCAGUUCAGAGGCCUGAAGUGCCUUCAUCGGUCGCCAUUCAAGAAUCCGCUGAAUUCUUUCAGUAUGAAGAAGAACGUAGAGAAUCGGCUGAAUAUUCGUAUCACUAUGAAGAAGAGGUGAAGGUGGAGCAGAGAGAGAAGUUUGAGAGCUGGACAGAAGAGACGGUAACACAACAGGUGUCCACAGCCAAAGCUGCCAGAGUUGCCGUUGAGGAGAAAGUAGAGACCAAGAAAGUUGAACUGAGAGAGGAACUCCCAACAAAAGUUGCUGAGAAAAAACCUGAAGAAAAGCCAACCGCAGCCGUGAAGGAGCCGUUGCCACCAAAAGUACCAGAAGUCAGAAAGCCGGUGGAGGAAAAGAUUCCUGCAGUUUCAGUCCCAGAGAAGAAAGUUCCCGUGGCCAAAGAACCAGAGGAGGUAAAGAAGCCUGCUGCUGCUCCCUCGCCACCUGCAGAGAAGCCUGGAGUGCCAAAGAAAGAUGAGCCCAAGCCUCAGGUGCCAGCUGAGCCCAAAAAAGUGGCGCCUGCAGCUAAGCCUGAGCCUGAAGCCAAACCCAAACCCAAAGCAGAACCUGAAUCAAAGCCUAAGCCGACACCGGCUCCCAAAGCAGUACCUGAAGCCAAACCGGCGGCCAAGGUCGAGCCUGAAUCUGAAGUUAAGCCAGCGGCGCUAAAGAAGCCGGAAACACUGCCAUCCAAAGAUGAAACCAAGGGUCCUGUACAAGCACCGGGAGGAGUCAAGAAAGAAAUACUUCUGCACAAAAAAGGUAAAAUUCAGACCGAAGAGGAAGGGACGUUUGAGAUUCCCACUUUAAGGAAGACAACCAGAAUCGUAAAGGAAGUGGAAGAGGAGCAGGAGAUUAUCAAACUGAAGAAGAUUCCUUCGGUUCCUCCUAAAGACGCUGAAGAAGAGGAGAAACCUCAGAAGGUCACCAAGACUACGAUCUUCAAUGUUGAGGAGUUGGUGCAUAGGGAAGAUGCUAUCGAGAUGUCCGUCGCCAACAGGAGACCUGCGGAGGAAAGGAAACCCCGAGAGAAAGCAGAUGUGGUGAAAAAGCCAGAAACUGUGAAGCCUAAAGAAGAGGAAAAGAAAGAAGCUCCUAAAGAUGCAUGGGCCCGCCAGAAACCCAUUCCCAAAGAUGAGAAACCAGAAGAUAAGAUUUCUCUGAAGAAAGCUCCCAAAGCACCAAAGGAAGGGGAACCCGCCCCGCCUAGUGCAGCCUUGAAGAAAGUGAAACAACUGCCCUCAGAUGAAGUUGAACCAGAGGCAGUCAAACUAAAACCAUUUGAAAAGCCUGUUAAACCAGCUGAGGAACCAGAGAAAGACAAGAAGGAUAGGCCAGACCGGGACACUGUGCCUUUCCAGAAGCUAGACAGGAUCCCCAAAGAGGUGGAAACCAAAGAACCUCCAAAGAUACCUGAGAAACCUCCUCCUGAGGUAAAGGAGCCAGCAGCAAAGAUGCCAAAGCCUGUAGAUAAAAAGAAAACUCCCGCGAAAGAGCCUGAGGAGGUCAAAGUGCCCACCAAGGUGAAGAAAAUCCCAACACAGGAACAAGAGAUAGAGAGUGUCAAGCUUAAGCCCUUCUCCAGACCUUCCAAAGAGGCUGCAGAGCCGGAGAAGAAACCAGCAGAGGAGAAAGAGAAGAAGCCAAUCGAUGACCUGCAACGGCGUCGCACAAGUCCAGAUGAAAAACCAAAAGAACGAGAGCCAGAGGCUAGACCGAAGAAACCAGAGGUCCCAGAAGCUCCAGAGAAGAAGCCGGAGAAGCCAACAGCGGUAGAGCCAAUUCCUGCAGAGAAGACAGUGUCUCCUUCUGUUAAGAAACCUGAAAAGGUUCCUGAGGAGCCCAAAGCUUUGCAGGUGAAGAAGGGAGUCACACCUAAAGUGAAAGAGGAGAAAGAAGUGGCUCUAAAGCCUUUGGAGCAACUCAAGAAGGUUGAGUUGAAAAAGACUCCAUCUCCUAAAGUUGCAGAGACAGUCCCUGUUGAGAAGACGCCAAGUGUUGACAAACUCAAAAGGAUUACUAAACCAGUCUCACCAAAAGACUCUAUUGAAGCUGUGACUCUCAAAAAGGCUCCAAAGAAGCUGUCACCUGAGGAGAAGGUUGCAGAACCGGUAACGCCUGGUAAAGGGAAACUUCCCCUGGCUAAGGAAGUCUCUCCUGGAGCUGUGCAGAUGAAGAAGGUCGCCACCCAGCCGGAGGAGGAGAUAUUCGAAGAGGAGGAAGACGUUGAGCAGGAGGAAGAAGAGGCCUGGGGCUGGGAGCUGGUUCCGCGGGAGAGUUACGGCUCCGAAGACUGGGAGGGCGAAGGAGAGGAAGGUGCCCUGGAAGUUCCAGGGGGGCCCAGGAGAGCCAAGCAGACCCCGUCCCCUGGAGAAGGCCGGGGCCGCGGCCUGAAGCCCGGUGGAAGAGGCCCCACACCACCAGAGGAACCUUUCGGAGGAUUCAAACUCAAAGCCGUACCUCUGAAGUUCAUUAAGAAGAUUCAGGACAUUGUGUUGCAGGAAGCCGAGUCUAUCGGCUCCUCUGCAGUGUUUGAGUGUGAGGUCUCGCCUUCCACCGCCAUCACAACAUGGAUGAAAGGCGACAGUAACCUACGCGAGAGCCCCAAGCACAAGUUCACUUCUGACGGCAAAGAUCGCAAGUUGAACAUUAUUGAUGUCCAGUUGUCCGACACUGGUGAAUACACCUGUAUCGCCAAGAAUGCCGGCAAGGAAAUAUCAUGCACAGCCAAGCUCAUUGUUGAAGAGCUCCCUGUGAAAUGGAUCAAAGAGCUAGAGCCAGAGACUUCAGCUAUGAAGGGUCAGCCUCUGUAUAUGACCUGUGAGUUGAACAAAGAAAGAGAUGUGAUAUGGAAGAGGAAUGGUGAAGUCCUGAAGAAAAAGGCCGGCAAGGUUCAGAUCAAUAUCAUUGGUAUGCAGCACGCUGUGACCAUCCAGAACUCCACUGAGGAGGACACUGGUGUCUACACAUGCGAAGUGUCCAAUCAGGAGGAUGUAAAGACUACGACAAGUGUAAAAAUCAUUGAAAUAAUCAAAGACUGGAUUGUGAAACCACUGAGAGACCAGCAUGUGAAACCGAAGGCAGCCGCUACAUUUAAAUGCGAGCUCUUCAAGGAUACUCCCAACUGGAAGUGGCUCAAAGGAGAGACUGAGGUCACUCCUUCUGACAAGGUUGAGAUCAAGAAGGACGGAAAGGAGCUGACGCUCACCAUCAAGAACUGUCAGCCUGAUGACGUAGCAGAAUAUGCCAUGGAGGUGGAAGGACGUGUCUACACCGCCAAGUUAACACUAGGAGAACGGGAGGCCGAGAUCCUGAAGCCCCUGGCCAGCGUUGAAGUGGUUGAGAAGGAAGAAGCCAAGUUUGAGACGGAGAUCUCUGAGGAUGACGUUCCUGGAGAAUGGAAGCUCAAAGGAGAGGUUUUGACCAGAUCCCCGAUGUGCGACAUCCAAAUGGAGCGUGGGGUGCGUAGACUCACUCUGAAAAACUGCCAGCUGGAUCAGGCCGGAGAAGUGUCCUACCAGGCUCUGAACGCCAUAACCAGCGCAAUGCUCAAUGUCAAAGAAAUCGAAAUGGACUUUGUUGUCCCGCUGAAGGACGUUUCUGUGCCUGAAAAGAAACAGGCUAAGUUUGAAUGCACCAUCACGAAGGAUGUCUCUAAGGUCAUGUGGCAUAGAGGCGACGAUGUCAUCACCCCAGACCAAAAGUAUGACAUCAUCGAUGAUGGAAAGAAGCACAUGCUUAUUAUAAACUGUUGUGAGUUUGAUGACGAAGACGAAUAUACAAUUGCGGUUCUGGGAAAAACUUCAACAGCUAGACUCACAGUGGAGGGUAAGUGCUGGAUUAUAGGUAUCAGGCUCAAAUUUAUCUCGCCGAUAAAGGACCAAACUGUGAAGGAAGGCACAACGGCUCGUUUCGAGCUGGAGCUCUCUCAUGAGAACAUCCCCGUCACUUGGUACAAGAACGACGUUAAAAUUCAUCCGAGCAGAACCGUGGUCACUCAUGUGGACGGAAAGAAGCAUGUGCUUGAAAUAAAGGAAGUGACUCUCGACGAUACUUGUCAAAUUAAGGCUGAGGCCAAAGGAAUUCCUUCCAUGGCCAACCUGACGGUCAUAGAGGGAGAUGCGUACUUCACAGUUAAGCUGCAGGACUAUACUGCAGUGGAGAAAGACAGGGUGGUUCUUGAUUGCGAGCUCAGCAAAGACGUCGAUGUUAUGUGGUACCACGAUGAGGCCGAGGUCAAGACCUCAAAGAUGGUGGCCAUCAAGGCCGAGGGCAAACGCAGAACCCUCGUCAUCAAGAAAGUUGGGGACGAAAACAAAGGACAAUAUGUAUGUGAUUGUGGAACAGACAAGACAACAGCGACACUUCACAUUGAAGCGCGCCACAUCAAGGUGGUCCGCCCGACGUACGGCGUCGAGGUGUUUGACGGAGAGACAGCUCGAUUUGAAGUCGAGCUGAGCGAGGACGAUGUCCACGGCCAAUGGAGACUGAACGGAGAAGUCCUCAGUCCAUCCGCCGAUGUUGAGAUCGUGGAGGACGGCGCCAAACACACUCUGGUCUUGUACAACUGCAAAGUGCCUCUAACAGGCGAGGUGGCGUUUACCGCCGCCAACGCCAAGUGCUCCGCUAACCUGAAAGUGAAGGAGCACCCCGUCUCGUUCAUUACACCGCUGGCUGACGUGCAUGUGUACGAAAAGGACGAGGCAAAGUUUGAGGUGGACAUUUCUAGAGAGCCCAAAAGCUUCCGUUGGUUGAAGGGAUCUCAGGAGUUGUCAAACGACGAUAAGUUUGAACUCCUGGCAGAGGGAAAGAGACACACUCUCGUUGUAAAAUCUGCCAGAUAUGAAGACGAAGCCAAAUACAUGUUUGAGGCUGAAGAUAAACGGACAUCUGGGAAGUUGAUUAUCAAAGGUAUUCGCCUUGAAUUUAUCAAGCCGAUUAAAGACGUGACAGUGAAGGAACGUGAAACCGCAGAGUUCAGCGUCGAACUCUCUCACGAAAAGAUCCCGGUGGUGUGGUACAGAAAUGGCGUGCGCCUGCACCCCAGCAAGGUGGUGCACAUGUCGGAGGACGGGAAAGUGCACACGCUGGCCCUCAAGGAGGUCACCAUCGAUGACACGUCCAUGAUCAAAGUGGAGGCCACGGGCAAGACCGCCGAGGCCAUGCUCACCGUGCUCGAGUAUCUGAACAGUGUGGCCUGGUUCCCUGACCCCCCAUGGCUUCCCUUCUGCUGUAACUGCUCACUGCUGGUUGUUGUUGCGUGUCUCCUUGCAGAGGGCGACCUGUACUUCACGGCGAAGCUGCAGAACUACACCGCCGUCGAGAAAGACGAGGUGAUUUUGUCCUGCGAGCUGAGCAAGGCGGCCGCCGACGUCCGCUGGUUCAAAGACGGUAACGAAAUCUUUGCCUCCAAGAAUGUUCUCCUCCAAUCGGACGGCAGGAAGCGCACGCUGCUGAUCAAGAAGGCGGCGAAGAGCAACAUGGGAGCGUACACCUGCGACUGUGGCACCGACAGAACCACAGCCGACUUGAACAUCGAAGGUAAUACCUGCCGGGCCAUCCCCAGACCACGCUCAGGACAGCAGAAUCAGGCCACGCCCACCUCCAGUUCCCCCCCGAAACCCUCCGGGCCAUCCCAUCCUCCAUCCUCCAUCCUCCAUCUUUACUUCCUGUACUGUAAAUGUUUUGUAACGUUUGUGACGUCUUGUCAUAAUCCAGCCCUGAACAUCUGCGUUAUAACUGUUUAUAAGAAACUCUCUCGCGACAUCAAGGUGGUGCGCCCGCUGUACAGCGUGGAGGUCACGGAGACGGAGACCGCCAAGUUUGAGACGGAGAUUUCGGAGGAGGACCUCCACGCCACCUGGAAACUGAAGGGAGAGAUGAUCCACCCUUCUGCUGAUGUGGAGAUCAAGGACGAGGGAAGCCGACACAUUUUGAUUCUCUUCAACUGCAAAAUGGACAUGGCCGGAAGUGUCGACUUCUCGGCAGCGAACGCCAAAUCCUCGGCUCAGCUCAGGGUCAAAGCCCGGGUGAUCGGCCUGGCGAGGCCUUUGCAGGACGCCACGGUGACCGCCGGGGAGACCGCCACCUUCGAGUGCGAGCUGUCGUAUGAAGGCAUCGCUGUCGAGUGGUUCCUGGGGGGUACCAAGCUGGAACCAAGCGACAGAGUGGUGUUGAAGUCGGAGGCUAAAGUCCACAGCCUGACUCUGAGGGACGUCAAGCUGAACGAAGCCGGACAACUUAAACUGGUCGCCAAAGACUUCCAGACCGAGGCCAACCUCAUCGUCAAAGAGCCUCCGGUGGAGUUCACGAGGCCUCUGGAGGACCAGACCGUGGAGGAGGAAGCCACCGCCACGCUGGAGUGCGAAGUGUCCCGAGAGAAGGCGGCGGUGCGAUGGCUCCGGGACGGACAGGACAUCAGGAAGACCAAGAAGUACGAGAUGAUCGUCGACGGACGCAAGCGAGCGCUGGUCAUCCACGACUGCUCUCUGGACGACUCCAAGACCUACACCUGUGACGCCAAAGACUUCAAGACCUCCUGCUUCCUCAACGUGGAACCUCCACAUGUCGAGUUCUCGAAGCCUCUCCGUGAUGUUGAGGUCAAAGAGAAGGAAUCCGCCAGGUUUGAAUGCCAAGUUUCCAGAGAGGAUGUCAAAGUCCGCUGGUUUAAAGAUGGAAGUGAAAUCAGAAAGGGGAAGAAGUAUGAGAUUAUCGCUCAGGGUCGCCAACACAUCCUCAUCGUCCACAAGUCCGUGUUUGACGACGAGGCAGAAUACGAAUGUGACGCCAAGACCUCCAAAUCCUCCGGCAUGCUCACUGUCGUCGAGGAGGAGACCAGGUUCAGCAAGAACCUGUCCAACGUGGAGGGAACGGAGACGGACAGCGUGAAGCUGAUCUGCGAGGUGUCCAAACCCAGCGCCGACGUGACCUGGUACCGCGGCGACCAGGAGCUGCCGGAGGGCGGUCGCUACGAGCAGAUCGUGGACGGGAAGAGGAGGAUCCUCCUCAUCCAGGACCUGAAGCUGGCCGACGCCGGAGAGUACAGCUGCAGGCUGAGUCCCAGCGUCAAAACCUCCGGAAACCUCAAGAUCAACGAGCUGGCUGCAGAGUUCAUCUCGCGGCCCCAGAGCCAGGAGGCCGUGGAGGGCCAGAAGGCCGAGUUCACCUGCUCCGUCUCCAAGGAAACCUACGAAGUGAAAUGGAUGAGAGGCGACGUGGAGCUGCAGGCCGGAGACCAGUACCAGAUGGUCAGCGACGGGAAGAGGCGAGCGCUGGUCAUCAAGACCUGCGAGCUCCGAGACGAGGGAACGUACACGGUGAUGAUCGGAGCCACCAGAGCCAGCGCUGACCUCACCGUGCUCGAGAAACUGAAGGUGAUCACGCCGCUGAAGGACACAGAGGCCAAAGAAGGACAGGAAGUGGUCCUGAACUGCGAGGUGAACACGGAGGGAGCCAAGGCCAAGUGGCUGAAGAACGAGGAGACCAUAUUCGAGAGCAGCAAGUACGUGAUGGUCCAGAGAGACAACGUGUUCUCUCUGAGGAUCAAAGACGCCCAGAAGGGAGACGAGUCCAACUACAGCAUCAACCUGACCAAUCAGAGAGGAGAGCAGGCCCAGAGCUCCUGCAAGCUCGCUGUCAAAGAGGAGAGUUUGAGGAUCGUGGUUCCUCUGGAAGACAUCGACACGCAGGAGAAGAAGACGGUCAGCUUCUCCUGUAAGGUCAACCGGCCCGACGCCACGCUGAAGUGGACCAAGGCCGGCCAGGAGAUCGUCUUCAGCAAGCGCCUCGUCUACCGAGUGGACAAAGACAAGCACACGCUGACCAUCAAGGACUGCACGCUGGCGGACGAGGGCGAGUACACCGCCGUGGCCGGGGACAACAAGUCGGCGGCGGAGCUGAUCAUCAGCGAGGCGCCCACCGACUUCAGCGCGCACCUCAAGGACCAGACCAUCACCGAGUUCGAGGACGCCGUGUUCACGUGCAAGCUCACCAAAGAGAAAGCAGACGCCAAGUGGUACAGAAACGGACGCGAGAUCAGAGAAGGACCGAGAUAUAAUUUUGAGAAACAGGGGAAGAUGUGCACCUUGCGUAUCAAGGAGUGCAGACCGGACGAUGAGUGUGAAUACGCCUGCGGUGUGGAGGACAAGAGAUCCAGAGCCAGGCUCUUCGUGGAAGAGACACCGGUGGAGAUUGUCAGACCGCCACAGGACGUGUUCGAACCUCCGAGCUCCGACGUUGUGUUCGAGGUGGAGCUCAACAAGGACAGAGUGGAAGUGAAGUGGCUGAGGAACAACAUGACAGUCGUGCAGGGAGACAAAUACCAGAUGAUGAGCGAGGGUAAAAUCCACAGACUGCAGGUCUGUGAGAUCAGACCCAGGGACCAGGGAGAGUACAGACUCAUGGUCAAAGACAAAGACGCCAAGGCCAAGCUUGAGCUGGCAGCUGUGCCUCAGAUAAAGACCACAGACCAGACCUACGUCACGGACGCCAGGAAGCCCAUCGUCAUGGCCGUCCCGUACAGCGCCUACCCGCAGGCCGAGGCCGACUGGCUGUACAACAGUCUGAGUCUGCCCAAAGACAACAUCCACACGUCGGCCGAACGCACCGAGUACUGGCUGAAGGACCCGCUGAAGGCCGACGAGGGCCGCUACAAGAUCGUCAUCAAGAACAAACACGGACAGGGAGAAGCCUUCAUCAACCUGGAGGUCAUCGACGUCCCGGGACCCGUGAAGAACCUGCAGGUGAUCGACACGGCCGACGGCGAGGUCAGCCUGGCGUGGGAGGAGCCCGAGAGCGACGGCGGCAGCAAGGUCGUGGCCUACGUGGUGGAGAGACGCGACGUGAAGCGCAAGACCUGGACGCUGGCGACCGACCACGCCGAGAGCCCCGAGUACACGGUCACCGGCCUCCACAAGGACUCCAUGUACCUGUUCAGAGUCUGCGCCCGCAACCGGGUCGGCAGCGGACCCAACGUGGAGACCGACAAAGCCGUACAGGCCAAGAACAAGUUUGACGUUCCCGACGCUCCUCUGAACAUCACGGUGGGAAACGUCACCAAGUUCGGCUGCACCGUGUCCUGGGAGCCCCCCGAGUCUGACGGGGGCUCCCCCAUCACCUCUUACAUCAUCGAGCUGCGGGACAGGACCUCGGUGAAGUGGACGCCCGUCCAGAUCACCAAGGCCGACGAGCUCAGCGCCGUGGUCAACGACGUCAUCGAGAACAAGGAGUACAUCUUCAGAGUCAAGGCUCAGAACAAGGCUGGGGAGGGCAAGCCCAGCGCCGCCUCCAGGCCUGUCAAGAUCAUGGAUCCUAUCGAGUGUCCCAGCCCCCCUGUGAACCUGGUCUGGCAGGACCAGAACAAGAGCUCGGUGCAGCUCAGCUGGGAGACCCCUCUGAGGAAUGGCGGCAGCAUGAUCACAGGCUACAUCAUCGAGCGCUGCGAGGACGGCGCUGACAAGUGGCUCCGCUGCAACGCCCGCCUCUGCCCCGACCUCUGCUACAAGGUGUCUGGGCUGAAAUACGGGACCAAGUACAACUACAAAGUGUUUGCUGAGAACGCGGCUGGAGUCUCGGACCCGUCCAACAUCGUCGGCCCUCUGCUGGCCGACGACACACAUGUUGCUCCAUCCUUUGACCUGAGUGCGUUUAAAGACGGUCUGGAGAUAAUCGUGCCUCAGCCUCUGACCAUCAGAGUGCCGAUCACCGGCUACCCGACCCCGGUCGCCCGCUGGACCUUCGGGGAGAAGGAGCUGAGCACCGCCGACGAGCGCGUCUCCAUGACGACCAAGUCCACGUUCACCGAGCUGGUCGUCACGCCCAGCGUGCGCCCGGACAAAGGCACCUACACGCUGAGGCUGGAGAACGAUGUCACGUCUGUCUCCGGAGACAUCGAGGUCAACGUCAUCGCGGCGCCGAGCGCUCCGAAGGAUUUCAAGGUCCUGGAGGUGACCCGGCAGCACGUCCACCUGGCCUGGGAGGCCCCCGAGCACGACGGAGGAAGUCCUCUCACCGGGUACCAGGUGGAGAAACGGGACAUGUCCCGCAAGACCUGGGUCAAGGUGACAACGGGGAUCCUGGAUCUGGAGUUCACUGUCACCGACGUGGUGGAAGGAAAGGAGUACCUGUUCCGGGUCACCGCCUGCAACAAGUGCGGACCGGGAGAGCCCGCCUACAUCGACGAGCCCGUCAACGUCUCGUCUCCCGCCACCUGCCCCGACCCCCCAGAGAACCUGCGGUGGAGAGACAAGUCGGCCAGCGGCAUCUUCCUCACCUGGGAGCCGCCCAAGUACGACGGCGGCACGGGCAUCCGCGGCUACAACGUGGAGCGCUGCCAGAGAGGAACGGAUAAGUGGGAGCCCUGCGGGGACAUGGUCCCCGAGCUGAACUGCCAGGUGACGGGUCUGACGGAGGGCCAGUGGUACGCGUACAGAGUCCGAGCCCUGAACCGCCUCGGGGCCAGCCGGCCCUGCAAGGCCACCGACGAGAUCCAGGCCGUAGACCCCAAAGAGGCCCCGGAGAUCCAGCUGGAUGCCAAGCUGCUGGCUGGUCUCACCGCCAAGGCCGGCAGCAGGAUCGAGCUCCCGGCCGAGGUGACGGGGAAGCCCGAGCCGCGGGUCAAGUGGACCAAGGCCGACCUGGUGCUGAAGGCCGACGACCGGGUGUCCAUCGACACCAAGCCGGGACACUCCACCGUCUCCGUCGCCAAGACGCGCCGAGACGACAGCUGCACCUACAUCAUCGAGGCCACCAACAGCAGCGGGCGCGCCACCGCCACCGUAGACGUCAACAUCCUCGAUAAGCCCGGCUCUCCGGCCGCCUUCGAUAUCUCCGAGAUCACCAACGAGACGUGCUUCCUGGCGUGGAACCCUCCGCGCGACGACGGCGGCUCCAAAGUCACCAACUACAUCGUGGAGCGCCGCGCCGCUGACAGCGAGAUCUGGCACCGGCUGUCCUCCACCGUGAAGCAGACCACCUACAAGGCCGUGGGCCUGGUCAAGUUCAAGGAGUACAUCUUCAGGGUCUUCGCCGAGAACCAGUUUGGUGUCGGCCCGCCCGCCGAACACCCGUCCAUCAUCGCCAGAUACCCCUUCGAUACUCCCGGUGCUCCGUAUAAGCUGGAGGCUUCAGACAUCGCUAAGGAUUCGGUGAGCCUGGCGUGGUACGAGCCUGACGAGGACGGAGGAAGCCCCAUCACCGGCUACUGGGUGGAGAGAUACGAACCGGACCAUGACAGAUGGCUCAGGUGCAACAAGCUGCCCAUCAAAGACACCAACUACAGAGUCAAAGGUCUUCCCACCAGGAAGAAGUACAAGUUCAGAGUCCUGGCGGAGAAUCUGGCAGGAACUGGAAAACCCAGCAAGGAGACAGACCAGAUCCUUAUCAAAGACCCUAUCGACCCCCCAUGGCCUCCCGGUAAGCCCACGGUGAAGGACGUGGCCAAGACUUCCUGCUUCCUGGUGUGGACCAAACCGGAGCACGACGGCGGCGCGAAGAUUGACAGCUACGUCAUCGAGAUGCUGAAGAGCGGCACCACGGACUGGAUCCACGUGGCCGAGGACAUCAGCACCCUGGAGCACUUCCUGAAGGGCCUGAUGGAGAAGCAGGAGUACUCGUUCAGGGUGCGAGCCGUCAACGUGGCCGGGGAGAGCGAGCCCAGCGAGCCCAGCGAACCCGUGCUCUGCAAGGAGAGACUCAACCCUCCGUCGGCGCCGCGCUGGCUGAACGUGGUCAGCAUCUGCCGAAACAGCGCCGACAUGAAGUGGACGGCCCCGGAGCGCGACGGCGGCUCGCGCAUCACCAACUACGUGGUGGAGAAGCGUGACGCCCGCCGCAAAGGCUGGCAGGCGGUGGACACCACGGUGAAGGAGCUGAAGUACACGGUGACCCCGCUCAACGAGGGAUCGCUCUACGUGUUCCGAGUCGCCGCCGAGAACGCCGUUGGCCUCGGGCCCUUCUGCGAGCUGGAGGACAGCGUGAUGGCCAGAGACACUUUCACGUCUCCCGGGCCACCGUACGCCCUCACCGUCAACGCUGUGACCAAGACAUACGUGGACCUGCAGUGGGAGGCGCCCAAAAACGAUGGCGGCAGACCCAUCCUCAAGUAUUCCCUGGAGAAGAAGGAGAAGCUUGGGACCCGCUGGGUGAAGUGCGGGAAGACUUCGGGUCCGGACUGUAAGUACCGCGUGACGGACGUCAUCGAGGGGACGGAGGUCCAGUUCCAGGUCAGCGCCGAGAACGAGGGAGGCAUCGGCCAUCCCAGCGAACCCACCGAGAUCCUCACCAUCGAGGAUCCCACAGGCGUCCCGUCGCCACCCAUGGAGCUGCACGUGACCGGAGCCAGCCGGGACUUCCUGUCCAUCGCCUGGAAGCCGCCGCAGAGAGACGGCGGCUGCCGCAUCAGCGGCUACCACAUCGAGAUGUGCGCCGCCGGCACGGAGAAGUGGAUGAGGGUCAACGCGCGGCCCGUGAAGGAGCUGAAGUACCGCGUGGAGGAGGGCAUCGUGCCCGAGAAGGAGUACAUCCUGAGAGUCCGCGCCAUCAACUCGGUCGGAGUCAGCGAGCCAUCAGACAUCUCGGAGAACGUCUUCGCCAAAGAGAGCGACUGCAACCCGACGCUGGACUUCCAGACUCUGGACCUGGUUGUCGUGGAGACGGAGAAGCUGCACAUCCCGGUUCCCUUCAGAGCGGUGCCGGCACCCAGGAUCACCUGGCACAAAGACGGCAAGGAGCUGAAGGCCGACGAGCGCCUCGGCUUCAGGAAGGAGUAUGUUUCCUGUCACCUGGAGAUCGACAGCAGCGUGCACGCCGACGCCGGACAGUACAAGGUCACUCUGGAGAACAAGCUGGGGGCCGCCAGCGGCACCAUCAACGUCAAGGUUAUCGGUCUUCCUGGCCAGUGUAAGGACAUCGUGGCCUCUGAGAUCACCAAGAGUUCCUGUAAAGUGUCCUGGGAGCCUCCCGACUACGACGGGGGCAGCCCCAUCAUCCACUACGUCAUGCAGCGCCGCGAGGCCGGCAGGAGGACCUACGUCAACAUGAUGUCCGGAGAGAAGAAGGUGUGCUGGACUGUCAAAGACCUGAUCCCCAACGGAGAGUACUACUUCAGGGUCCAGGCUGUCAACAAGAUCGGGGGGGGGGACUUCAUCGAGCUCCGCAACCCCGUCAUCGCUGAGGACCAGAAACACGUCCCUGACCCCCCGGUGGACGUGGAGACCCACAACCCGUCCUCCAGCACCAUCACCCUGACCUGGAAGCCCCCCAUGUACGACGGGGGCUCCAAGAUCAUGGGCUACGUGCUGGAGCGCCAGAAGAAGGGCGCGGCGGCGGAGGCGUGGGAGCGCUGCAACGACUUCCUGGUGCCCGUCCUGUCCUACACGGUGAGGGGGCUCGCCGAGGGCACGAGCUACGCCUUCAGGGUCCGCGCCGAGAACGCCGCCGGGGUCAGCGAGCCCUCACGGGCAUCGCUGUUCGUCAAGAUCUCCGACGCCAUCGACCCUCCCAAGGUGUUCCUGAGCGGCAGCCUCCAGUCCGGCCUCAGCGUGAAGCGCGGCUGUGAGAUCCGAUUGGACGCCAACAUCUCGGGCUCGCCGUACCCCGAGGUCACAUGGUACUGGAACAACCAGAAGAUCCGGCCCGAGCCGCUACGCAAGAGGCCCGAGAAACCCCUGAAGAAGAAGGUGGAGAAGAAGGAGGAGAAGAAGAAGGAGGAGGAGGAGAAGAAGGAGGGAGAAGCCGAGAAGAAGGAGGGAGAAGCCGAGAAGAAGGAGGCAGAGGAGGAGAAGAAAGAGGAGGAGAAGAAAGAGGAGGAGAAGAAAGAGGAGGUAGCAGCCGAGCCGGAGGAGGAAGAGACGGACUACCCGACGAUAAACGAGCGUCUGAGCGUGGACAGCCGCCACCGCGGCAUGUCCUCCAUCGUCAUCCGGGACUCGUACCGCGCCGACCACGGCGUGUACACGGUGAAGGUGGAGAACGACCACGGCAUCGCCUCGGCAACCUGCGAGGUCAACGUGCUCGACACGCCCGGGCCUCCCGUGAACUUCACCUUCGAGGAGGUGAGGAAGAGCUCGGUGAUCUGCCGCUGGGCGCCCCCGCUGGACGAUGGCGGCAGCGAGAUCCUCAACUACACGCUGGAGAAGAAGGACAACUCCAAGAUGGAGAUCGGCUGGAGCAGCGUCACCUCCACGCUGAGGGGCUGCCGCUACCUGGUGCCCAAACUCAUCGAGAAGAAGGAGUACAUCUUCAGGGUGGUGGCCGAGAACAAGUUCGGAGCCGGGCCCUACUGCGUCUCCAAACCGCUCAUCGCCAAGAAUCCUUUCGAUCCUCCCGAGGCUCCCGAAAAGCCGGUGAUCGAUGACAUCACGUCCCAAAGCAUGCUGGUUACCUGGACACCGCCGAACGACAACGGCAGCCCCAUCCUGGGAUACUGGGUGGAGCGCCGCGAGAUCAACAGCUCCCACUGGGCUCGCGUCAACAGGGACCUGGUUCCUGACACCGAGCUGAACGUGGGGGGUCUCCUCGAUGGGCUGACCUACAUCUUCAGGGUGGCGGCUGAAAACCAGGCCGGCCCCGGGAAGUUCAGUGGCCCCUCAGAACCCAAAACUGCCCAGGCUCCCAUCUUACCUCCGGGACCUCCCGUUGCCCGAGUGGCUGCGACCACCAACCACUCCAUCGACGUGGAGUGGGACCCGCCUGCCGACAACGGCGGAGCAGAGGUCCUGGGAUACCACGUGGAAAAGGCCAUGGUUGGUACCAAGGACUGGUCCCGGGCCACAGAGCGUCUAUGUAAGCCCCGGUCCUUCACUGUCUACGGGGUCCGCGAGGGAGCCAAGUACUCAGUCCGAGUCAUCGGCUGCAACGCUGCCGGAGAGGGAACGCCAGGAUUCACAGAGGCUGUGUUUGUCAGGAAUCCUGCAGAGAAGCCAAUGAUCGACCUGGAACUGGCUGUCAAGAACGGCGUGAUCAUCAGAGCCGGAGAGAACCUCCAUUUGCCAGCGACAGUCACAGGUAAACCCUACCCGACCAUCACCUGGACCAAGGACGAUGCCAAACCUGACAACCGCGUGGAGAUCCUGACCGAGGGCAACGACAGCGUCGUUUCCAUCAAGAACGUGCAGAGGAAGGACUGUGGCAAAUACCACAUUGCCGCUUGCAACCCCAGCGGCACAAAGCACGCUAACAUCAGAGUGGACGUUGUAGAUGUCCCCGGACCCGUCACGGACCUGAAGCCCGUCGUUGUCACUCGUAAGAUGAUCUUCUUGAACUGGGACGACCCGGUAGACGAUGGAGGCAGCGACCUGACCGGCUUCCUCGUGGAGCGCAGAAGUCCUAAUUCUGUCGCAUGGAGGCAGCCCGUUGAAACCACCUCCUCCAAGUGCGAGUGCAUGGGCAUCGUGGAGGGACAGGAGUACAUCUUCCGCGUCAUUGCCAAGAACAAGUACGGCCUGGGCACGCCCGUAGAGAUGGACGUCAUCAAGGCUGUUGACCCACAGGGCCCACCGUCAUACCCUGAGAAGUUCCACUACACCGAACGCACCAAGAACUCCCUUACACUGACCUGGAAGCCGCCUCGUAAUGACGGCGGCAGCCCUAUCAUCGGCUACACCGUUGAGAAAAAGAGGGCAGACAAGCAGGAAUUUGAGCCAUGCAACACAGAGAUGUGCCCCAACUUGACCAUGACUGUAGAGGGCCUGGAAGAGGAUUGGAUGUACGAGUUCAGGAUCAAGUGUGCCAACCUGAUUGGAGUAAGCGAGCCAUCCAUCCCGUUGUCUGUGAUUAUCCAAGACGACGAAGUGUCUCCUGAAGUGCACAUGCUGAAGCACUUCAAGGGCGACACUAUUACCGUGAAGAAGGGUGAGCCCAUUGAGAUGCCCGCUGACAUCAUAGGCCUCCCCAUCCCUAACAUCGAGUGGACCAAGAAUGACGUGGUGAUCGAGCCCACAGAGGCUCUGCUGAUUGAGACUGAGGUGACCGGCAGGUUGAACGCAAAGACCAAGUUGUCCAUCCCAGCAGCCAACAGGAGGGACCGCGGCAGCUACACUGUGACCGCCUCCAACAACAUGGGCACAGCCAAGCACACCACCUAUGUCAUGGUGCUGGACCGACCACUUCCACCCAGGAAUUUGACUGUGUCCAACAUCCGGGCGGAGUCUUGCUACCUCCAUUGGGAAGUACCGCUGAGCACUGGUGGCAGCGAGCUGACCAACUACAUUGUUGAGAAGAUGAAAGUAGUGGAAGAGGAACCGCAGGUGGAAGAGGGACAGGAAGCUCCACCUGGACCACAGUGGGAGGAGGUCAACAACAUCGUCAUUGAGAGGAAACUCGGGGUUUGGGAACUGGAGACCAACAUGUCCUACAAGUUCCGGGUCAAAGCCCAGAAUCGUUACGGUAUAUCUGACCCCUGCACAACAGAGGAAGUCAAGAUCAUAGACCCAUUCGGCCUUCCUGGCCCACCAGAGAAACCAAAGAUCGCAGAGUACUCCAAGACCUCCAUGACCAUAACCUGGGAGCCUCCCAGGGACACCGGCGGCUCUAUGAUUAUCGGCUACUGGCUGGAGAAGAGGGAGAAAGGCACUGACUACUGGGCCAAAGUCAACAAGAUGCCAGUCACCAAGAGGGGCAUGAAAGGCUGGGACUACCAGGUGACUCGUCUGUUCGAAGGAACAGAGUACGAGUUCAGGGUUGCUGCCACCAAUUCUGCAGGAAUGGGACCGUUCAGCGGACCGUCCGACUCUGCCUUCGCUGUCGAUCCCAUCACUCCUCCGAGCAUGCCCGGGGCUCCUGAGGUGAUUGAUAAGACCAAGCACAGUGUCACACUUUCCUGGAAGGAGCCAGAGAGGGACGGAGGAAGCCCCAUCAAGGGCUACAUCAUCCAGAUCCAGGACGAGGCCGCGACAAAGUGGAUAAGUGUGAACGACGCAGAUUCCCUCAACCCCACCACCGAGUUCACUAUGCCCAGCCUCCGCGCUCUUAAACGCUACCGCUUCAGGGUCAUCGCCGUCAACGACAUCGGCGAGUCCGACCCCAGCCCCAGCACCGGCGAGGUUCUGGUUGAGGACAUCGCAUUUGCUCCUUCCAUCUCCAUCGACGUGCUGAUGGACGACCUUUUGUACAUCCGUGCUGGAGAUCCGAUCAGGAUCCCCGCAACCAUCAAGGGCCGCCCUGUUCCCAAGGUUACCUGGGACUUUACUGGCAAAGCCAAGUCGCACAAGAAGAACAAACUGCACAUGCUGCCUGUGGACUCCGAGAUUCAGUCCACAGACACCACGUCCGUUGUGACCAUCCCCGUCAGUCUGAGGACGCACUCCGGACGCUACACCAUCACCGCCAAGAACAAGUCCGGACAGAAACACAUCAACGUCAGAGUCAUUGUCCUCGACGUCCCCGGAGCCCCGAAGGACCUAAAGGUUACCGACACCACCCGGUCCACCAUGAGGCUGAUCUGGAAACUCCCCGACAGCGAUGGAGGAGAGAGAAUCAAGAGCUACUUUAUCGAGAAGAAAAGUCUUAUUGACAAGGCCUGGACAAAGGUGAAUGCAGCCUGCGCCAGCCAGGCCUACGUGGUGACGGGCCUGCUGGAGGGUCAGGACUAUCACUUCAGGGUCCGAGCUGAGAACAGGCUUGGAUUCGGCCCAUUCACCAUUACCACUGACCCUGUGCGGGCCAGAGACCCCAUCUACCCGCCCGACCCCCCCACCAAGGUGAAGGUGAACCUGGUGACGAAGACCACCGUCACCCUGAGCUGGGAGCCUCCCAAGAACAACGGCGGCUCUCCGGUGAAGCAUUACAUCAUCGAGCGGCUGAGCUGGGACACCAGCGGCAAAGAGAAGGAGACGUGGAAGCAGUGCAACAAGAGAGACGUGGAGGAACUCAGCUUCGUGGUGGAGGACCUGAAAGAGGGAGGAGAGUACGAGUUCAGAGUGAAAGCUGUGAACGCAGCGGGACCCAGCCGCCCCUCAGCCGCCGCGGGACCCCUGAUCAUCAAGGACCAGACAUGCGCUCCCACCAUCGAGUUGCGCGAGGCCAUGGAGGGCGAGGAGGGCUGUGACGUCAGCAUCGUGGCGAGGGUGAGCGGCUGUCCCUUCCCGUCUCUCGUCUGGCACCGAGCCGGCCUGGCCAAGCCGGAGGAGAAGAGCCCCGUGCAGUACGACCGACACAUGACCAAGCUGGUGACCCACGACAGGUGCACCCUGCUGGUCCAGCAGGCGACCCGGCUGGACAGCGCCCUCUUCAGCCUCACGGCCACCAACAGCCUGGGCAGCGCCACCAAGACCCUGAAGCUCGCCGUGCUCGGCCCCCCCGGUCCCCCCAUGGCCCCCCUGAAGUUCACCGAGGUGUUUGCGGAGAGGAUCGGCCUGGCCUGGAGCCCGCCCAGAGACGACGGUGGCUCCAAGAUCACCAACUACGUGAUAGAGAAGCGCGAGGACAACAGGAAGACCUGGGUCCACGUCUCCAACGACCCCAAGGAGUGCGCAUACGUGGUGACCCGGCUCACCGAGAACCACGAGUACGAGUUCCGAGUCAUGGCCCAGAACAAGUUUGGGGUCGGGCCUGCGCUGGUCAGCGAGCCGGAGAAGGCCCGAAACCUCUUCACCGUCCCGGGUCAGUGUGAGAAGCCGACGUUGAAGGAUGUCAGUGUGGAGUUCAUAAACGUCAACUGGGACGAGCCCAAGUACGACGGCGGCUCCUCGAUCACCGGCUACAUCGUGGAGAAGAAGGAGACCACCGCCAAGCGCUGGAUCCGCGUCAACCGUGAGCCCAUCCGAGCGCUGCCGCUGGGCAACAACUGGGACGUGUCCGGCCUGCAGGAGGGCGCCUUCUACCAGUUCAGGGUCAGCGCGGUCAACGCCGCCGGCAGCGGGCUGCCCAGCGUGCCCUCGGACCCCGUGCAGUGCAGGGACCCCAUCAAGCCUCCCGGGCCUCCCAUCCCGAAGGUGACAGACUGGACCAAGUCGACGGUGGAGCUAGAGUGGAUCCCCCCCGUGGAGGACGGAGGGUCGAAGGUCACGGGCUACAUCGCCGAGUACAAGGAGGUGAACAAGGAGGAGGAGGAGAAGAAGGCUCAGAGGAAGCUGCUGCUCAGCAGCGAUGAAGAGCCGGAGGAGAAAGAGCCCGAGGAGAGCUGGGUGAAGGCGAAGGACACCGAGAUCAGGGGAACCAAGUUCGUGGUGGCCGGUCUGAAGGAAGGCGGUCUGUACCGCUUCCGAGUCAAAGCGGUGAACGCCGCCGGAGAGGGAGAGCCGGGAUUCGUGUCCGAGCUGAUUGAGACCAAAGACAGAACGAUUCCUCCGGAGAUGGACCUGGACGCCUCGGUGAAGGAGAAGAUCGUGGUCCACGCCGGCGCCACCAUCCGCAUCAUCGCCUACGUGUCGGGUAAGCCCGCCCCGGAGAUCUCCUGGUGCCGCGACGACGCCGAGGUGCCCAAAGAGGCCGUGGUGGAGAAGACGGGCAUCUCCAACUCGCUGGUCAUCAAGAAAUGCGUACGCCAACACCAGGGCAUCUACACGCUGAGCGCCAAGAACGAGGGAGGAGAGAGGAAGAAGGCCGUCAUCGUGGAGGUCCUGGACGUCCCCGGACCUGUCGGUCUUCCCUUCGCCGGCGAGAAUCUGACCAACGACUCGUGCAAGCUGACCUGGUACUCCCCCGAGGACAACGGCGGCUCGGCCAUCACCAACUACAUCAUCGAGAAGAGGGAGUCAGACCGCAUGGGCUGGACCUCGGUGUCCUACACGGUGACCAGGAGGAACGCCGUGGUGCAGGGACUCCUCGAGGGCAAGGGUUACUUCUUCAGGAUCGCAGCCGAGAACAUCAUCGGCAUGGGACCGUUCAUCGAGACCGACAAGAUGGUUCUGAUCAAGGACCCCAUCUCCGUCCCGGAGCGUCCGGAGGACCUGCACAUCACCGCGGUUACCAAGGACUCACUGUCGGUCGCCUGGAGACCGCCCAAGUACGACGGCGGCACCGAGGUGACGGAGUACGUCCUGGAGUCCCGCAUGGUUGGCCGGGACAUCUUCACUCGCAUCGGCGGAGACAGCAAGCUGAUUGACAUGAAGUUCACCCUGACGGGGCUGAAGGACGGAUCCAGCCACGAGUUCAGAGUGGCGGCCAUCAACGCCGUGGGACAGGGCAAAUCCUCCUUCGCUACCAAACCCGUCCAGUGCAAAGACGAACUGGAACCCCCGACUCUGGACCUGGACUUCAGGGAGAAGAUGAUGGUGAAGGUGGGAGACUCGUGCACGCUGUCGGGCCGCUACGGCGGCACACCGGCCCCGGCUAUCGCCUGGACCAAGAACGACGAGGAGCUGAAGGUAGACGACGAGAUCAGCUUCCACAGCACCGCUCACCACCUCAGCCUCAACAUCAGCAAGGCCAAGAGGGAGCACAGCGGGCGCUACUGCGUCAGCGUGGAGAACGCCGCUGGCGCUCGCACCGGAGUCUGCAUCAUCACCGUGGUCGACCGUCCCCAGCCUCCGAUGGGCCCCGUGGUCUUCGAUGAGAUCUACAGCAACUACAUGGUGAUCUCCUGGAGCCCCCCCAAGGACGACGGAGGCUGCGCCGUGUCCAACUACAUCGUAGAGAAGAGGGACACCAACAGAGACCUGUGGAUGCCCGUCACCUCGUCCUGCACCAGGACGUCCUGCAGGGUGCCGAAGCUGAUCGAGGGUCGUGACUACAUCAUCAGGAUCAUGGCUCAGAACAUCUACGGCAUCAGCGAACCCCUGCUGUCCGCAGAGAACAAGGCCAGAGACAUCUUCAAGGUGCCCGACGCUCCCAAACAGCCCACAGUGAAGGAGGUCUUCCACGACUCGGCCCUCGUCAGCUGGGAACCGCCAGCGGGCGACGGAGGAAAACCAAUCUCUGGCUACAUCGUGGAGAGGAAGGAGACCAUGGCCAACAGGUGGGUUCGCUGUAACACGGAGAGAAUCUAUCCAAAGGUAGAGUACUGUGUGACAGAGCUGCUGAAGGGCUGCGAGUACGAGUUCAGAGUCAGCGCCGAGAAUGUGGUGGGAGCCGGUGACCCGAGCCCACCGUCCAAACCCGUCUUUGCCAAAGAUCCCAUCGUGAAACCCAGUCCACCGGUGAACUUCAAGGCCAUCGACUUCACCAAUGAGUCGGUGACUCUGACCUGGCAGCCGCCCGCCGACAGCGGCAGAGGAAAGAUCUUCGGAUACCUGCUGGAGUUCCAGAAGUCUGGAGAGGAGGAGUGGACCAAGGUGAACCAGACUCCCGACUCCUGCCAGGAGACCAAGUUUAAGGUCAUCGGCCUGGAAGACGGCGCUCUGUACCGCUUCAGAGUCAUGGCGGUCAACGCAGCCGGAGAAUCCGACCCGGCCAACGUGAAGGAGCCAAUCAAAGUGCAGGACAGACUCGAGCCCCCAGAGCUGAUUCUGGAUGCUGGGAUGACCCGCGAGGUGAAGGCCAUGGCCGGCACUCACAUCGUCCUGAUGGCCGCCAUCAAAGGCGUUCCGUUCCCCACAGUCACCUGGCAGAAGAACGAAGCCGAGGUGCCCACCCGCGCCGACAUCGACACCAACCAGGAAGGCACCAAGCUGGAGAUGAGGUUCUGUACCCGCGAAGACUGCGGAGACUACACCCUGACCGUGGAAAACCCCGCCGGGUCCAAGACCGUCACCUGCACCGUGCUGGUCUUCGACAAACCCGGUCCCAUCCAGCACCUCAGGGUGACAGAUAUCAGGAGCGACUCUGCCUACAUGUCCUGGAAGGAUCCGGAGGACAACGGCGGCGUUCGCAUCACUAACUUCGUGGUGGAGAAGAAAGACACUGCGUCCACUCAGUGGGUCCCUCUCUGCUCCACGUCCAAGAAGCGCAGCAUGAUGUUGAAGCACCUGAUCGAGGGAACGUCCUACAUGUUCCGAGUCGCUGCCGAGAACCAAUACGGACGCAGCGAAUACGUCAGCACGCCCAAGGCCAUCAAGGCCAUGAACCCACUCUUCCCUCCCGGUCCUCCCAAAGAUCUGCACCACGACGACGUGGACAAGACUGAGGUGUGGUUGGUCUGGAACUGGCCCGACCGCAACGGGGGAAGUGACAUCACAGGCUUCCUGGUGGAGUAUCAGGAAGAGGGAGAGAGGGACUGGGACGAGUGGAAGACCGUCAGCAUCCCCGAGACUCAUGUGACCGGCCUGGAGGAAGGAAAGACCUACCGUUUCAGAGUGAGGGCGGAGAACGCCAUCGGCCUCAGCAGACCUGACACCACUGUGCCAAUCCUCUGCCAGGAAAAACUGGUGGCUCCCAUUCUGGAGGUGGACGCUAAGCUAACUGAAGGCAUCAUCGUGAAGGCCGGCACCACCAUCAGGCUGCCAGCGAUCAUGAGAGGAAUCCCCGUACCCACUGCCAAGUGGUGCAUCGAAGGAGAGGAGCUCACCAGCGAGGGUAACGUCAAGAUCGACACGGACAACUUCUCCACCGUGCUCAGCAUUAACGAGUGCACCAGGAACCACACCGGCACCUACCUGCUCACCGUGUCCAACCCCGCUGGAACCAAGACUGGGGCCUUGAACGUCACUGUCCUGGAUGUUCCCGCCGCUCCCAUCGGACCUGUCAACAUCCUGGAGGUCACUCCGGACUCCAUGAUGAUUGAAUGGCGUCCUCCCAAGGACGAUGGCGGCAGCGCCGUCACCAACUACAUCGUGGAGAAACGAGAGUCCAACAAGGAGACCUGGGGCGGCGUGAGCUCUGGCAGCCUCGCCACCAAGCUCAACAUCACCCGCCUGCAGAAAGGAGUGGAGUAUGUGGUUCGCAUUCGUGCCGAGAACAAAAUGGGCAUCGGCGCUCCUCUGGAGAGCAAGCCAACUGUCGCAGAGCACACCUUCAUGCCGCCCAGUCCGCCCGGUAAGCCACAGCCCUCUGACAUCUCAGAGGAUUCUGUUACAAUCGGCUGGACCAUGCCAAUGGCUGACGGCGGCAGCCAGAUCUCGGGCUACCUCAUCGAGCGCAGACACAAAGGGGGAAAAUGGAUCCGUGUCAACAAGACACCCUGCCCGGACCUGAGGUACAAAGUCCAGGGUCUGUUUGAGGGCAAUGAGUAUGAGUUCAGAGUGUUUGCUGAGAAUAGCGCCGGCUACAGCGGCCCCUCUCCCAGCUCUGACCCAUGCAAGCCCUGCAGGCCCAUCACCGUCCCGAGCCCCCCUGUCAAUCCCAGAGUUAAAGAUUACAGCAAGGCCACAGCUGAUUUGGUGUGGACCAAACCCAACAAAGACGGCGGUAGCCCCAUCCUGGGCUACACCGUGGAAAUGAAGAAAGCCGAUACUGAAGAAUGGAAAAAGGUGAACGUGGAUGACUUUAUCAAGCAGUGUGCCUACAGGGUGAAGGGUCUAGAGGAGGGCGUGACGUACAGAUUCAGAGUCAGUGCCUCGAACAUGAUCGGAGAUGGAGAGUCAAGAGAAAUCCCAGAGUCUGUCACCGCUCAGGAUAUCCUGAUCCCUCCAGAGAUUGAGAUGGAUGCCACCUGCCGCGAGCACGUCACUGUGCGCGUCGGACACAACAUCAACAUCAUUGGCUACAUCAAGGCCCGUCCGGACGCAGAAGUGAUCUGGUCGAAGGAGGAGACCGUUCUGGAGAACAGCAAACGCGUCACCAUCGUUCAGAACCUCCCUAUGGUCCACCUGAGGAUUAAGGAAGCCACGAGAGCCGAUCAUGGCAAAUACAUUCUGAAGGCUUCUAACGUGGGCGGCGAGGCAUCUUGCACCAUCACGGUCAACGUGCUGGACAGACCAAGCCACUGCCAGAACCUGCACACGACUUACGCCACCAAAGACUCGUGUAUGCUCAACUGGGAGGCCCCCAAGGACAACGGUGGAUCCGAGAUUACCAACUACAUCGUGGAGUGCCGCGAGCCCAGCAUUAGCAUGUGGUCCAUGAUCUCCUCCAAUUGCACCAACCGCAAGAUCAAGUCCAAGAUGAUGGAGGGCCACGAGUACCUGUUCCGUGUCUGUGCUGAGAACAAGAUGGGCCCAGGACCCUGUGUGGAAACCAAAACCCCUCUCCUGGCCAUCGAUCCUAUUGAGAAGCCCGGCGAGCCUGAGAACUUCAGAGCCACCGACAUCGGUAAGAACUACGUCUAUCUGAGAUGGAGGAAGCCGGACUACGACGGCGGCAGCCCCAACAUCUCCUACAACCUGGAGUGCAAAGCCAAAGACGCUGAAGAGUGGGUGAAACUCAACACCGGCGUUCUCACGGACACCUUCUUCUUGGCAGACAAGUGCACGGAGAACCACACGUACACCUUCAGGGUGCAGACCGUUAACGAAGGAGGUGAGAGUGCUUGGGUAAAACUCGCCGAUAUUUUGGUGAGGGAGGAGAUCCAGAAGCCCGUCAUUGACCUGAAGCUGGCCGGAACUAUGACAGUGAAGGCCGGAGAGUCGGUGAGGUUGGAGGCUGGUCUGAGAGGAAAGCCCCAGCCCGAGGUCAAAUGGCUGAAAGACAAGGCUGUCGGAGACAACCCAAGAAUCAGCUAUGAGACCGGCCCCGACUACUCCAAGUUCCUUCUGACCAAGUCCAAACGCACUGACACUGGGAAAUAUGUCAUCACUGCCACCAACUCGGCCGGCACCUUCACGGCGUACGCCAACAUUAACGUCCUGGACGUCCCCGGCGCAGUGAGGAACCUCCGCAUCACCGGCCUCGGAGCCGACAAGUGCAGAGUAGUGUGGGAUCCUCCGGAGGAUGACGGAGGUUGUGAGGUGGACAGCUACAUCCUGGAGAAGUGCGAGACCAGAAGGAUGGUCUGGUCCACGUACUCGGCCUCCGUGGUCACGCCGUACUGCAACGUCACGCGCCUGGUGGAGAACAACGAGUACAUCUUCAGAGUGAGGGCGGAGAACAAGAUGGGAACCGGCCCCGCCAUGGAGAGCAAGCCGGUCACUGUCAGGACGCAGUUCAACAAACCUGGACCUCCUGAAGCCCCUGAUGUCACCAAGGUGAGUAAAGAUGAGAUGACUGUCGUCUGGGCUCCUCCUGAGAACGAUGGAGGAAAGUCCAUCACCGGCUAUAUCCUGGAGAGGAAAGAGAAGAGAGCAGUGCGCUGGGUGCCGUGUACCAAGAGCCCCAUCUCAGAGAGACGCAUGAAAGUCACCAACCUGAUUCCCAACCAUGAGUACCAGUUCAGGGUGAAGGCCGAGAACGAGGUCGGCCUGGGAGAACCCAGCAAACCCUGCAGACCCGUUGCAGCCAAAGAUCCCAUCGAGCCCCCCGGCCCCCCUGCAUUCCUCAAGGUAGGCGACAGCACCAAGACCUCUAUCACUCUGUCCUGGUCUAAACCUGUGUACGACGGCGGUGCCCCGAUCAUCAACUACAGCCUGGACAUGAGGCUGAAAAGUGAGGCAGACCCUGAGAAGCCCUCAGAGGGCUGGAAGAGAAUCGACACCCAUGGCCCGUUGGUGCACACAGAGUUCACCAUCGGCCAGCUGGAUGAGAAGCUGGAGUACGAAUUCAAGGUGUCCGCCCAAAACCAGAUGGGCUGGGGACGUCACGCCUACUUGAAAGAGGCCGUCUCCCCCAAGGAGAUCCUGGAGGCUCCAGAGAUCGACCUGGAUGCCAGUCUGAGGAAAGGCCUGUCUGUUCGGGCCGGCUGCCCAAUCAGGCUCUUCGCUGUGAUCAGAGGAAGGCCCGCCCCCAAGGUUACCUGGAAGCGCCUGGGUGUGGACAACGUGAUCCGUCGUGGUCACGUGGAUCAGGUUGACACCAUGUCUUUCCUGGUCAUCCCCGAGAGCACCAGAGAGGAUUCUGGGAGAUACUCGCUGACUCUGUCCAAUUCAGCUGGAGAGAAAGCCGUGUAUGUCCGUGUCAAAGUCCUUGAUACUCCUGGUCCUGUCGGCGACCUGCAGGCAUGCAACAUCACCAAGACGAACGCUCAGCUGUCCUGGCUGCCGCCAGAUAACGAUGGUGGCAGCCCCAUCCUCAACUACAUCGUGGAGAAACGCGAGGUGGACAGGAAGACGUGGAACAAGUGCAUUGAGGACCUGAGGAAGACCAGCUUCCAUGUGACCAACAUGACGCCUGGCAUUGAGUACUACUUCAGAGUCACGGCCUGCAACAAGUACGGCAUUGGAGUUCCUCAGGACUCGCCCAAGUCCUACCUGGCUGUCGACCCCAUCAGCGAGCCGGACCCUCCGAAGAAGAUGGACGUGUUGGACAUUACCAAGAACAGCGCCAGCCUGGGCUGGCUGAAGCCGCUCAGAGACGGAGGAGCCAAGAUCAACGGCUACGUGGUGGACUACCAGGAGGAGGGCGCGCCCGAGGACAAGUGGACGCCUUACUCUGUGGUCAAGGACCUGACCAUCGUGGUGGUCGGUCUCAAGGAAGGAACCAAGUACAAGUUCAGAGUGGCAGCCAGGAACUCUGUGGGAGUCAGCCUGGCCCGGGAGGCAGAGGGAGUGUUCGAGGUCAAGGAGCAGCUCAUGGCUCCGAAGGUCAUCUUGCCCGACAUCGUGACGGUCAGAGCCGGAUCCAAGAUGGUGAUUGAGGCCAUUGUGGCGGGUAAACCCGCUCCCUUCUGCAAGUGGAAGCAGGGCAGCGAGGACGUGCUGACCUCUGAUCGCCUGUCAGUUGUAAAGACGCUGACCACCUGCACGCUUAUCAUCAAGAACGUGACGAGAAAGGACAGCGGCUACUACAGCCUGUCGGCCGAGAACAGCACCGGCAAGAUCAACCAGAUCCUCAGAGUCACCGUUAUGGACAUCCCUGGACCCCCUGAAGGUCCUAUAGAGUUCACUGAGCUGGACGUCGAUGCCUGCACUCUGCUCUGGAACUCCCCACAGGAGGAUGGCGGCAGCCACAUCACCAACUAUAUCGUGGAGAAGUGUGACGUGAGCAGGGGCGACUGGGUCCCCGUGACCACAUCCUGCACCAAAACCAGCUUUAGAGUACCCAAACUGACAACCGGCAAAGAGUACGGCUUCCGAGUCCGUGCUGAGAACCGGUUGGGCAUCUCCGCGCCACUUUACUCUGAGAAGAUGAUUGCCAGACAUCCAUUUGAUCCCCCCAGCGAGCCCAGAAACCUGCAGAUCAACAAGGUCUUCAAGGACUUUGUCAUCGUGUCAUGGGAGGUUCCCACCAGCGACGGCGGCAGCCCCAUCACCGGAUAUUGCAUCGAAAAGAAGGAGAGGAACAGCCUCCUGUGGAUGAGGGCCAACGAGUCCGUGGUCCGAGCCACCCAGUACACCUGCACCGGGCUGAUAGAGGGCGUGGAGUACACCUUCAGGGUGUCGGCACUCAACCUGGCGGGACAGGGCAAACCCUGCAAGCAGACCGACUUCAUCACCGCCAGGACUGCUAUUGACCCACCGGGUAAACCCGAGGCCAUGGACGUGACCAAGCACUCCGUCUCGUUGGUCUGGAGCCGUCCCAAGCACGACGGCGGCAGCAAGCUGAUUGGCUACUACAUGGAGUACACGAAGGUCCCGGGAGAGAAGUGGAUGCGCUGCAACGCCAACUGCAUGAACAUCCAGACGGAGAGCUACGUGGUGAGCGGCCUGGACGAGGGCCAACAGUACCAGUUCAGAGUCAUCGCCAAGACCGCCAUCAACGUCAGCCUGCCGUCCGAGCUGUCGGACCCCAUCGCGGUCAUCGCAGAGAACGUGCCUCCUCGCGUGGAGCUGGGUGUCAACAUGAAGAACCUGAUCGUGGUGAAAGCCGGCGAGAACGUGGCCCUGGACGCGACGGUGUUCGGGAAGCCGCUGCCCAAGGUGAGCUGGAAGAGAGACGGAGUGCCUCUGGUGCUCAUCGAGGGGAUGAAGGUCUCCCAGAAGAAACACAUCCACAUGCUGGAGCUCUUCGCCGUUACCAGGAAGGAGUCCGGAGACUACACCAUCAUCGCUGAGAACAGCAACGGAUCCAAGUACGCCAGCAUCAAGGUCAAAGUGCUCGACAAACCCGGCCCUCCGGCCUCUGUGAAAACUGCCAAGGUGUUUGCCGACCGCAUCAAGCUGCGAUGGGAGCCCCCACUCGCCGACGGCGGCUCUGAGAUCACCAACUACAUCAUCGAGAAGCGCGAGACGAGCCGGCCCAACUGGGCGCUGGUCACCGCCAACAUCAGCGGACACAGCACCGACUGCUCGGUGGAGCGACUCAUCGAAGGACACGAGUACCAGUUCAGAGUCAGCGCUGAGAACCAGUAUGGUGUCGGAGACGCACGUAUGACCGAGCCUGUCAUGGUCAAGAACCCGUACGAUGUUCCCGGUCCGUGCGAGCCGCCCGUCAUCACCAACAUCACCAAGGACUCCAUGACGGUGAGCUGGAAGGCCCCGGCCAACGACGGCAAGGCCACCAUCCUGGGCUACAUGGUGGAGAAACGCGAGGCCACGGAGCUGGCCUGGGCCAAGGUCAACCGGCGGCCCGUCAUCGACAGGACCAUCAAGGCCGUUCAGCUGACCGAGGGCUCCGAGUACGAGUUCAGAGUCAUCGCCAUGAACAAGGCCGGUCUGGGCAAACCCAGCGACGCUUCCUUGGCCGGGCUGGCUGUCGACCCCGUCUAUCCUCCCGGUCCCCCUGCCUUCCCCAAGGUGGUGGACUCCACCAGGACGUCCGUCAGCCUCAGCUGGACCAAACCGGCGUACGACGGCGGCUGCGAGAUCAUCGGCUACCUGGUGGAGUGCAAGCGGGCAGACGCCGAGCACUGGACCAAGUGCAACAUCCCCAAAAAGCUGCAGGCCACCAAGUUCCUGGUGACGGGCCUGAUGGACGACGCCGAGUACCAGUUCCGAGUCAUCGCGGUCAACAAGAUCGGCUUCAGCGAGCCCAGCGAGGUCCCUGGAAACCACAUGCCCAAAGACAUCCUGAUUGCUCCUGAAGCCGAGCUGGAUGCCGACCUUAGAAAGGUUUUGGUUCUCCGAGCCGGCGUCACCAUGAGGCUCUACGUCCCUCUGAGGGGACGCCCGGCGCCGAAGGUGACGUGGUCCAAGGUGGACGCCAACCUGAAGGACAGGCAGGUGCUGAUCAAGACGUCGGAGUGGGACACCCUGCUGAUGAUCGAGGACGUUAACAGAUACGACGCCGGCAAAUACGCCCUGUUGCUGGAGAACAGCAGCGGCUCCAAGACCUACACCAUCGUGGUCAAAGUGCUCGAUUCUCCCGGGCCACCCAUGAACCUGAUUGUGAAGGAGACCUCCCUAAGCCACGCCACCAUCACCUGGGACGCCCCGCAGAUCGACGGUGGCAGCCCUGUCAAGAGCUACAUCGUAGAGAAGCGACUGGCCGAGAGGAAGGCCUGGACCUGCGUGGAGGCAAACUGUCACAAGAUCUCUUUCCGAAUCCCCAACCUGGAGGCGGGACAGGCCUACUGCUUCCGAGUGCUGGCUGAAAACGCCUACGGCAUCGGAGAGGGCUGCGAGACGGCCGGCAGCGUCCGGGCCUCAGAGCAACCAGGUCCAGUGACGGACUUCAAAGCCCUGAAGACCACCAAGGACUCUAUCGUCCUAGGCUGGAAGAAGCCGCUGAGCGACGGCGGGAGCCACAUCAGCGCCUACAUCCUGGAGCAGAGCGAAGGAGAGGGCAAGUGGAAGCAGAUAAUGAAGGGCAAGAACAACACGCACACCCUGGACGAGCUGACGGCGGGCACGGAGUACGGGUUCAGAGUCAAAGCGCUCAACGAGUCUGGAGAGGGACCGCCCACUGAGCUCGCCGUCAUCGCCAAGGACCAGUUCGUGGCGCCCGACUGCAACCUGAGCGCUCUGCACGACGGCUGCUGCACGGUGAAGGAGGGCAGCACCACGCGCAUCAACAUCCCCAUCACCGGCGUGCCCCUCCCGACCGCCACCUGGAAGAAGGGCGACACAGGCAUCGGCGACACGGGCCGAAUGUGCGUGGAGGCGUCCCACGGCGUCACCACCCUCCUGAUCCGAGACUGCCAGAGAACGGACGCCACCACCUACACCAUCAAUGUCAGGAACAGCGGCGGCGCCAAGGACUGCAAGUUCAAGCUGGUGGUGGUCGGCAAGCCUGGCAUCUGCACCGGGCCCAUUAAGUUCGACGAGAUCACCGCCGAUGGCAUCACGCUGGAGUGGGGGCCGCCCAAAGACGACGGCGGCGCCGAGGUGUCCAACUACAUCGUGGAGAAGAGGCGGACCACGGACAGCAAGUGGGCCACGGUGGCGUCGGCCAUCCAGAAGACCAGCAUGAGGGUGAUCCGGCUGCACGAUGGAGUCGAGUACAUCUUCCGAGUGUUCGCUGAAAACAAGUACGGCAUCGGAGAGUACCUGAGGUCGGACCCCGUCAUCGCCCAGCAUCCAUUCAAUGUGCCCGAGGCGCCCGCUCCUCCGGAAAUCGUGAGCAUGCGCCACGAGUCGGCCGUCUUGACUUGGGCUGAUCCAAAGGACAACGGUGGCUCCACAAUCACUGGAUAUCAUGUGGAGUUUAAGGAGAGGAACAGUCUGAUGUGGAAGCGGGCCAGUAAGACUCCUCUGAGAGUGAAGGAAUGCAGAGUCACUGGCCUGAUAGAGGGACUAGAGUACGAGUUCAGGGUGAUGGCCAUGAACGCAGCUGGCCUGGGAAGGGCAAGUAAGGUCACCGAGGCUCUGGUUGCCCUCGAUCCUAUUGAUCCUCCCGGUAAGCCUGAAGUGAUUAACAUCACCAGGACCUCGGUCACUCUGAUCUGGACCCCUCCCAAAUAUGACGGCGGCCACAAGCUGACUGGCUACAUGGUGGAGAAGCUGGAGGUUGACGGCAAGGCCUGGAUGAAGGCCAAUCAUGUCAACAUCCAGGGCUGUGCCUUCACCGUCACUGACCUGACGGAGGGAUCUCAGUAUCAGUUCAGGAUCAGGGCAAAGAAUUCUGCCGGGGCAAUCAGUGUUCCUUCAGAGCAGACUGAGCUUCUGACCUGCAAGGAUGAGUACGAACCCCCGACUAUCACUAUUCACCCAGACAUGAAGGACGGUUUAUCAGUCAAGGCCGGUGACACCAUCGUGAUCUCAGCCUCCAAGAUUGUUGGCAAACCUCCACCCACUGCUGUCUGGUCAAAGGGAGGUCGAGAGUUAAAGAGCUCUGACGUCGUUACCAUCACCAGCACUCCCAUCUCCUCCACUCUGGCUAUCAAGUACGCAAGCCGGAAGAACACAGGAGAGUACGUCAUCACCGCCAGCAACCCCUUUGGCAUUAAAGAAGAACGUGUAAAGGUGAAGGUCCUCGAUGUGCCUGGACCUCCAGGCCCCAUCGAAGCCAGUGUCAUUACAGCUGAGAAGUGUACUCUGACCUGGCUUCCACCAGAGGAGGAUGGUGGGUUCUCUAUCAAGUCUUACGUCCUUGAGAAGAGAGAGACCGGCCGCCUGCAGUGGACCAAGCUAGCUGAAAACGUCAUGGACUGCAGAUAUGUAGCCGCCAAACUGAUCAAGGGCAACGAGUACAUCUUCAGAGUGUGUGCUGUGAACCAGUGUGGCACUGGAGACUCAAGCCAGUCUGGUCCAGUAAAAAUGGUUGACAGUUACCGCCCACCAGGUCCACCCUCAACUCCAGAGGUUGACAACAUCAGUAGGAACGCUGUCACCAUUUCAUGGAAGAGACCAGUACAGGACGGAGGAAGUGACAUUAGAGGAUAUUGUGUAGAGAGGAAAGAAAGGAGAGGAAUGAGAUGGGUGAGGGCCUGUAAGAGGACGGUCCCUGACCUGCGCUUUAAAGUGCAGGGCUUAAAUGAGGGAACAGAGUAUGAGUUUAGAGUCACUGCUGAGAACAAGGCAGGAUUUGGGCAGCCAAGUGAGCCAUCACAACCUGUGAUUACCAAGGACAUUGUCUAUCCACCUGGUCCUCCAUCCAACGCCAAAAUUACAGAAACCACAAAAACCACAGCCACCUUCGUCUGGGGCCGACCCCACUAUGAUGGUGGUCUUGAAGUAGAUGGAUAUAUUGUUGAGUACAAAAAGGAAGGGCUUGAUGACUGGGAGGUGGAGACACAGUAUCCAGUGAAAGCUACUGAAUACGUUAUUGGUAAACUUCAAAAAGGAGGCAAAUACCACUUCAGAGUCAGCGCUGUUAAUUCCGAAGGAGUUGGCGAGCCUGCAGAGGUUGAGAAAGUGACUGAACUCGUGGACCAGGAGACACUGCCAGACUUUGAACUGGAUGCUGAACUCAGGAGAACCCUGGUGGUCAGGUGCCGUGCUUCAAUCCGUAUGUUUGUGCCUAUUAGGGGACGUCCUGUUCCAGAAGUAACCUGGAGUAAAGAUGAUACCAACUUGAAAACACGUGCACACAUUGACACCACAGAGUCCUACACUUUACUGGUUAUUCCUGACUGCACCAGAUAUGAUGCUGGAAAGUACAACCUGUGUCUUGAGAAUGUUGCUGGAAAAAAGACCGGAUUUGUUAAUGUCAAGGUUUUGGACACACCAGGACCACCAGUCAAUGUCCAGCCUAGGGAGAUCACCAAGAACAGCAUCACCCUCCAGUGGGAAAUCCCCAUAAUCGAUGGUGGUUCUAAGAUUCACAGAUAUGUUAUUGAAAAGAGGGCGGCUACCAAGAAGGCCUACACAGUGCUUACCACUAAAUGGCAGAAGUGUUCCUACAAGUUUACAGACCUUGAAGAGGGAGCUUACUACUACUUCCGUAUCUCUGCUGAGAAUGACCUGGGUGUAGGUGAGCCCGCUGAAUCUCCUGAGCCAAUCAGGGUGUCCCAGGCCCCCACUGCGCCAGAGAACUUGUAUGUUACAGAUGUGACAGCUGAUAGUGCCAGCCUGGCAUGGGCAAAGCCCCUGCAUGAUGGCGGCAGCUUGAUCACCGGAUAUGUCAUUGAGGCCCAGAAGAAGGACACUGAGCAGUGGGUCCAUAUGGGCACCAUCAAGGCUCUGGACUACACUGUCACCGAUCUGAUUGAGGGUGCAGAAUAUACCUUCCGCAUAAUGGCUGUCAAUGCAUCAGGCAGGAGCGACCCUCGUGAGAGUAGGCCAGCUAUUAUCAAAGAGCAUACUUCCGCUCCUUCCUUUGACCUGCGUGGAGUGUACCAGAAGACGGUCAUUGCCAAGGCAGGAGACCGUGUCAAGGUGGAGAUUCCAGUGCUCGGCAAACCCAGGCCUGACGUUUCCUGGAAGAAGGGAGACAUAAGGAUCAAGGAGACACAACGAAUCAACAUUGAAACCACACCAACAUCUACUAUCCUCAACAUUGGUGAGAUCAAGAGGACUGAUGAAGGCCAGUAUUCCAUGACUGGUAAGAACAUGCUGGGUACAGUGACUGAGACGAUCACAGUCCUGGUCCACGACAUUCCAGGUCCUCCCACUGGUCCCAUCAAGUUGGAAGAGGUCUCAUGUGAUUAUGUUCUUAUGUCCUGGGAAGCACCAGAGAGUGAUGGAGGUGUACCUAUCAACAACUAUAUUGUUGAGAUGCGGGAGACCACUGGUACUUCCUGGAUGGAGUUGGCAGCUACAGUGAUCCGCACCACAUUCAAGGCAGCCCGACUCAACACUGGAACCCAAUAUCAGUUCCGUGUCAAGGCCCAGAACAGAUAUGGCAUUGGACCAUGCAUUAUCUCUGAACCAGUGUUGGCUGCCUAUCCAUUUGAUGUGCCAGGCCAGCCAGGCAUUCCUGUGGUCACAUCUUUCAACAAGGAUGCAAUGACUCUGAGUUGGAACGAGCCUUCCUCUGAUGGAGGCAGUGUCAUCCUUGGCUAUCAUGUGGACAGAAAAGAGAAAAACAGCAUUCUGUGGCAGAGGGUCAGCAAAGCUCUUGUUGUCGGAAAUAUCUUCAAAUCAACAGGCCUUGUUGAUGGAAUCGCAUAUGAACACCGUGUUAUUGCUGAAAACAUGGCUGGUCUCAGCAAACCCAGCAAACCCUCUGAUACUAUGUAUGCUUUGGACCCUGUUGACCCACCAGGUAGGCCGGUGGCACUGAAUGUAACCAGACAUGAGGUCACAGUUUCAUGGACCAAACCAGAGGGAGAUGGUGGAUUUUCCAUCACUGGAUACACAAUAGAGAGGAGAGAGAUGCCCAAUGGACGCUGGCUCAAAGCCAACUUCAACAACAUCCUAGAAACCAUCUACACGGUCAGUGGUCUGAUCGAAGAUGCAACUUAUGAAUUCCGAGUGUUUGCUAGAAACUCAGCUGGUGCUGUUAGUGCUCCAUCCCCGACGUCAGAGGCAAUCACAUGCAGAGAUGACAUUGAAGAGCCCAAGCUUGAUGUUGACGCAUCCUAUAGCAGCAAUGUUGUUGUCAUGGCAGGAGAGGUGUUCAAGCUGGAGGCCAGUGUGACUGGCAGGCCACUACCAUCUUUGGUAUGGACCAAGGAAGGAAAGGAACUUGUUGAUACAGCCAAAAUAGAGAUAAAGACAACUGAUUUCCACACAACUCUAAUAAACAAAGAUUCCCUGAGGAGGGACGGAGGUGUUUUUAUUCUGACCGCCAGCAAUCCUGGUGGAUUUGCCAAGUUUACCUAUAAUGUCAAGGUGCUUGACAGACCUGGACCACCAGACUCCCUCACUGUUACUGACGUCACUGCUGAGAAAUGUGUUCUUAACUGGCUGCAUCCAACACAUGAUGGUGGUGCCAAGAUUGAGUACUUUAUCCUUCAGAGGCGAGAGACCAGUAGGCUGGCAUGGACAAAUGUGGCUACAGACCUUCAGGCAAACAGGCUAAAGGUUACCAAGCUUCUAAAGGGCAAUGAAUACAUCUUUAGAGUAAUGGCUGUAAACAAGUAUGGCGUGGGUGAGCCCCGGGAGUCUGAAGCGAUCAUCUGUGCCAACCCCUAUGUCCCCAGUGACCCACCAACACAGCCUGAAGUCACCAGCAUUACCAAAGACUCCAUGGUCGUCUGCUGGGAGCGCCCUGAACAUGAUGGAGGCAGCAGAAUAAACACGUACGUAAUUGAGAGAAGGGAUAAGACUGGCCUGCGCUGGGUAAAAUGUAACAAGAGGACUGUAACUGACCUGCGUUUCAAGGCCUCUGGCCUCACACCAGAUCAUGAGUAUGAAUUCAGAGUUUUUGCUGAAAAUAAUGCUGGUCUAAGCCAGCCUAGUCCUUCCAGUCCAUUCUACAAAGCUGUAGACACCAUCUUCCAGCCUGGACCUCCAGGGAACCCCAGAGUGCUGGACACAACCAAGUCUUCCAUUACCCUUGCCUGGAACAAGCCUGUCUACGAUGGUGGUUCUGAAAUCACUGGUUACAUUGUGGAGACCUGCCUGCCUGAGGAGGAUGAGUGGACAAUACACACUCCCAAGAAGGGAUGGACAGCCACUUCCUUCACUAUUACCAACUUGAAGGAAAACCAAGAUUACAAAAUCAACAUCUGUGCCACUAAUUGUGAGGGAGUGGGAGAGCCAGCUGCUGUUCCUGGAACCCCCAAGGCUGAAGACAGAUUGCUUCCUCCAGAAAUUGAACUUGGAGCAGAGCUGCGUAAGGUGGUCAUCCUCAGAGCCUGUAGCACACUCAGACUCUUUGUUCCAAUUAAGGGCAGACCAGUACCUGAAGUUAAAUGGUCAAGAGAACAUGGAGAAUCCCUAGACCGAGCUCUCAUUGAAAUCACCCCAUCAUUCACCACUCUUCAGGUAGACAAUGUUGACAGGUUUGAUGCAGGUAAAUACAUGGUGACUGUAGAGAAUGCCUCAGGAAGCAAAACAGCCUUUGUUAAUGUCAGAGUGCUAGAUAGUCCUGGAGCCCCUCAGAAUCUGAUUAUCAAGGAGGUCUCUAGAGAUUCAGUUUCACUCGUUUGGGAUGCACCUCUCAUUGAUGGUGGCUCCAGAGUCCGCAACUACAUUGUGGAGAAGCGCGAGUCACACAGAAAGGCCUACACCACUGUCUGUGCCAGCUGCCAUAAGUCUAGUUGGAAAAUUGGAGACCUGGAGGAAGGAAAAUUGUACUCAUUUAGAAUCCUGGCUGAAAAUGAAUAUGGAAUUGGCCUCCCAGCAGAGACUGUUGAACCAAUUAAAGUGUCAGAGAAGCCUCUACCACCGGGCAAAGUGACCCUUCGUGAAGUUACCAGCUCCAGCGUCACACUAACUUGGGAAAAGCCUGACCAUGAUGGUGGGAGCAGAAUCACAGGCUAUAAUGUUGAGAUGCAGGGUAAAGGCAGUGAGAAGUGGAUCCAGGUCAUGGUUGUAAAGACCAAUGAGGCUGUUGUAACUGGCCUUACACAGGGAGAGGAGUACAUGUUCCGUAUCUCAGCCACCAAUGAAAAGGGAGUUAGUGACCCACGUCUUCUUAGUGUGCCCGUGGUGGCUAAAGACCUAGUCAUCUCCCCGACCUUCAAACUGCUCUUUAGCACGUACAGUGUGCUAGCGGGAGAUGAUCUGAAGAUUGAUGUACCAUAUUCCGCCUGUCCCAAGGCUACAGCAGCUUGGCUCAAAGAUGGCAUUGCUCUCAAAGAGACCACAAGAGUUAAUGCUGAUGCCACAGACAAAAACCUUCUCCUGGUUAUUAAAGACGCUUGCAGAGAUGAUGUGGGCACAUACACUAUCAAACUGAUCAACACCGUUGGAGAGGCAUCUACAGACAUCAGUGUUGUUGUUCUAGAUAAGCCUGGUCCUCCAACCGGCCCAAUUAAGAUGGAUGAGGUCACUGCUGACAGCUUGGUCCUGUCCUGGAAUCCACCAGAAUAUGACGGUGGUUGUGCCAUCAACAAUUACGUUGUUGAGAAGAGAGACACAUCUACCACUAACUGGCAGAUUGUGUCAGCUACUGUGGCCAGAACCACUAUCAAGGCAGCCCGUCUGAAGACUGGAACUGAGUAUCAGUUCAGGAUUGCUGCAGAGAAUAGAUAUGGCAAGUCUUCAGUCCUGCUCUCUGAAACCAUUGUUGCUCAGUAUCCAUUUGAGGUGCCCCACCCACCACGUUCUGUUGUGGUCCAGUCAGCCACCAAGGAGAGCAUGGUGGUUGUAUGGGAGAAACCCAGCAGUGACGGUGGAAGCAAAAUUAUGGGCUACCACUUGGAGCUCAAAGAGAGAAACAGUAUACUGUGGGUGAAACAGAACAAACAAAUAAUCCCAGAGACCAGAUUUAAGGUUGUUGGCCUUGAGGAGGGUAUUGAGUAUGAGUUCAGAGUCUAUGCUGAGAACAUUGUUGGCCUCAGCAAAGCCAGCAAACUGACUGAAAUGCAAGUGGCCAGAGAUCCUUGUGACAGACCAGGCAAACCAGAGGCUGUCAUAGUGACAAGAAACCAAGUGACACUCAGAUGGACCAAACCUGAGUAUGAUGCCGGCAUUAAGAUCACAGGCUAUGUGGUUGAGAAGAAAGAGGGAGCUGGCCGCUGGAUGAAGGCCAGUUUCGCCAACGUCAUUGAGACUGUAUUUGUUGUCACAGGACUCACUGAAGAACAAAUUUAUGAGUUUCGUGUUAUCGCCAGGAAUGCAGCAGGUGUCUUAAGCCAGCCCUCUGAUUCUACUGGAGCCAUCACUGCCAAGGAUGAGGUGGAUCCACCCAAGAUUGACUUAGAAGCUAAGUACUCCCAGGCUGUGGUGGUAAAUGCUGGAGAGACAUUCAAGCUCGAGGCUGGUGUCUAUGGUAAGCCUGUGCCCACAGUACACUGGAUAAAGGAGGGCAAAGAGAUUUCUGAAGCAGCACGCCUGGAGCUUAAGAACACAGACUUUACAGCUUGUAUAGUUGUUAAAGAAGCUAUCCGUGUUGAUGGAGGUCAGUACACUUUGCUGGUAAAGAAUGUUGGAGGAGAGAAAUCUGUUAACAUUAAUGUCAAGGUCCUGGACAGACCAGGUCCACCCGAUGGCCCUAUCUCUAUCUAUGGGAUCAGCAGUGAGAAAUGCUCCAUUGCCUGGAAAUCUCCCUUGCAAGAUGGAGGUAGUGAUGUUUCCCAUUACAUUGUUGAGAGGAGGGAAACCAGCCGACUGGUUUGGACUGUAGUUGAACAAAAAGUUCAGACCCUGAACCUGAAGAUCACAAAACUACUUCCUGGUAAUGAGUAUAUCUUCAGAGUGAUUCCAGUCAACAAAUACGGAGUUGGUGAGCCUCUAGAAUCCGAGCCAAUGAUUGCCAGAAAUCAAUUUGUCACUGCGAACUCUCCAACUGAGGUAGAAGUCUCCACAAUCACCAAAGAUUCCAUGGUAGUGACCUGGGAGAGACCAACUAAUGAUGGUGGCAGUCCCAUCCAGGGAUACGUUGUUGAAAAACGUGACAAAGAUGGUGUGAGAUGGACCAGGUGCAACAAGCGCACAGUGAGUGAGCUGCGUUUCAGAGUAACAGGGCUCCUAGAAAACCACAGCUAUGAAUUCAGAGUUGCUGCUGAAAAUGCUGCUGGUGUUGGCACACCUAGUGCACCAACAGUGUACUACAAAGCAUUGGAUCCUAUCUUCAAAGCAGGCCCACCAAACAAUCCCAAGGUGGUGGACACAUCUAGGUCCACUGUUUCCCUGACAUGGGGCAAACCCAUCUAUGAUGGUGGCUGUGAGAUUCAGGCUUACAUUGUUGAGGCCUGCGAUGUAGCAUCGGAUGAGUGGUUUAUAUGCACUCCUCCAACUGGAAUCACAGAAACUAAGUUUACAGUGACAAAGCUUCUGGAGAAGCAUGAAUACCAAUUCAGAGUGUGUGCCAUCAACAAAGUUGGUGUUGGUGAGCAUGCUGAUAUUACAGGAAAGAUUCUUCUGGAGGAGAAACUUGAGGCUCCUGAUCUUGACCUUGAUGCUGAUAUGAGAAAGAUGAUCAACAUUAGAGCAGCAAGCACUCUCAGGCUGUUUGUUCCUGUGAGAGGUCGUCCAGCUCCUGAGGUGAAAUGGGGCAAGGCUGAGGGUGAGAUUAAGGAGACUGCCCAGAUUGACAAUACAGGCAGCUAUGCUUCACUUGUCAUUGAAAAUGUUGACAGAUUUGACACAGGCAAGUACACCCUGACUGCAGAAAAUGCCAGCGGAGUAAAGUCAGUCUUCAUCAGUGUCAGAGUCCUGGACUCACCUAGUCCACCAGCUAACUUCUUCGUGAAAGAGAUUACCAAGAACUCUGUCACUCUCACAUGGGAGCCUCCACUUCUUGAUGGCGGCUCAAGGAUAAAGCAUUACAUUGUUGAGAAGCGUGAGAGCACUAGAAAGGUUUAUUCUCCCGUCACCACCUGCAACAAGAUGUCAUGGAAAGUUGAGCCUCUCCCAGAGGGUGGAAUCUACUUCUUCAGAGUCUUGGCUGAGAAUGAAUAUGGGGUGGGUCUCCCUGCUAAAACUAUAGAACCAAUAAAGAUAUCUGAGAAACCUCAGCCACCUGGUAAAGUUAGUGUUGUUGACGUCACUUCUAGCACUGUAACUCUCACCUGGGAGAAGCCUGAACAUGACGGCGGCAGUAGGAUCAGUUACUACGAAGUCGAGCUGGCACCUAAGGACAGUGAAGCUUGGUCUCUGUGUGCCAGUGGGAAGGCACUGGAGACUGUAGUGACAAACCUACUCAAGGGAGAGGAGUACCAGUUCAGAGUUGUUGCUGUAAAUGACAAGGGCAAAAGUGACCCCAGGCAAUUGGCUCAAACUGUUGUAACUAAGGACCUUGUGAUUGAGCCUGCAGUUAGACCCAAAGUGAGCACAUACAGUGUCCAGGUAGGGUAUGACCUAAAGAUAGAGGUCCCAAUUGCUGGUCAUCCAAAGCCAACCAUCACUUGGACCAAGGACGGAGCCGCCCUUAAGCAGACCACCAGAGUCAAUGUCACUGACUCAGCACGUCUUACCACUCUCACCAUAAAGGAUGCUACCAAAGAGGAUGGAGGCAUGUACAGCAUCAAUAUUGCCAAUACCCUGGGUUCCAAAGACGCCACUAUUGAGGUGAUUACCCUAGACAAACCAGGCCCACCAACAGGCCCUGUCAAAAUAGAGGAUGUCAGUGCUGAGAGUAUGACUCUUAACUGGGAACCUCCUACAUAUACUGGUGGCUGCCCAAUCUCCAACUAUGUGGUUGAGAAGAGAGACACAACCACAACCAACUGGGUGGUUGUAUCUGCCACUGUGGCCAGAACAACGCUAAAAGUGGCUAAUCUGAAGACAGGCAGUGAAUACCAGUUCAGAAUCUAUGCUGAGAACAGAUAUGGAAAGAGUUAUGCAAUUGAUUCAGAGCCUGUUGUGGCACAGUAUCCGUUCCAGGAGCCUGGCCCACCAGGAACACCAUUUGUGUCUCUGUACUCUAAAGACUAUAUGGUGGUUGAGUGGCACAAGCCCCCAUCUGAUGGAGGCAGUGCCAUCUUGGGCUACCAUCUGGAGAGAAAGGAGAAGAACAGUAUCCUCUGGACCAAGAUCAACAAAAUGCUCAUCCAAGACUGCAGGUUCAAAUCUACUCCUCUUGAGGAAGGCAUUGAGUAUGAGUACAGAGUCUAUGCUGAAAAUAUAGUUGGCAUUGGAAAAUGCAGCAAAGUUUCUGAAGGGUAUGUAGCCCGUGACCCAUGUUAUCCCCCUGGCCGUCCUGAGGCUUUAAUUGUAACUAGGCACUCAGUGAAGCUGAAGUGGACUCCUCCAGAGUAUGACGGUGGAAGCUUAAUUACUGGCUAUGUAGUGGAGAAACGUGACCUUCCUGAAGGAAAGUGGAUGAAAGCCAGUUUUGCAAAUGUCAUUGAACAUGAAUUCACAGUUACUGGCCUAAUGGAAGACGGUAAAUAUGAUUUCAGAGUAAUUGCAAGGAAUGGAGCUGGUGCUGUCAGCAAGCCCUCUGAAAGCACAGGAUCCAUCACAGCCAAGGAUGCAAUUGAACCACCUAAGUGUGACACAGAUCCUAUGUACAACCAGACCAUUGUUAUCAAUGCUGGAGAGACUUUCAGUCUGGAGGCCAGUGUGGAAGGAAAGCCCAUCCCCACAGCUCAGUGGUUCAAGGGAAAUGUUGAAGUUGAAAACUCAGCAAGAGCUGAGCUGAAAAACACUGAUUUCAAGGCUUGGCUCCUUGUGAAGGAUGCCAUCAGAGUGGACGGUGGACAGUACACACUGGUUCUGACUAAUGUGGCUGGAAGUAAGACUGUUCCAUUCAGUGUGAAAGUCCUGGACAGACCAGGCCCCUCAGAGGGACCUCUUACUGUCAGCAAUGUCACUGAGGAGAAGUGCUCACUGUCAUGGCUGCCCCCCAGGCAUGAUGGAGGAGCUAGUAUUUCUCACUAUGUCAUUCAGAAGAGAGAAACCAGCCGCCUGGCAUGGACAGUUGUGUCAAGUGACUGUGGAGCUACCAUGUUCAAAGUUACCAAGCUGUUGAAGGGCAAUGAGUACAUCUUCAGAGUCAUGGCUGUCAACAAAUAUGGCGUGGGCGAGCCUCUUGAAUCAGCUCCAGUUAUCAUGAGAAAUCCUUAUGUUCCCCCUGGCUCACCUCAGGAACUUGAGAUCACUAAUAUUACCAGGGACUCCAUGACUGUCUGCUGGAACCGCCCGGAAACCAAUGGAGGCAGUGAGAUUGUUGGUUACAUUGUUGAGAAGAGAGACAGAGCUGGAGUGAGGUGGACCAAGUGCAACAAACGUAGAGUGACAGACUUGCGUUUCAGAGUAACAGGUCUGACUGAGGACCAUGAAUAUGAAUUCAGGCUAUCUGCUGAGAAUGCAGCUGGCGUGGGUCAGCCAAGCCCACCUACACCGUACCUCAAAGCCUGUGAUCCCUCCUUUGAACCGGGCUGUCCCACCAAUGCCCAUGUUGUCGACACGACUAAAGACACUGUCACUCUGGCCUGGCACCGGCCUAUCUACGAUGGUGGUUGUGAGAUUCAAGGAUACGCUGUGGAAAUUACUAAGGCUGAUGAGGAGGAGUGGAGCAUGUGCACCCCACCUUCCGGAGUUAAUGCUACCAAGUUUACCAUCACCAAAUUGAUAGAGCACCAGGAAUACAAGGUACGCAUAUGUGCCAUCAAUAAGCUGGGUGUUGGCGAGGCUACCGAGAUCGAGGGAGUUGUGAAACCUAUCGAUAAGAUUGAACCUCCAGAAAUGAUUCUGGAUUCAGAGCUCAGAAAGGGUAUAGUUGUCCGUGCAGGAGGUUCAAUGAGAAUCUCCAUUCCAUUCAAGGGCCGUCCUGCUCCUGAGGUCAACUGGGCCAAGGAGGAUGGAGCACUGCCCAGUAAAGUUCAGAUAGACACUGGUGAAGAUUACACACAGCUCUCCAUUGACAUAUGUGACAAAUAUGAUGCUGGAAAAUACAUUCUCAACUUGGAAAAUAGCGCUGGCACCAAAUCAGCCUUUGUCUCUGUUAAAGUUCUGGACACUCCAGGGGCCCCACUGAAUCUAACCGUAAAAGACAUUAAGAGGGAAAGUGUCACUCUGACGUGGGAGCCUCCUCUUAUUGAUGGUGGUGCAAGAAUCAAAAAUUAUCUUGUUGAAAAGCGUGAGUCUACCAGGAUAGUUUACUCUAAUGUGGACAACAAGUGCACAAAGACAAGCUACCGUAUCACUGGCCUCACUGAGGGAAUCAUCUACUAUUUCAGAGUCUUGGCAGAGAACGAGUUUGGCGUGGGACAGGGAGUUGAGACAGAAGACCCAGUUAAGACCUCUGAACCUCCUCUGUCAGUGGGUAAGGUCACUUUGACUGAAGUGACCAAAACCUCUGCCUCCUUCUCCUGGGAGAAGCCAGACCAUGAUGGAGGCAGCAGAAUCAUGGGCUAUUACAUUGAUAUGCAGCCUGUGGGUUCAGAAGAAUGGGUGGUAGCUGCCACAACCAAAACUUGUGAGGGCACUGUCACAGGCCUAAGUGCAGGCCAUGAGUACCUGUUUAGAGUGUCAGCUUUCAAUGAGAAGGGCAGGAGUGACCCAAGGCCUCUGGCUGCACCAGUCACUGCUAAAGAUGUAACUAUUAAGCCCAGAUUCAAGAUGACAUUCAACACAUACAGUUUACAGUCAGGUGAGGAUCUGAAGAUGGAGAUUCCAGUGAUUGGGCGUCCUGUUCCUACAGUUGAAUGGAAGAAGGAUGGGCAUGCUCUUAAGGAGACAACCAGACUGAAUGUAUUAAGCACAGCAUCAUCUACUAAGCUGUGCAUCAAGGAUGCAAAUAAGGAAGACUCUGGUAAAUACACCAUAACAGCCACCAGCAGCAUAGGAACAGCUACAGAGGAGAUUACUGUCAUUAUUCUUGAAAAGCCUGGCCCGCCCACAGGCCCUGUGAAGAUUGAGGAAGUUAGCUCUAAUCAUGUCACACUCUCCUGGGAGCCACCAGAGUAUACCGGAGGUUGUCAGAUCAACAACUACAUUGUGGAGAAGAGAGACACCACCACAACAGCAUGGCAGAUCGUGUCUGCUACUAUUGCCAGGACAACCAUCAAAGUCAGCAACUUGAAGACUGGAACUGAGUAUCAAUUCAGAGUGUCUGCUGAGAACAGAUAUGGAAAGAGUCCUGCCAUUGUCUCUCCCACUGCUAUUGCUCAGUAUCCAUUCAGUGUGCCUGCUGCCCCAGAAACACCAUUUAUUUCUGCUGCAACCAAGGAUAAUAUGGUUGUUGAGUGGAAACCUCCAACCAACAAUGGUGGCAGCCCUGUCCUAGGCUAUCACCUUGAGAGAAAGGAGAAAAACAGCCUCCUGUGGACUAAACUCAACAAACUUCUAAUCCCAGACACACGUUUCAAGACUACUGAGCUGGAAGAAGGUAUUGAGUAUGAAUUCAAAGUUUAUGCUGAGAACAUCGCUGGACUCAGCCCAGCAAGCAAGGUCUCUGAAAGCACUGUAGCCAGGGACCCCUGUGAUCCACCAGGCACUCCAGAGGCCAUUCAAAUUACCAGAAAUCAUGUCACACUUCAGUGGACCAGGCCUCAGUAUGAUGGAGGCAGUGCAAUUACUGGCUAUCUGAUCGAAAGGAGGAAGCACCCAGAUACUCGCUGGAUGAAGGCCACUUUCACCAACAUCAUUGAUACCCAGUUCACACUCACUGGCCUGACUGAGGACUGUGUUUACGAGUUCAGAGUCGUUGCCAGGAACGCUGCAGGCAUUUCCAGCCAUCCUUCUCAGAGCACAGGAGAAAUUACUGCUAAAGAUGAAAUUGAGGCUCCAGAGGCCACCAUGGAUUCUAAAUUCAAAGAUCUGACUGUUGUUAGUGCUGGUGAGACAUUUGUCAUUGAUGCUGACUUCACUGGCAAGCCUCUGCCUGAAGUAACUUGGAUAAAGGAUGGAAAGGAGAUUGAUAAAACCACACCAAGAAUGGAGGUCAAGACCACACUCACACGUACUAUCCUGACAGUCAAGGAAUGUGUCAGAGUGGACGGUGGCCACUUUGUCCUCAAACUUGUCAAUGUGGGAGGAGUCAAGAUGAUUCCAGUUAAUGUUAAAGUUCUGGAUAGACCUGGUCCUCCAGAUGGCCCACUUGAAGUUAAAGGGGUCACAGCUGAAAAAUGUUAUCUGCACUGGAACCAUCCCUCACAUGAUGGUGGAGCCAGCAUCUCUCACUACAUCAUUGAGAAGAGAGAGACCAGUCGUUUGUCAUGGACCGUUGUUGAGCCCAAGAUCCAGGCCAUCAGCUACAAAAUCACAAAACUGCUGCCUGGUAAUGAAUAUAUCUUCAGAGUCACUGCUGUGAAUAAAUAUGGCGUUGGUGAGCCUUUGGAAUCUGAGCCUGUUAUUGCUCGUAACCCCUUCACCACUCCCAGUGCCCCCUCCACCCCAGAGACAAGCGCUAUCACUAGGGACUCCAUAGUGCUUACAUGGGAGAGACCAGAGCAUAAUGGAGGAGCUGAGAUUGAAGGAUAUGUCCUUGAAAAACGUGAUAAGGAUGGCAUCCGAUGGACUAAAUGCAACAAGAAGAGGCUGAAUGACCUGAGAUUCAGAUGCACUGGCCUCACAGAGGGCCACUCUUAUGAAUUUAGGAUCUCAGCUGAAAAUGCUGCUGGUGUGGGAAAGCCUAGCGCACCAACUGAAUACAUCAAGGCCUGUGAUGCCAUUUACCCACCAGGACCUCCAAAUAACCCCAAAGUCACUGGCCAUUCAAGCACCACAGUCUCUCUGUCCUGGUCCAGGCCUAUCUAUGAUGGUGGAGCACAAAUCAGCGGAUAUGUUGUUGAAAGGAAGGAGGCAACGGAUGAUGAAUGGAUCACUUGCACACCACCAAGUGGUGUUCAGGCCACCCAAUAUACAGUAAAGUGUCUAAAGGAAAAUGCAGAGUACAACUUCCGCAUCUUUGCUCUUAACUGUGAGGGGGUAGGAGAGCAUGUGGACUUACCUGGUUCUGUGAUUGCUGCAGAGAAGCUGGAGGCUCCUGAAAUUGAACUAGAUGCUGACCUGAGGAAGAUGGUCAAUGUCCGUGCCUCUGCCACCUUGCGUUUGUUUGUGACAAUCAGAGGAAAGCCUGAGCCUGAGGUCAGAUGGUCAAAGGCUGAUGGCACUUUGAAUGAGCGUGCCCAAAUUGAAGUCACAAGCUCUUACACAAUGCUGGUGAUUGAGAAUGUCGAUAGAUUCGACACUGGCAAAUAUGUACUGACCCUUGAGAACCUCAGUGGCUCCAAAUCAGCCUUCAUCAAUGUAAGAGUUCUGGACUCCCCUAGCACUCCUACCAACCUUGUAGUUAAGGAUGUGAAGAGAACUUCUGUCUCUCUCUCCUGGGAGCCUCCUCUUAUAGAUGGUGGGGCUAAGAUAUCACACUAUAUUGUGGAGCAGAGAGAGCAGAAGAGAAUGGCUUUCACCAGUGUUUGCACAAACUGUGUGAGGAACUCGUACAUUAUUUCUGACCUGCAGGAAGGAGGCCGAUAUUAUUUCCGUGUGUUGGCUGUGAAUGAGCUGGGAGUAGGUCUGCCUGCCUCCACAGAUCAAGUCAAAGUGGCUGAGGCUCCUUUACCUCCUGGAAAGGUUAUCCUGGUUGAUGUGACUCGUCACACUGUCACUCUUUCCUGGGAGAAACCGGAUCAUGAUGGAGGCAGCAAGAUAACAAACUUUAUUGUGGAGAUGCAGCCCAAGGGAGAUGACAAAUGGACUGUUUGCAGUGAAGUCAAAGCAUUGGAAGCUACUAUUGGUGGACUCACAAGUGGAGAGGAAUACUCCUUCAGGGUGUUUGCAGUGAAUGAUAAGGGCAAGAGUGAUGCCAAGCCUCUGGCUACCCCUGUGGUGGUGAAAGACAUCACAGUGGAACCCACCAUCAACCUGUUGUACGACACAUACAGUGUAAAAGCUGGAGAUGACCUGAAGAUUGAUGUUCCCAUCAAAGGCAGACCUCAGCCUGAAGUGUCCUGGAAGAAGGACGGCCAGGUGCUUAAGCAGACGACCAGGGUCAAUGUUCUUACUUCCAAGACCUCAUCCAAGAUUACCAUCAAGGAAGCAACCAAGGAGGAUAAAGGAAAUUAUGAGAUUACUCUGACAAACUCACUUGCCACCAAGACGGCUGUAGUCCACGUUGUUAUCCUUGACAAACCUGGCCCACCCAGCAACAUUAGGAUGGAUGAGGUGAGCGCUGACUUCAUCACACUGUCAUGGGAUCCUCCAACCUAUAGCGGUGGAUGUCAAAUUAACAACUAUGUGGUGGAGAAAAGAGACACUACCACAACCACAUGGCAGAUUGUCUCAGCAACAGUAGCCAGGACAUCAAUCAAGGUGGCUCGUCUCACUCAGGGAACAGAGUAUCAGUUCCGUAUUGCAGCUGAGAACCGUUAUGGCAAGAGUUCAGCCAUUGACUCUACUCCUGUUAUUGCUCAGUAUCCCUUCGAGCCUCCUGGCCCACCUACCAACGUCCACAUUUCCCUUGCCACCAAGUAUGGCAUGCUUGUGGUAUGGGGCAGACCUGCCACAGAUGGUGGUAGCCCUGUAACUGGUUACCACAUUGAAUGCAAAGACCAAAGCAGCAUCCUGUGGACCAAGGUCAACAGAGGUCUGCUGGCUGAGAACCAGUUCAAGAUGACAGGCAUUGAAGAAGGACUGAUGUAUCAGUUCAGAGUCUAUGCUGAGAAUAUUGCUGGAAUUGGUCCAUGCACUAAGGCCAGUGACCCUGUGGCAGCCAGGGAUCCAUGUGAAUCUCCACGUAACCUUAGAGUCACCAACAUUACCAGGACUUCAGUUUCCCUCUUCUGGGAUAAGCCAGAAUAUGAUGGCGGAGUAAAGAUAACUGGCUACAUUGUUGAGCGUAAAGAACUUCCUGAUGGCCGCUGGCUGAAAUGCAACUUCACCAACCUGCAAGACACUUACUUUGAUGUCACAGGCCUCACAGAAGAUGUCCAAUAUGACUUCCAUGUCAUUGCUAAGAAUUCUGCAGAGCUAUUGAGUGCUCCAUCAGAAAGCACUGGUCCUGUCACAGUCAAGGAUGAUGUAGACCCUCCAACUAUUAUCAUGGAAGAUAAGCUCAGACAGCUGGUUGUUGUUAAGGCUGGAGAGAUCAUUCAAAUUGAUGCUGAAAUCACAGGCCGUCCACUCCCUGUUGUCUCAUGGUGGAAGGAUGGAAAGGAGAUUGAGGCGAAGGCCAGGUGUGAAAUCACCUCCACCAACUUCGCAACCACAUUAAUUGUCAGAGACGUCAUAAGGAGGGACUCUGGCCAGUAUGUCCUGACCCUGCACAAUGUGGCAGGAACUAGGUCUGUGGCUGUCAACUGUAAAGUUCUGGACCGACCUGGACCUUCCUCAGGACCAAUGACAGUGUCUGGUCUCACAGCCGAGAAAUGCACCAUAACGUGGGGUCCGCCUCAGGAGAAUGGUGGUGCUGAAAUCAUGCACUACAUUGUCGAGAAACGCGAGACCAGUCGCCUCGCCUGGACUCUUGUCUAUGGUGACAUGAAGGCAACUACCUGUAAAGUAACCAAACUGCUCAAAGGAAAUGAGUAUAUCUUAAGAGUUAGGGGAGUCAACAAAUAUGGGGAGGGUGAGGCCCUGGAAAGUGAACCAAUAAAGGCCAUGGAUCCAUUCACUGUGCCUGCAUCUCCCACUAAUGUUCAGGUCACCUCAGUUACAGGUGAGGCAAUGACCAUCUGUUGGGAAAGACCAACUUCUGAUGGUGGCAGCAGUAUCUCUGGCUAUGUCAUUGAAAAGCGAGAGAAGACUGGCCUUCGCUGGUGCCGUGUCAACAAGAAACCUGUUUAUGAUCUCAGAGUCAAAGCUUCAAACCUUCGUGAAGGCAGUGAGUAUGAAUACAGAGUUUUUGCAGAGAACGCUGCUGGCCUUAGUGCUCCCAGCAUCUCUUGCCCUCUCACCAAGGCUGAAGACCCACAGUUCCUGCCUUCACCUCCUGCUAAGCCUAAAAUCAUCGACUCUACAAAGACCACAGUCACCCUGUCAUGGAAUAAGCCAUUAUUUGAUGGUGGAGCACCUGUUACUGGUUACAGAGUCGAAUACAGGAAUACUUCAGAUGAUGAAUGGAUUGUUGGAGUCCAGAAUACCAAGAACACAGAGUUUACAGUGGUUAAAUUGACACCUGGUGCUGAAUAUGUGUUCGUUGUCAAGUCCAUUAACAAGAUUGGAGUCAGUGAGCCCAGUCCUGAGACAGACAAACAAAUCGCCAAAGAAAGAGAGGAAGAGCCGGUCUUUGACAUCAGCAAUGAGAUGAGGAAGACUUUUAUUGUGAAGGAUGGAAGCUCAUUUACCAUGACAGUGCCCUUCAGAGGCAAACCCAUCCCCAGUGUUACAUGGUCUAAGCCUGAUGUUGACCUUAGAGUUCGUGCUGCCAUUGAAACCACAGACACCUUCACCUCUAUCACCGUGGAGAAAGCAACUCGUGAUGACUCUGGCAAAUACACCAUCACCUUGUCUAGCGUAGUUGGAACAACCUCCGCGACACUCAAUGUCAGAGUUUUGGAUUCCCCUGGACCUCCUGCCCGUAUAGAGGUCAAGGACGUAACGAGGACCUCGGCUACUGUAACCUGGGACACUCCUGAGAAUGAGGGAGGAGGACCAGUCAAGAACUACCUUGUUGAUAUCCGUGAGGCCAGCAAGAAAGGCUGGACCAGGUUGACCGACACAUGCCACAGAAUGUCAUACAAGGUAACAGACGUGCAGGAGGGAGAAGUCUACUACUUCAGAGUGACGGGCGAGAAUGAGUACGGUGUUGGUGUUUCUGCUGAGACCACAAUAGGAACCAAAAUCACAGAAAAACCAAGCCCACCACCCAAGCUGGGUGUGACUGAUGUGACCAAGGAGAGUGUCUCGCUGGCCUGGGCUAAACCAGAACAUGACGGAGGCAGCAGAAUUACUGGGUACCUGGUGGAAGCUCUGGAGAAAGGCCAGGAGAAGUGGGUUAAGUGUGGUGUAACCAAGUUCAUACACUUGACAGUGUCUGGUCUGAGGGAGAAUGCUGAGUACUUCUUCAGAGUCAGAGCAGAGAACCACGCUGGCUUCAGUGAUAUUAAGGAAAUGAUCACCCCAGUAGUGGUCAAAGACCAGCUUGAAUCUCCUGAGAUCGACAUGAAGAACUUCCCCCACAACACAGUGUAUGUUAGAGCCGGCUCCACACUCAAGUGUGAGAUUCCACUGAUGGGCCGGCCUUUGCCUAAAGUCUCCCUGUCCAAGGAUGACGUGCUGCUAAAGUCAACAAUGAGGUUCAACUCUGAAGUCACCCCUGACAGCAUCAAGAUCAUUUUGCGUGAGAGCAUUGCUGGAGACACAGGACGCUACGAUAUCAUCGCCUCCAACUCCAACGGAACCACCAAAUCCUUUUUGAAUAUUAUGGUUCUGGACCGCCCUAGUGCCCCAGUUGGACCUGUGGAGCUCUCUGAUGUAACAGAGGACAGCGUGAGCCUGAAUUGGCUCCCACCGACAUAUGAUGGUGGCAGCCCUAUCACCAACUACAUAAUCCAGAAGAGAGAGACAACCAAUGCCAACUGGAUUGAUGUUUCUUCUGCUGUGGCCCGAUGCACCAUGAAGAUCAUGAAGCUGACCACUGGCCUUGAGUACCAGUUCAGAAUCAGGGCUGAGAACAGAUAUGGAAUCAGUGAGCACAUUGACUCUCCGACUGUCGCUGUCAAUCUUCCUUACACUAUUCCUGAAGCUCCGUCAACUCCGGAGAUCACUAAUGUAACUAGGGAGACCAUCACUGUAGCCUGGAAGGAGCCAACGUCAGAUGGUGGCAGCCACGUGUUUGGCUACCAUCUCCAGAUGAAAGACAGGAACAGCAUCCUUUGGCAGAGAGUCAACAAAACGGUGAUCCGUGCUACACACUUUAAGGUCACCAACAUCAAUGCUGGACUUAUUUAUGAGUUCAAGGUGGCAGCAGAGAACGCUGCUGGAAUCAGUGCCUUCAGCAAGAUUUCUGAUGCAGUUCUGGCUAUUGAUGCCUGCGAGCCACCCAUCGACUUGCGUAUAAGUGAUAUCACCAAGAACACCAUUAGCCUGGCCUGGCAUAAGCCCAACUACGAUGGCGGAUCACCGAUCACUGGUUACAUCAUUGAGAAGAGAGAGGGCGUUAGUGCUAAAUGGUCCAAGGCUAACCUCACCAAUGUCACAGACACCCGCUUUGCUGUGACUGGCCUAACCCAGGACGAGUCAUAUGAGUUUAGAGUCAUGGCAAGGAAUGCCGUUGGCUCAGUGAGCAAUCCAUCCAUAACCGCUGGACCAGCCACGUGCGUGGAUACAUACGGUGCACCAGAGAUUGAAAUACCUCAAGAGUACUUCAGCGAGGUCAAGUACAGGGCUGAAUCUAAUGUGGAGCUCAAGUUUAAUAUCACAGCCAAACCUGCUCCCACUAUCGAGUGGUUUAAGGAUGGCAGAGAGCUUGAGCCUAGCGCCCAGCUCUCUUUCAAACACACAUUUGAGUCCACCAGCUUGUUCCUGAAGGACACCACUCGUCUGAACUCUGGAUUGUACGAGGUCAAGGUGAAGAACUCCAUGGGAACCGCAUCUGCCACUGUCAGACUGCUCAUUCAAGACAAGUCCGGCCCCCCUGCUGGAGAGAUUCAGUUCAAGAAGGUGACAGCCACGAACAUCACCAUCAUGUGGUCCCCUCCUGCGGAUGAGGGUGGUGCCAUGGUAACGCAUUACAUUGUGGAAAAGAGGGAGACGAGCAGAGUCAUGUGGUCCAUCGUCUCAGAGAAACUGGUCGAUUGCAUUGUUAACGUGCCCAGACUCAUCCCGGGUAAUGAGUACAUCUUCAGAGUCCGUGGAGUCAACAAGUACGGCAUCGGAGAACCACUGGAGUCUGAACCUAUCAUCGCCAAGAACGCAUUUGUUCCUCCAAGCGAGCCAUCUAAGCCUAAAGUGACCAUGAUCACCAAGUCCACCAUGACAGUGAUCUGGGAAAGACCAGCGCUGGAUGGAGGCAGCGACAUCGACGGCUACUAUCUGGAGAAGAGGGAGAAGAAGAGUCUGCAGUGGUUCAAGGUGGUGAAGGGAACCAUCAGAGACACCAGGCAAAAAGUCACUGGCCUGGUGGAGAACUGGGAGUACCAGUACAGAGUUUGUGCCGUCAACAAGGCUGGAGCAGGAAACUACUCUGAGGCUUCUGAACUCUACAAGGCCUACGACCCCAUCGAUCUGCCUGGUGAGCCAUCCAAGCUGCGUGUACUAGACUCCACAAAGACCUCCAUCACCCUCGGCUGGGAGAAGCCCGUCUAUGAUGGCGGCAGUGAAAUCACACACUAUAUUUUGGAACAGAUGAACACAGAGGAAAAAGAAUGGGUGAUCACCAACCCACAGGUCAAGGACUGCGAAUAUGUGGUGUCUCACCUCAAACCUGGAGUCUACUACUUCUUCAGAGUCUCUGCUGUCAACUGCAAGGGCAAAGGAGAAGACAUCAAGAUGUACCAGCCUUUGCAAGCCAAAGAUAUCUUGGAGGAGGCCGAUUUGGACUUGGAUGUUCCCAUGACGACCCAGUACACAGUCAGGGCUGGCCGUGACGUGGAAGUGUUUAUCCCUCUGAAGGGACGCCCCGCUCCCGGCGUCACGUGGCGCCGUGAUGACCGCAACAUAGCCGCUGACAACCGCUACACCAUCACCAACACUGAGCGAGCCACCACGCUCCUCAUCCCCAAGAUCACCCGUGACGACCGCGGCAAGUACCUGCUGGAGAUUGAGAAUGGUGUGGGAGAACCCAAGAUAAUCACCGUUUCCGUUAAAGUUCUGGACAGUCCAGCCACAUGCCAGAAACUGAUGAUCAAGAACGUGACGAGAGGAAAGCUGACCCUAAGCUGGGAGGCUCCUCUCAUCGAAGGCGGUUCCCCCGUCACUCAUUACAUCGUCGAGAAGAAGGCGUCCACCAUGAAGGCUUACCAGGUGAUCUGUGCCGAAUGUACCAACACAACUUACAAGGUGUCGGGCCUGGAGGAGGAUGUAGCUUACUUCUUCCGUGUGUCUGCUGAAAAUAUGUACGGUGUGGGAGACACCUGCGAAACCACCGAGCCUGUAAGAGCCACCGAAACUCCUGGAGCCGUUAAAAACCUGGUGAUGCUGGACUCUACGAAGACCUCUGUCACCCUGCAGUGGACUAAACCCGACCACGACGGCGGUAGCCACAUCACCGAAUACAUCGUUGAAAAGAGAUCUCAGGAAGAUCCCACGUGGACUUUGGGGGGAACAUGCAAGCGCUUCACCUGCGAGGUGACGGGACUGAAGGAGAACGCUGUCAUGGACUUCAGAGUGUUCGCCAAGAACGAGAAGGGCAACAGUGACUUCUCCCUGAUUGGUCCGAUCACCGUGAAGGACUUCAUCAUUCUACCUGAGGCCAACCUCAUUGACUACCCCACCGGAGAGCUUCCUGUUCGUAUCGGUCAGAACAUUCACAUCGAGUUGCCCUUCAAGGGUAAACCCAAACCUGCAAUCAGCUGGCUGAAGGAUAACUUGCCUCUGAAGGAAAGUGACAAGAUUCGCUUCAGGACUACUGACAAUAAGACUGCAGUCACUGUCAGAGGAGCCAAGAAGGAGCAUGCCGGCCAGUACACCUUGGUUCUGGACAACAGAGUCGUCAAGAACUACUACGACAUCAAUGUGACCAUUCUGUCCCCCCCUUCGGUGCCUGUUGGUCCCGUCCGUUUUGAUGAGAUUAAAGCCCAGAGCAUCAUCAUUUCCUGGGAUGAGCCAAAGGACAAUGGAGGCGGUGAGAUCACCUGCUACAGCGUGGAGAAACGUGAGACCUCCCAGGCCAACUGGAAGAUGGUUUGCUCCAGUGUUGUCAGGGCCAACUUCAAGAUUCCCAACCUGGUCAAGGGAACUCAAUACCAGUUCAGAGUCCGUGCAGAGAACAAGUACGGAGUCAGUGAAGCACUCACCUCAGCAGAAGUCCUUGCCCAGCACCAGUACAAACCUCCAGGGCCUCCAGCAAAACCAGUGGCCUAUAACAUCACCUGUGACGGUAUGACCAUUAAGUGGGAGGCCCCAGGCUUUGACGGAGGAUCCCCCAUUUUGGGCUAUCAUGUUGAAAAGAAGGACAGAAACAGCCUCCUGUGGCAGAAGGUGAACUCCACCAUCAUCUCCAAACGAGAGUACAGGAUCAUUGGUCUCAUCGACGGUCUGGAGUACUCCUUCAGAGUUUACGCUGAGAACAACGCCGGACUUAGUCCUGUUAGCGAACAGAGCAAACAUGCACUCGCUGUCUCCCCUGUUGAUCCACCUGGCACCCCUGUCUGCAUCGAUGUAACCAGAGACUCAGUCACACUGCAGUGGGACAUCCCGAAGAGGGACGGUGGAAGCAACAUUGUAGGCUACAGUGUGGAGAGGCGCCAAGGCAGAGGCAAAUGGCUGCGAUGCAACUUCACAGAUGUCUGCGAGACCCAGUUCACAGUGACGGGUCUGUCUGCUGGAGACAGAUAUGAGUUCAGAGUCAUUGCCAGGAAUGCUGUGGGCACCGUCAGUCCACCAUCCAACUCCUCUGGAUCCAUUAUGACCAAGGACGAGAGCAUUUCUCCUGAUAUCGAGUGGUCUCCAGACCAGGCGCUUACCCUGAGGGCCGGCGAGAAUGUCAAGCUCAGCUGCAAAAUCACUGGACGUCCCCUGCCCCAGAUCAUCUGGUACAAAGACGGCAAAGAGGUGGACAAGAGGACCAUGUUUGACAUUGAGGUUACCACCGGCAUUGGCACCAGCAGCGUUUUUGUUCGCGGUGCUGACAGGAGCCAUCGUGGCAUCUACACCAUAGAGGCCAAAAACAGCUCCGGUUGCAAGAAAGCUGAAGUCAACGUCAGAGUACAAGAUACCCCCGGACCUGUUGAUGGUCCCAUCCGUUUCACUGGCAUCACUGCUGAGAAGUGCACCGUGUGGUGGAAUCCGCCGGAGAACGACGGCUGUGCCGCCAUCACCCACUACGUAGUGGAGAAAAGGGAGACAUCCAGGAUCUCCUGGGCCACAGUAACCUCCAAAUGUGAAGCCUGUUCUUACAACGCCGCCAACCUCAUCAAGGGCAACGAAUACCAGUUCAGGAUCUCUGCUGUCAACAAGUUUGGUGUUGGCAAACCACUCGACUCUGAUGCCUUUAUCGCACAGAUGCAAUACACUGUGCCUGACGCCCCUGGUACCCCAGAUGCAACCCAUGUGACCGGAAACAGCAUCACCUUGUGCUGGACCAGGCCGAGGACGGACGGAGGCAACGAGAUCAAACACUACAUCCUGGAGAGGAGGGAGAAGAAGAGCCUGCGCUGGCUGAAGGUUUCCUCCAAGAGGCCCAUCACAGAGCUGAGACACCGUGUCAUCAACCUGACGGAGGGCAAUGAAUACGAGUUCCGCGUCAUGGCUGAGAACGGCGCAGGCAUCGGACCGACUAGCAGUACUUCCAGGCUCUUCAAAUGCAGAGAACCAACCAGCGCUCCCAGUGCCCCCACACUAAUCAAGGUCACUGACUCCACCAAGUCCUCCGUCACUCUGGAAUGGACCAAGCCAGUGUUCGACGGUGGCUUGGAGAUCAUUGGCUACAACAUCGACAUGUGCAAGGCCAGUCUGGAGGAGUGGCACAGAGUCAACAACCAGCUGUGCAUCAACACCAGAUACACCGCCAAGGGCCUGACGCCUGGCGAGCUCUACAAGUUCAGGGUCAGUGCUGUGAACAAGUCAGGAGAGGGCGAUGCCUCCGUGUUGGCAAGCACCGUUCAGGCUCUGGACAGACUGAGAUCUCCCGAGAUCGACAUCGAUUCCAACUUCAAGCAGACUCACAUCGUGAAGAACGGCGGCACUGUCACGCUCCAGAUUGCCUUCCGCGGCAAACCAGCUCCCCUCGCCACCUGGUCAAAGGUAGAUGGCGAACUUCCCGUCAUGGGCGACAUCAACACCACAGACUGCAUGUCGACUCUGACCAUCGAGGGGUGCACCAGGUACGAAGCCGGCAAAUACACCCUGUCCCUGGAGAACAACAGCGGGCGCAAGGCCAUCACGUUCACCGUCAAAGUGCUGGACACGCCCGGACCUCCCGGAGCUAUCAACUUCAAAGACAUUACUCGCGGUGCCUUGACGAUGAUGUGGGACGCCCCGACCAAUGACGGCGGAGCCCGGAUUCACCACUACAUGGUGGACAAACGCGAGGCGAGCCGCCUGGCCUGGCAGGAAGUCAGCACCAAGUGCUCGCGGCAGAUGAUUAGGGUGACCGGUCUGGACGUUGGCGUGCCGUAUCUGUUCAGGGUGAUUGCCGUGAACCAGUACGGCCAGGGAGAACCUCACGAGAUGACGGAGCCAAUCAUCGCCACGGAAGAACCCACGCCGCCAAAGAGACUAGAUGUUGUCGACACAACCAACUCCUCGGCCUCGCUGGUGUGGCUGAAGCCCGAGCACGAUGGAGGCAGCCGCGUCCGAGGCUACAUCGUUGAAUUCAGAGCUAAAGGCACUGACCGCUGGGUUGUUGGCGGAGAGACCAAAUCCCAGAAGAUGCUGCUGGAGGGUCUGAUUGAGAACACAGAGUACGACUUCAGAGUCAAAGCCAAGAACGACGCUGGAAUCAGCGAGUCGCAGGGCACCUUCGGCUCCGUGGUCAUCAAGGAGCCUCGCAUCGAACCGACCGCCGACCUCAGCGGCAUCACUAACCAGCUCGUCACCUGCAAGAUGUCUAACACCUUCACCAUCGACAUCCCCAUCAGUGGCCGGCCGGCACCCAAAGUCACCUGGAAGCUGGAGGAGAUGAAGCUGAAGGAGAACGACCGAGUCUCCAUCAGAACCACCAAGGAGACGACCACUCUGGUGGUGAGAGACAGCAAGAGGAGCGACAGCGGCAAGUACUACCUGAUCUUGGAGAACGCCGCCGGCGUGAAGACGUUCACGGUGACCGCAAUGGUUGUCGGAAGACCGACUCCGCCCACAGGCCCCGUGAAGAUCUCUGAAGUGUCUUCCGAGUGCUGCACCCUGUCCUGGGACGAGCCGGCCGACGAUGGCGGCAGCGACAUCACCAACUACAUCGUGGAGAAGCGAGAGUCCGGCUCCGCCUCCUGGCAAGUCGUGAACUCCAGCGUGAAGAGAACCACCAUCAAAGUGACUCACCUCACCAAGUACAUGGAGUACACCUUCAGAGUGUGCGCCGAGAACAAGUUCGGAGUCAGCAAGUCCACCGAGUCUGCUGCCGUCGUUAUCGAGCAUCCGUUCGUUCCUCCAAGUCCUCCAACUCGUCCAGAUGUAGUCUCUGUAUCCGCUAACGCCAUCAACAUCAAAUGGGACUUGCCCUACGCUGAUGGUGGCAGCAAGGUGUCGGGCUACUGGAUCGAGAAGAAGGAGAGGAACACGAUCCUGUGGGUGAGGGAGAACAAGCUGCCCUGCCUCGAGUGCCAUUACAAGGUGUCCAACCUGAUCGAGGGCCUGGAGUACCAGUUCAGGGUGUACGCCAUGAACAUCUCCGGACUCAGCAAGGCCAGCGAGGCUUCCAGACCCGUGGUGGCGCUCAAUCCUGUUGAUCCUCCUGGUAAACCCGAGGUGACGGACAUCACCCACUCCUCCGUGUCUCUGUGUUGGACCGUGCCGGCCAACGAUGGCGGCAGCAAGAUCGUCGGUUACGUGGUGGAGAGGAAAGUCUACAGCGCAGACGAAUGGGACGACAACCGCUGGCUCAAGUGUAACUACACUACCAUCAGCGAGAACUACUUCACUGUCACCAACCUGGGAGAGGGAGAGAUCUACGAGUACCGCAUCAUCGCCAAGAACGCCGCCGGUGUCCACAGUGCUCCCUCCGAGAUCAUCGGACCGAUCACAUGCAAGGAUGAAUACUCUCCUCCGAAAGCAGAACUGGACAGCAAGCUGGUCGGCGAGACGGUCAUCGUCAGCGCCGGCUCGGACCUGGUGCUGGACGGCGCCGUGGGCGGUAAACCCGAGCCCACGGUCUACUGGUCCAAGGGGGACAAGAUUCUGGAGCUCGGGGAGAAAUACUCGCUGACCUACACCGCCACCAGAGCCAUGGCCGUCAUCAAGAGCUGCGACCGCUACGACACGGGCCGAUACAUCCUGACGGUGAAGAACGCCAGCGGAGUCAAGACCGCCGCCGUCAGCGUCAAAGUCCUGGACACUCCUGGUGCUCCGGCCGAUAAGAUCACGAUCAGCAGAGUGACGGAGGAGAAGUGCACCGUCUCCUGGAAGAUUCCUCUGGAGGACGGUGGAGACAUCGUCUCCCACUACAUCGUGGAGCGCCGCGAGACCAGCCGCCUCAACUGGGUCAUCAUGGAGAGCGAGUGCAAGACGCUGUCGUGCGUCAGCAGCCGGCUGAUCAAGAACAACGAGUACGUCUUCAGAGUCAGAGGAGUCAACAAGUACGGCGUCGGAGUUCCUCUGGAGUCGGAGCCCGUCAUCGCCAGGAACGCCUACACCAUCCCGUCCCAGCCGGGCACCCCCGAGGCCACGGGCGUGGCUAAAGAGCACGUCGUCAUCGAGUGGCUGAAGCCCGAGAGUGACGGAGGCAGCGAGAUCAAAACCUUCCUGGUAGACAAACGAGAGGCCAGCAGCACCAGGUGGACUCGGGUGAAUAAGAACUACACCAUCUACGACACGCGUCUGAAGAUCACGGGCCUGCUGGAGGGAAGCGAGUACCAGUUCAGGGUGACGGCGGUCAACGCUGCCGGGGACAGCCAGCCGAGCGACGCCUCGGCCUACAUCCUCUGCAAAGACCCCACGUACACCCCGGCUCCUCCAUCGAUGCCUCGUAUCACGGACACGACCAAGCACAGCAUCAGCAUGACGUGGACACGGCCCAUGUACGACGGCGGCUCGGACGUCAGCGGCUACGUGGUGGAGAUCCUGGAGGAGGGCACGGAGCAGUGGUACCGCGCCACCGCCAAAGCCCUCAGCGCCAACCAGUACGUGGCCGCCGGCCUGGCAGCCAAUAAGAAGUACAGAUUCAGAGUCGCCGCCAUCAACAGCAAAGGCACCGGCGAGUUCAGCGAACCCAGCGCCGAGGUCGAGCCGCUGGAGAAGACCGAAAUGCCGGACCUGGAGCUGGCCGAGGACCUGAAGAAAACGGUUUGUGUGCGCGCCGGAGGAACCCUGCACCUGGUGGUGUCUGUUGGCGGCCGGCCGACCCCCGUGGUGACCUGGAGGAAGACGGGCGUGGAGCUGCAGCGCCGCGGCUACAUCGAGACCACCGAGCGCUCCACCUCGCUGAUGGUGGAGAAGGUCAACCGCUACGACUCAGGCAAAUACAUCGUGGAGGCGGAGAACCCGUCUGGCAAGAAGACUGCCGUCAUCCUGGUCAAAGUCUACGACACCCCCGGUCCUCCCGGCUCCGUGAAGGUGAAGGACUACACCAAGGAGUCGGUGGUGAUCACGUGGGACGUCCCGAGCAUCGACGGCGGCGCUCACAUCAGCAACUACAUCGUGGAGAAGCGCGAGGCGACCAUGAAGUCAUACAAGACGGUGAGCACCGAGUGCAGGAAGACGCUGUUCCGGAUCACCGGCCUGGAGGAGGGGGUGCACUACUUCUUCAGAGUGCUGCCGGAGAACAUCUACGGCGUGGGCGAGCCCUGCGAGACGGCCGAGGCCGUGCUGGUGUGCGAGGUGCCGUCGGUGCCUCAGGACCUCCAGGUGGUUGACGUCACCAAGUCGUCCGUGACGCUGCGCUGGGAGAGGCCGCUGCACGAAGGCGGCAGCCGGCUGAACGGAUACAUCAUCGACGCCUGCAAGGUGGGCACGGACCGGUGGAGUACCGUGGCAACGCUGAAGGCGUCGGCGUCCCAGCAUACGGUCCAGUCUCUGGUGGAGAACGACCAGUACCUGUUCAGGGUCCGAGCCACCAACAGCAGGGGGGCCAGCGAGCCCAUGGACACGGUCACGCCCGUCACCAUCCAGGACAUCAAGGUGAUGCCAAAGAUCGACAUGACUAGCAUCCCUCAGAAGAUCGUGUACGUGCACCGCGGCAAACCCAUUGACCUCAACAUCCCCAUAAAGGCCAAACCGCUGCCCGUCUGCUCCUGGUCCUUCGGCGGGGUCAAACUCAAGGACAGCCUGGACCGCAUCAAGAUCAGCAGCGACGGAAAGUUCAGCCGCCUCGUCAUCCGCGAGACCACCAUCAACGACACGGGACGGUACUCGCUGGAGGUGAAGAACGCUGUCGGCACGGCAACCGAGGUCAUCAAAGUCAUCAUCCUUGACAAGCCUGGCAUCCCGGUGGGUCCGGUGAAGAUCGAGGAGACCGACGGCGUGUCGGUGACGGUCAGCUGGGAACCUCCGGAGAAGGACGGAGGCGCCAACGUCAGCGGCUACGUGGUGGAGCAGCGCGACGCCCACCGCCCGGGCUGGGUCACCAUCUCAGAGUCGGUGACGCGUCCCUGCUACAAGUUCAGCAGACUGUCCGAGGGAACCGAGUACGUGUUCCGCGUCGCCGCCAUGAAUCGUUUCGGCAUCGGCGGAUUCCUGCAGUCGGAGGUGGUGGAGUGCAAGAGCCCCAAGACCAUCCCGGGACCUCCCAGCAGGCCAGAGGUGCUGGACGUGACCCACGAGGGCAUGACGUUGACGUGGCAGCCGCCAGAGGACAACGGCGGCUCCACCAUCGCCGGCUACAUCAUCGAGCGUAAGGAGGCGGGCUCCGACCGCUGGAUGAAAAUAAGCAAGAACCCCGUCACCAUGACGCGCUACCGCUCCUCGGGCCUGAUCGAGGGCCUGGAGUACGAAUACCGCGUCACCGCCAUCAACUCCAGGGGAGCCGGCAAACCCAGCGAGAGCUCUGCCAUCACUGUUGCCAUGGAUCCCAUCGAGCCUCCAGGCGUUCCCGUCCAGCCCCGAGUCACCGACUCCACCCGGACCUCCGUGUCUCUGGCCUGGCUGCCACCUGAAGAGGAGGGCGGCUCCAUCAUCACCGGGUACUUCAUCGAGAUGCAGAAGGUGGACCAGGUGGAAUGGACACUGUGCAACACUACGCCCACCAAGAUGUGCGAGUACACGCUCACCCACAUGCCCCAGGGCGCCGAGUACAAGUUCCGGGUCGUGGCGUGCAAUGCCGGAGGCGCCGGAGAGCCCGCUGAGGUUCCCGGAGUCGUUAAAGUCCAGGAGAUGCUGGAUUAUCCCGACUACGAGCUGGAGCGUAAGUACGAGGAGGGCUACGUGGUGCGGCAGGGCGGAGUCAUCCGUCUGUCCGUGCCCAUCAAGGGGAAACCCAUCCCGACGUGCAAGUGGACCAAGGACGGCCGCGACAUCUCGCACCGCGCCAUGAUCGCCACGCACGAUGACAUCACUGAGCUGGUCAUCAAAGAGGCGCACAAAGACGACACGGGCAGCUACGACCUGGUGCUGGAGAACAAAUGCGGCAGGAAGGCCGUCUACAUCAAGGUGAAGGUGAUCGGCCGCCCCGACGUCCCAGAAGGCCCUCUGGAGUUUGACGACAUUCAGAUCCGAUCCGUGCGGGUCAGCUGGAGACCGCCGUCGGACGAUGGCGGCUCCGACAUUCUGGGAUACAUCGUGGAGAGGCGCGAGGUUCCCAAGGCCGCCUGGUGCACGGUGGACUCCCGCGUGACAGAGACCUCUCUGGUGGUGAAGGGCCUGAAGGAGAACGUGCAGUACCACUUCAGGGUUUCUGCCGAGAACCAGUUCGGCAUCAGCAGAUCUCUCAAGUCUGAUGAGGCCGUCAUGCCGAAAACACCACUCAGCCCACCAGAACCUCCCAGCAACCCUCCAGAGAUCAUGGAGGUGACCAAGACGACGGUGUCUCUGUCCUGGGCGCGGCCCAGAGACGACGGCGGCUCCCGUGUCACAGGAUACUACGUGGAGAGGAGAGAGGUGUCGACGGAGAAGUGGGUCCGACACAACAAGACCCACAUCACCACCACCAUGUACAACGUCAGCGGCCUGAUCCCCGACGCAGAGUACAUGUUCAGAGUGGUGGCGCAGAACGAGGUUGGGCUGAGCGAGGCUGGGCCGGCCUCAGAGUCCGUGAUUUGCAAAGAGCCAUUCGACAAACCCAGCCAACCGGGAGAGAUCGACAUCAUCUCCAUCACCAAAGACUGCAUCACCAUCCACUGGCUGCGGCCGGAGCACGACGGCGGCAAAGAGAUCCUGGGCUACUGGAUCGAGUUCAGGCAGGCCGGAGAAAGCGCCUGGAAGAAAUGCACCAAGGAGCGCUCCAAGGACCGCCAGUUCACCAUGGGCGGCCUGAUGGAGGCCACAGAGUACGAGUUCAGGAUCUUCGCUGAGAACGAGACCGGACUGAGCCGACCACGCCGCACGCCAAUGGGCAUCAAGACCAAACUGAGCGUUGGUGAGGCUCCAGCUCUGAAGGAAGACGUCCAGGACGUCACCACCAAGCUCGGCGAGUCAGGAACUCUGACCUGCGGCAUCAUCGGCAGACCUCUGCCGGAGAUCAAGUGGUACCGCUACGGCAAGGAGUUGAUCCAGAGCCGCAAGUACAAGAUGAGCUCGGACGGGCGCAACCACUCGCUGAGCAUCCUGACGGACGAGCAGGAAGACGAGGGCCUGUACACCUGCAGGGCCGUCAACGAGGCCGGAGAGGUGGAGGCCAGCGGCAAGCUGCGCUUACAGGCGGCGCCGCAGUUCCAUCCCGGCUUCCCUCUGAAGGAGAAGUACUUCGCCGGCGCCGGCACCAGCCUCCGCCUCCACGUCGUCUACAUCGGACGCCCCAUCCCCCAGAUCAUGUGGUUCUACGACAAGAAGCCUCUGAACUCUUCCGAGAACGUAAUCAUUGAAAACACAGAGAGCUACACCCACCUAGUGGUGAGGAACGUCCAGAGGAAGACCAACGCUGGCCGCUACAAGGUGCAGCUCAGCAACGUGUACGGAACCAUCGACACCAUGCUACGCGUGGAAAUCCAAGAUAAACCAUGCAUCCCUGAGGGCCCAAUUGUUGUUGAAGGCCUGCUGAAGAGCUCCAUCAUCAUCAGCUGGAAGCCUCCCAAAGACGAUGGCGGCUCCAUGAUCACCAACUACAUCGUGGAGAAACGCGAGGCCAAAGAAGGCGAGCAGUGGCAACUGGUGUCCUCUUCCAUCUCUGGCACCACCUGCCGUGUCCCCAACCUGAUUGAGAGCGCCGGAUACUACUUCAGAGUCUCUGCCCAGAACCAGUACGGAGUCAGCGAGUCACUGGAGAUCCCAUCCGUGGUCAUCAUUAAGAGUCCAUUCGAAAAACCUGGCAUCCCACAGCAGCCAUUCAUCAUCAGCUCCACCAAGGACUCGUGUGUCGUGUGCUGGAAGCCUCCGAGCAGCGACGGCGGUGCUAAAAUCACCAGCUACUACCUGGAGAAACGUGAGAAGAAGCAGAACAAGUGGAUGUCAGUGACCAGUAAGAAGUUUGUGGAGACCAAGUACGAGGUCACGGCAUUGCUCGAGGGCUUCGAAUACGAGUUCCGUGUCAAGUGUGAGAACAUGGGCGGCGAGAGCGACUGGAGUGAGAUCUCAGCGCCAAUCAUCCCCAAGUCCGACCAGGCUCCUCGUGCUCCUGCCUUCAGGGAGGAGAUCAGGGACAUGACCGUCAAAUACCAUGCCAAUGCCACAUUUGUCACCAAGGUUGUGGGACAUCCCAAACCUCUGGUGAAAUGGUACCGCAGUGGAAAGGAGAUCCAGGCUGAUGGAACCAAGAUCAAAGCCCAGGAGUUCAAGGGUGGCUACUACCAGCUGGUCAUCAUUUCCGCUGACGAGACGGACGCUACAGUUUACCAAGUCAGAGCCACCAACUCAUCAGGAUCCAUCUCUACAACCGCAAACCUGGAGGUGGAAGUUCCUGCUAAGAUCCACCUGCCCAAGGAGCUCCAGGGAAUGGGAUCAGUCAACGCUGUCCGUGGGGAAAACAUCACCAUCAAGAUUCCCAUCUCUGGCAAACCGGAGCCAGCAAUCACUUGGCAGAAGGGUCAGGAGAUUCUCUCCAACUCUCUGUAUCACCAAGUCAUCACUACCAGGUCGUUCACAUCCCUCGUCUUCCAGAAGGGAAUGCAGAGGAAGGACACUGGCUACUACAUCAUUACCGCAAAGAACAGGUUCGGUAUGGACAAACAAACCAUUGAGGUGAACGUGGCCGACAUACCUGAGCCUCCAAAGGGACUGGUUGUUAGCGACGUUGCCCGGGACUCCAUCACGUUGACCUGGGAACCUCCUGCCAAUGACGGCGGAAGCGACAUCAUUGGCUACAUCGUGGAGAAAUGUCCCACAACUGCGGACAGAUGGAUCCGCGCAGGACACACCGCCGACUGCAGCAUCACAAUCAUCAACAUGUUCGGAAAGACCAAGUACCAGUUCCGUGUCGUCGCCGAAAACCAGUUCGGCCUGAGCGCUCCUUGUCAGCCGACUGAGCCGAUCACAACGAAGGAAGACACGUCCGUGAUCAGGAAUUAUGAUGAGGAAGUGGACGAAACCAGAGAGAUCACCAAGGAGGAGGCUCUGUUCUACAAGGUAAAGGAGCUGUCAUCCAAGUACGUCAUCUCUGAGGAGCUUUCUCGCUGCCAGUUCGGAGUGGUCCACCGCUGCACGGAGAUCGCCACCAAGAAGACCUUCAUGGCCAAGUUCAUCAAAGUCAAAGGAACUGACCGGGAAUUGGUUCUCCGAGAAAUCGAAGCCCUCAACGUAGCAAGGCACAAGAAUGUCAUCUAUCUACAUGAAUACUUUGAAAGCAUGGAGGAGAUCAUCCUGAUCUUUGAAUUCAUCUCCGGAGUGGACAUCUUUGAGCGCCUCGGCACCAGCAACUUUGAGCUCACAGAGCAGGAGAUCGUCCGCUACCUGAGACAAGUCUGCUCCGCCCUCAAGUUUAUGCACAGCCACAACUAUGGCCACUUCGACAUCCGCCCAGACAACAUUGUCUACACGACAAGGAGAAGCACCACUGUAAAGAUUAUCGAGAUGGGCCAGGCUAGGCUGCUGGUGCCAGGAGAAAACAUCAGAAUGCUGUUCUCCGCUCCGGAGUACUGUGCCCCUGAGAUCCACCGUCAUGACCUAGUCACAACCGCCACGGAUAUGUGGUCCGUAGGUGUUAUGGCUUACAUUCUGCUAAGUGGCCUUAAUCCGUUUGGCGCAGAGUCCGUCACAAAGAUGAUCGAAAACAUCUCCAACUGUGAAUACAUCUUUGAAAGUGAAGCGUUUAGGGACAUCAGCCUGGAGGCUAUGGACUUUGUGGACAGACUUCUAGUCAAAGACAGGAAGCUCCGUAUGACAGCCCACGAGGCUCUGGAGCACCCGUGGCUCAAGAUGAAGAUCGAGAACGUCAGCACUAAGGUCAUUAGGACGUUGAGACACAGAAGGUACUACCAGACUCUGGCGAAGAGGGUAGAUAUCAUUGUGUCGUCGGCUCGUGUGGCUUACGGUGGUGCCUUCAAGAACCAGAGAGGAUUGGCUGUGGGAAAAGUGAAGAUUGGAAGUGAGUACCACGGUCUCCGCACCGGUCCAGUCAUGCAUGCCUCAGCUGAGGAAGGUGGCCACGUCAGAUUCACUUGUAGCAUCACCAAUUAUGACAAGAGCACUCAGGCAUCAUGGUACUUUGGAAACCGCCAGCUCCACGCAAGUGCCAAGUAUGAAAUCACCUACAGCAACGGUUUUGCCAGCAUCUACGUGAAGGACAUUGAAGAGAGUGACGAUGGUGUGUACAGAUGCAAAGUGGUGAGCGACGACGGAGAGGACAGCGCUUAUGGAGAGCUCUUUGUCGAGACGGUGAGGAGCAUCCGAGAGCACUACAUCAGCCGCUCAAUCAAGAAACUGAGGAGGAGAGUCGACAAGACGAAACUCCUGCAGAGACCGCCAGAGUUCACUCUGCCUCUGUACAAUCGCUCCGCCUACAUCGGUGAAGAUGUGCGCUUCGGUGUCACUAUCACUGUGCACCCGGAGCCUCACGUGACGUGGCUGAAGAACGGAGAGAGGAUCAAAGCGGGCGAUGAUGACCGCAAGUACACGUUCACCAGCGAUAAGGGUCUGUACCAGCUAAUGAUCCACAACCUGGACAUGAGCGAUGAUGCAGAGUAUACCGUCAUGGCCAACAACAAGUUUGGAGAAGAUAGCUGCAAGGCGCGUCUCACCGUAACACCUCAUCCUGUGACGGAGGAAACUAUGAGGCCCAUGUUCAAACGUCUGCUGGCUAACGUUGAGUGUGUCGAGGGACACAGCGUGCGCUUUGAGCUCAGAGUCUCAGGAAUUCCAACUCCGACUCUGAAAUGGCAGAAGGACGGUCAUGCGCUCGAGUUUGGUGGCAAAGUUGUUGUCAUACAGGAAGACCUUGACUACUACGUCUUGCACAUUAGAGACACUUUGCUCGAGGACUCCGGUGUGUACAGUGUGACUGCAACCAACUGUGCCGGCUCUGCAAGCUGCCAGGCUACCCUGAAGGUGGACCGCCUCACCUACACCAGGAGAGAGUACAAGAGCGAGGAGGAGAAACACAGACACGUACAGAAACAAAUUGAAAAGACUCACAAGAUGGCUCUGAAGAUUGUCGCCACUGAGGAGCUCGUACCUCUCAACCCAACAGCCCAGGAGGCGCUGAAAUAUGCUUCAGAGAUGUACAAGCCCGCCGUGAGCACCAAGAAUGUUGAGGGCGAGUUUGAUAUCACGGUUGAGAAGUCCGAGACAAAGAAAUUGGAGGAGGAGAGGAGGAUCUUCAUGCCGUAUGAGAUCCCCGAGGCUGUGGUUCACGAUCCCAAAGCUCUGGAUGAGGACAAGGCUAUCAAACUGUUUGUGCCUCUCUCUGACAUGAAGUGGUACCGAAAGCUGAAAGACCAGUACGAGGUUUCAGAGAAGAUGGAGAGAAUCGUGCAGAAGAGGCAGAGACGUAUCCGCCUGUCCAGGUGGGAACAGUUCUACGUGAUGCCCCUCCCGAGAAUCACUGACCAGUACAGGCCAAGAUGGCGUAUCCCGCAACUCACUCAGGAUGAUUUGGAGACCGUCAGGCCUGCCCGCCGAUCACCUUCUCCUGAAUCCGAGAUCUCCUUUAGAUCCAGAAGGAGAUCUCUGGGAGACAUGAGUGACGAGGAGCUGCUGAUGCCCGUCGAUGACUACCUUUCCAUGAGGAAAACUGAGGAGGAGAAAAUGAUGCUGGAGGAUGAGCUGGAGCUCGGCUUUUCAGCCUCUCCGACCCGCAGCCCUGUCCGCAUUGAGCGCCGUGCCGUGGAACUCAGAGAGAGGCGGCAGGAAGUCAGGCACGAGUCCGUCGAGGUUUCUGAGACAAAGAAGAAACGCACCGUUUCCCAGUUCAUGAGAAGGAGAAGGUCUCUGUCUCCUACGUACAUCGAGCUCAUGCGUCCCGUCUCCGACCUGAUCAGACCGUCACGCGCCAAGCCCCCGGUGGAGGUGGAGGGAGAGGCAGUGGUGCGGAGGUCCCCCACGCCGGAGAGGACGCGUCCUCGCUCUCCCAGCCCCAUCAGGUCCGUGGAGAGGUCAUCCCGCUCCUCCUCCAGGUUUGAGCGUUCCGCCCGCUUCGACAUCAUGUCUCGCUACGAGGCGAGAAAGGCCGCUCUGAAGUCCGAGAGGAAAUACCAGGUGGUCAGCCAGACGCCGUUCAGUCUGGACCACGCUCCCCGCGUGACAGUCAGGAUGCGCUCUCAUCGCGUACCGAUCGGCCAAGACACCAAAUUCACCCUGAACAUCCAAACCAAGCCAGAGGCCGAGGUCAAGUGGUUCCACAACGGAACUGCGAUCUCCGAAAGCAGCGAAAAGUACAUCUUCACCAACAUGAGUGGUGUGUUGUCCAUCACUAUCUUGGAGUGUCAGGAAGACGACAGCGGCACAUACCGCUGCGUGUGCUCCAACGCCAAGGGAGAAGCGUCCGACUAUGCCACCCUCGAUGUGUCCGGCGGUGGCUACACCACCUUCUCCUCUCGCCGCAGAGAUGAAGAAGUCCAGAAAGGAUACGUCCCUGAAGUCACUAAGAUUGACCACUAUCACACCACACACUUAAAAGCUGGCUACUCUUCCCAGACACACUUGAAGGUGGAAGAGAGCAAGUCUAAACUAACAGAGACACGUGAAGUCAUCACACGUGAAAGAUACGCUGCCUCCUCUGAGAGAUACUCCUCUGCCGAGAGGUACGAUUCAUCCAUCAAGUACGCCUCUGCUGAAUACCUGUCAUCUGAUUCCUCCUAUUCAUCGGAAAAGUUAUCUCUGACUGGAAAACGCACCACGUCUGAAGCUAAACUGAAGUCGUCUUCUGCUGCUACUGCUGUGACCGAGGAUGUUUCUGUCCACAAGGUGAAGCCUUCCCUUCCUGCCAAAAUCCUUACCAAGCCCCAGUCUGUGACGGUCGCAGAGGGAGAGAGCGCCAGAUUCUCUUGCGACAUCGACGGCGAGCCUUCACCGAGCGUUACGUGGAUACACGAGAGUACAACCAUUGUCUCGUCUCACCACGUCCGCGUUACCACCACGCAGUACAAGUCCAGCAUGGAGAUCUUCUCUGUGACGGCGUCCGACGAGGGCAGCUACAUCGUCGUGGUGGAGAACUCAGCAGGCCGACAGGAGGCUCACUUCACUUUGACGAUCCGCAGAUCAGUUACCAAAGAGGAAGUCAAGGCCGUGAAAUCCCCUGAGCCAUCUGUAAAGUCACCCACUCCGAGUGUAAAGUCUCCGGAGCCUUCCGUCACAUCACCGGCUCCCUCCGUUACGUCCCCUGUCCCCAGCAUCAAGUCACCAACACCAAGUGUGAAGUCUCCCGAACCAAGUGUUACAUCUCCCGUUCCGAGCAUGAAGUCGCCGACGCCAAGCAUCAAGUCUCCAGAGCCACCCACACCCUCUCCAGCACCCGGCUUAAAAUCACCAGCUCCAGGCGUCAAAUCUCCUGAACCCGAGGGAAUUAAGUCACCACGCGGACUAAAAUCCCCUGAACCCAAACUCAAGUCACCACCACCAGUCAAGUCUCCUGAGCCUGAGGGAAUUAAGUCACCACGCGGACUUAAAUCCCCUGAACCCAAACUCAAGUCACCACCAGUCAAGUCUCCUGAGCCUGAGGGAGUGAAAUCACCUCGUGGCGUCAAAUCUCCAGAACCUGCAGGAAUCAAAACACCAAGAGGACUUAAAUCUCCAGAACCAGCGGGAAUCAAAACACCAAGAGGACUAAAAUCUCCAGAACCUUUAGGCAUCAAAUCCCCAAGAGCCUUAAAGUCCCCUGAGCCCGAGGGAAUCAAAUCACCCCCGAGGAUGAAGUCUCCUCCUCCCGUCAUGUCCCCGAAGAGGGUCGUUUCUCCACCCACCGUCAAAUCCCCAACCCCGAAACCUCCCAAAGUCCUGAGUCAGCUGACAGCCGAGGCGAGCGAAGGCUCGGUGCGGAUGUCCUGCGUCUGCGAGAGCAGCGUCAAGGAGGUGGUGUGGUACGUCAACGGGAGGAGGCUUUCACAGAGCAGCCGCUUCGAGAUGCACUACUCGGAGGGCUCCUGCAGCCUUCUGAUCUGUGAUCUGGCAGACAGCGAUCAGGGAGAAUACACCUGUGAGAUGACUUCAGAGGGAGGAGUGUCCAAAUCCUCUUUCUCCUUCACCGGACAGGUGUUCCAGUCCAUACGGAUGAAGAUCACAGCCUACCGUGAGCAGCAGCAACUGGCACUUAAAGGAUCAAUGGCGAUGAGUCAGAAGGAGUCGUCUUUAUCCGUGAGCUCAUCCGUGAGCUCAUCCAUGAUGAUGAAGAAAGAAAUGCACGUGAUGGAGGAGUCGUCGUCCUCCUUCUCUUCCUCCGCCCAGCAGGCGAUGAUGUCCUCCAUGAUGGAGUCCAGCUCCUUCAGCAGCAUGGCAGCUGAGAUGAAGUUCGAGACUAUGUCCAUGUCCAGCAUGUCCUCCAUGACGUCCGAGACAUACGCCAUGAGCUCCCAAAGCGAGGGAUCCUCUUUCAGAGCAAUCGGUUGUGCUCCGCGGAUCGAGGCUCUGCCGGAGGACAUCAGCAUCGAGCCGGGCAAAGUCCUGACGGUCACCUGCGCCUUCUCCGGCGACGCCAAACACAUUGAGUGGUCCCGCGGCGGCAAAACCAUCGAGGUGACCGCCGGCGGACGCUUCCACAUCGACACCACAGAGGACCUGACCACGCUCAUCAUCACCGGCGUGAAGGAGGAAGACGCCGGAACCUACACCCUGAAGCUGUCCAACGAGCUCGGCUCGGACACAGCGACUGUACACAUUAGCAUUCGAUCAGUGUAAAAAAAAAAAAAAAAAAAAAAAAAAAAUCUAAUCGUUCGAUCUUCCCCUUUUCCCUACUUCCAUGCCUUUUUAUUUAUUAACUAAACAAAAAUAAUCUACUUCAUAAAGAUCUGGAUUUCUGUUCUUGUAAAUAUGAACUAUUUUUGUACCAAUCUUGACAUUAAUUUAUGCCAAACUAGACUACAGUCUAAAGUUGUUAUAAAAUGUGCCAUAUUGGAUAACUAUGACUUAGGAUUUUUGAUCCAUUUUUCUGUGACAUGUACAUAAUGUAUAUAGCCGAAUUUAACGGUUAUGGGAAAUGUAUGCAUUGUUAUUUAUGACAAUAAUAUUAACUGAAACAAAGUGAAACUAAAUGUGGUUUAACAGGAGAAAGUUUCACUCGGAACGAAUACCCUGUUAAGCCAAGAAACUAAACAAUGUGCCUCAACGAUACGUUGAAGUCUUAAGAUUGCCUCAACAGGUAGAGAGGCUCCCUGUUGAAGUUAACUCAAUCCGAGACAGAACUAUGAAUGCACUGCGGUGCUGUUGCAUUGGAACAAAAGCGCGAGAUCCUGAGUGCUGUUUGCAUCUACCCUCAUGUAAGCAGGACGACUGGACCUCGCGCUCUUGACUGAUUAUGUCAUACCGCCAUUUCGAUGACAUGCUCACAGUGCGAGCGGCCUGCACUCCCUGAGCACAAGUGUUUCUUUUUUUUCUUUUGUGCUCCGCUUCUGGCAACUGACCACUCCCUCGGCUCUUCGGUCGUACCAUCGAACCUGGCAAAUCACGAAGAAAAAACCCCAAAAAAACCAAAGAGUCUGUGCGCUGUGCUUGGUUGCAGAGGCGGAGCUGUCUCUCGGAGGUCUGCAGUGUGUUUGUGUGUUAGUUUUUAGGAGUUCAGUCGAGCCGGGUGGCGCCAGGUAGACGUACGGCAGCCGAAAACCAACCGGCGCUGCGCUGAACGAGGACGGAGAGAAGCGUGGUCUUUGCGUGUCGCCCGGCACUUUGGUUUCAUUGAAGUUAGAGUUUUAGCGUUGACUAUUUUCGCAGCCUCCUUGAGUUUUUCUCCAAUUAUUGAUUUAAUAAAGCAUGAUUAUCAGCACUA
This is a messenger RNA of Perca flavescens (yellow perch), 94491 nucleotides long. RefSeq names its product titin-like. NCBI's taxonomy places the organism in Eukaryota, Metazoa, Chordata, Actinopteri, Perciformes, Percidae. The record is from RefSeq and is a predicted model, not a curated record. Gene Ontology annotation, molecular function: protein binding; protein kinase activity; ATP binding. Gene Ontology annotation, biological process: protein phosphorylation.